AUGCGAGGCUCCCGUAUGAAUGGCCUGCCUAGCCCCACUCACAGUGCCCACUGUAGCUUCUACCGGACCAGGACCUUGCAAGCGCUGAGCAAUGAGAAGAAAGCCAAGAAGGUGCGCUUCUACCGCAACGGGGACCGCUACUUCAAGGGGAUUGUGUACGCUGUUUCCGGAGACCGCUUCCGAAGCUUUGACGCCUUGCUUGCUGACCUGACUCGGUCUCUGUCUGAUAACAUUAACCUGCCUCAGGGAGUUCGUUACAUUUAUACCAUCGAUGGCACCAGAAAGAUUGGGAGCAUGGAUGAGCUGGAAGAAGGUAAUUAGUAGGAAACAAUGCUUGCUUGCUGGUGCAGGGAGGGCAUGGGUGUGUGGAAGAGGCAUGAUCAGCUUAGAAAGCAACGCAUAGAAGUCCCACUACUUCAGCCCUCAUUAGAGGAGCAUGGAUCAUGAUCCAGUAUAUGAAUGGCAAGGGCCUGGUUCACAGGACUGUUAAAAGAAGCAGCAUUUCAUCCAUGGGUUCUUUUUCAUGAAUGGCAAUAGAAUUCAUUCAGAACCUUGGGUAUGGAUCCUGUGAAGCUGCCUUUAUUCCAGACUGUUGAUCAUCUGGCCCAAUAUCUGAUGGGUGGUAGCUUUCCAUGGUCUCAGGUGGAUGUCCCCUUUCAGCCCCCCUUCCUGAGACCACUUCACAGAAGACUGGGCACACAUGCAAAUCAUGUGCUCAGUUCCUACAGGGACUGAGAAGAAAAACAGUGCCUAUUAAAAGGAGCAGGAAGUUCUCCACUGGUUGUUUAAUAAGGACUUUUCUCCCCAUCAUUUAAAUGAUGUUCUGGGCAGGGGGGUCCUCAAUGCACAGUGUAUUUGCAUGAUUUCUGUACAAAUUGUGGGCGUGUUUCUGUACUAUGUCUGUGCUUGGAUGUGCUUGCAUGUAUAUGCAUUUGAAGUCGAGUUCAUUUGGGGAAGGAGGGGGAAAGGUGCCAGGUAUUCAAAUAUGUGCAUAACAAUUUGUAUGUUGGUUUUGUCUGUUUGUGGCUUUUGGGUAUUAUGUUCAAUCUGUCCAUAGGGAUGUCCUUCUGUGGGUCAUUAGUGAGGUUGCCUGAGGGUGGUAUGUGUACAGGGCAACUACCAUCGUAUGAAGGGGCAUUAAGGACCAUGUCUGUGUUUAGAGCAUGUGUGCACAUAAGUAGUCAUACCCAGUAUAUUUGCAGGAUGCAUGUUCUUGGGCUGGAAAUAUUACGAGAAAGCAUGGUGUUUGUGUUAUGCCAUUUGGGAUUAUGUCUGUCUGUGUUGAUUUGGAGUGGGGAGGAGAAGGCUGUUCGGAGUAUUCCCUCAGGACCAUGUCUGCAAUAUCACUCUCCGUGCCGCCUUGUACCCAAUGCAUCAGUGCUUCUGCUUUGUAUUAAAGGGGGUGUGCCCAGGAUUUCUGUAGGAGCGAGUGUGAAUAAGAAUGUGUAUCCAUGUGGUUGGAGGAUUUGUGGAAAGUACUAUUCCACAUGGGUGUGUCUGGGAGAAGCUGUGUCUCGGUAGGGUGCGUGUGAACAAUUUGCACUAUGUUCUGCAAGGUAUAUGCAUGCAUUUAUGUAGCCAUUCCUUACAGGCAUAGUUGUGCGGAGUCGCCGGUCUGUAAAUGUGACUCAGUGUCUGCAGCAUGCAAAGUCACCAACUCCAAAUGCCCAAACCUCACAUUCUGAGUCAUGCAAAAAACCCAAAGUAGAUUGCCUUAAAAUGUGUAAGAUCAUUUAAGAUGAUUUAAUAAAGCACAUUGCUGAUGUGAUCUUUAGUUUAUCAUUUGUGCUAAAGGAUGCUUUUUUAUUGCUCAUCAUUACUGCAACAAUUUUUAAAAAAUGUUUUAUAAUACAAGUUCAGCUUCCUCAUUCUUCCAGUACCUGUGGCUUUACAAAACGUUUUUUCAUGUGGGGUGGGGGGAACAAGGUUGGAGGGGGUGAAAACCACAGGAUUUGCCAUCCAUGUGCAUCAGUGUGACUGCAGGGUGUGUCCCUUUGUUUGGGGCGACUGUGUUCAGUGUCUCUGUAAGGUGCAUCUGUGGCAGCUCAGAAGGGAAGCUACAUGGAGAUGCCCCAGGGGGAAGGUGUGUCUGCUGAAGUGAGAGAGGUGUAGUAGAUGUGGGUGUGGAUCUGUCAAAGGGGGCAGUUGGAGUAUGAAAGGGGGCGGAGGAGGAAUGUUUGCAGUGCUAUGCCUGUUAAAAGGAGGCAGGAAUGGAUAGAGAGAUUGACUAAAAGAGGGAAUUCAGGCAUGGUGAUGCAGCAGAGUCUGGCAUGUCUAAUAUUUCUCACAGCGUUCCAUGGCGAGUUUGGAGAUUCCUGCAGAGAGUCGUAUUUUGUGAUAAAGUGAGGAGUCAUCCUUUUUUUAAAAAAAAGAUUGCCUCUCUCCACGAUAUAUCUGAGAGGCAAAUGAAAGGUUUGUUCCUAGUAUGUAUAUCUAAAUAAGCAUCUUUAAAAGCCUUGAUUGUAUGGUACCAGUCCUUUCUAAAGGUGGAGAUUCUCGAUAUCCGUGUCUACAGCUGCUACCUUUUUUGUUUGUCAAGGUGGAUGCACAAAUAGAUUUCUGCUCAUUGUGUGCCUGGAGAUACAAAGGUUAAAUCCCAUGUUGCUUCUCAUCCCUCUCAGGCAACAUUUCCUUGUACUCUUAAGUUGCAGAGGUACUCUGCCACUUGUCUUUAAGCCAGUGAGUUGCCAUCUUGAAUGAUGUCAUCCCAUGGAAAUGCUGUCCCUGAAGCUAGGAUUUCCAAUAAUGACAUCAUGGUAUCAGCAAUCAACCAGGCCUGCUUUGUUACCAUUUUGCCAUGGGCAGGAAACUGAUGUGCAUCGAACAUGAAGAGGGCAACAUUCAGCUGUGGUGGCUGCUGAUGCUACUGAGCCUGCUGUAAGUCUUCAUGCUUUGUUUCAGCACCUGGGUUCCAUCUUUAAAGCAGAAAUCCAAGUGGUUUCCCCAUUCACCUUGCCUCCUGGCUUUUUGUUAACACGUAUGGCUCCUGCUCUGCCUUCCUCUCUUAGGAAGCAACAUCUUUGCACUACAGAAAAAGAAAGAGAAUAAACUCAACUGUACAUGUACAUUUGUGUGUCUUUGAGAAGAGUGGGGAUAAUGAAGUUUGAAAAUAGCUGGAGCAAAGCCACUGCAGUUGUUCCCCUCUAUCUUUGUUACCUGUGCCUUAUCUGUCUUUUCUUCUCUUCCCUUCCAACUUUAUGAUUCUAUGAUUCUCUUGAUCCUCCCCCACCUCGCCCAUACUUUCUGGCAAAAUCAAAUUGGAAUCUACUUGGGGCAGGGAGCUGAUGUGUUUGCAUUGCUACUCAGUAAAGUCCUAUGUAUACUGAUGAUGCUACUGAGAUAAUUAAAAUCAUAAUCAUAAAGCCACAAAGAUUUACAACUAAAAACUCAUAUGGGAUUUUGGGUGGGUGGAGGAGACAAUAUGGAUUUGCUGCUAUAGUUACAAUGGAACAAUACCCUCAGACAAGUUCAGGAUGAGUUGUUUUACCCUUGCAAUUAUAUAAUUCAUAUUUGUCCACAUGCACGAGUGCACACACACGCGCAGGGGGCAUUUGUGUGGAAGCCUUGUGGCGUAAAGGGUCACUGCAUCUGGCUGUUAAUCAGGAGGCUGGUGAUUUAUUUAUUUUUUUAAAAAAAUAUUUUUAUUAAACCAUUUUAACAAAACAAUUAUCAGUCAUUCUUUGUUUUUCUUGGCAGGUCUCGUCCUAAAAUCCCUAACCAAAACGCUUCUGGCUUCUUUACAAAUGUCAUUUUAAACAUUUUUUUCAAUUCAUUAUAUAUCAUCUCCCAAAAAUUUUUAACUUCUCUGCAUUCCCACCACAUAUGAUACAAGUUACCUUCUUUUUCUUUACAUUUCCAACAUAUAUUUGACCCGGUUUUGUACAUUUUUGCCAUUUGUACUUGCGUAAUAUACAUCUAUACAUCAUUUUUAUGUAAUUUUCUUUCAAAAGAGAACAAUCUGUAAAUUUCAAGUCUACCUUCUACAGCUUUUCCCAAUCCUCAAAUUGUAUAUUGUGUCCUAUAUCUUGUGCCCAUUUGAUCAGAACUGCUUUGACCUCCUCAUCUUUUGUUUCCCAUUCUAGCAGAACGUUAUAUGCUUUCUUCAGCAGCUUCACUACUUCUUCUAUAACCUCCUUUUGAAAUCUGGAGGUUGUGUAGCUAAACCGGAGGCUGGUGAUUUGAGCCUGCCUAGGAAUGGCUGUGGGCAGGAUUCCUGCAUUGCAGGGGGUUGGACUAGAUGACCCUCAGGAUUCCUUCCAAUUCUAUGAUUCUAAUUUUUAUUUCCAAUCCCUGAAAAGUACUGCUUAUGCAGAAUACUUUGAUAUGGCUAUGACAGGCUUGUUCACACAUCACACAUUUGUUUAGGCAAGCCUAUACAGACAUAUAGAUGUUGGUAUGCAUUAAUCUCUUUUUCCAUUAAUUUUAAUUGUUUUUAAUUGUUUUGAACCGAUUUGUAAUAAUUUUAACAUUUCUUUCCAAGUGCUUAGUGGCUUUACUGCAAUCAAGCGAAUGUAUAAAUUUUGUUAAAUCAGUCAAAUAUAUUACACUGGGUGUAGGUGGAAGCUAAGAUUACACAGGUUUGUAUGAAAGAAUGAUUGCUUGUUGAUUUGUACAGUUCAACUGUUCUGUGCACAGGUCCACAAACUGUACAUUUGUUGAAUGCAACAUGUGAACACCACUUAAAUGUCUAUAUUUCAUUUAUCUUUCCUGGUAUUUAAAUGCAAUGAGUUGUUCACACAUUAUAUACCAUGCACAGGUACAAGCUGCCUUUCUACACAUGUACAAAUGUGUGUUCUUGUUUAUUUGUACAGUUCAUCUAUUGUGUAACACACAGAAUGCCCAUACACUUAAUGUUACAUGUGUAGGAAUGUACAGUUCAAAUAUUUGUUGAACAUAGACUGUACACUCAUUGAAUGUAACGUGCAGAUACCCCUAUGAUGUGCUUGGGAAAUCUGGCAAACUAAUUUGCCUCUCUUGGUUACUCCAGGCACAGGUCCAGAGGAAUUCAAUCCAGUCCCAAAACACAGCCCUUCAUUAAGCACACACCCUGCUUUCUAACAGCACUUUGCCUGGAUCUACUGAAAUACAAAAAGCUUUGUCAAAGCCUCAUAGAAUUGUAGAGUUGGAAGGGACCCCUAGGGCCAACUAGUCCAACCCCCUCAAAUGUAGGAACUGGAACCUCUAUUACUCUUCACAUGAGGAGAAAGAGGGUUAGAGCCCUGUGCUUGUGUCACCAUGCGUGGAGGUGUGUCAGUAGGUGGAGCUAAUAUUGAGAAAUGUUCAGUUCCAAAUAUGGCCCCCACCCCCAAAAAACAAUAGUUGCUGAACAAGGUUUUGCACCUGGUGGCAAAGGAUUCUAUAAUGAAGUUGUGGGAUUUCCUGCCACAAAAUAUGUGAUGCUGAUCACUAGCUGAUAAUACUCUAAAGGGAUUAGAUACAUUAAUGGAGAAGGGAAGUUUAUCAGUAGCUGCGUUUUAGGAUGGCCCAAAUCAGACUUGGGGUGUCUUUGGUCCUGCCUUACAGUUCUCUAUUUCAGGGGUGGAGAAGCUGUUUCAGAACAAGAGCCACAUUACAGAAACCUUUCAGGUGGGCAGUAUGUGGCAGUAGGGGCCGGUCCAGAAGCAGAAGACCAGUGGCUUUGGUUGAGAUUACAGUGAAGUGAAAUGGAAUCCGUUCUGGAAGUCCGUUUGACUUCCAAAACAUUUGGAAACCAAGGCAUGGCUUCCAAUUGGCUACAGGAAGCUCCUGCAGCCAAUCAGAAGCUGCAGAAGCCACAUCGAACAUUUGGGUUCCAAAGAACAUUCGCAAACCAGAACACUCACUUCCGGGUUUGCGGUGUUUGGGAGCCAAAACAUUCGACACGCAAGGCAUUCGGGAUCCAAGGUAUGACUGUACAAUAAUUUUAUGUUCAGCACCCCAGUUGGCAUCUGAGUGGGAAGAGACAGAUGCCUUUACUCUGAGGGUAAAGAAACCUUUUCAGCCCGAGGAUCACAUUCCCUCCUGAGGAAACUUUUGGGGAUCACAUGGAAGUGGUGGGUGUGGCCAGAGGCAAAAGUGGGUGAAGCAUCAGAUUCGACUCUAUCUGAAGGUGUCCUUAUUUGAAGGACCGCCUGCUCCAAGUCAGGUUUAAGAAUAAAUAUGUAGAAGCAAAGAAUAGAGAACAGGAGCCUUGAAGUUACCCAUCAAUCAUUAAUGCCUGGAGAGCAGACUGAGAAAGCCUAUAGGUCACUUGAUCUCAAUCUCCCCUCCUAUGUACUGUACUUCUGCUUAAAUUAUAAUCACUAUUUCUAAAUUUACACCUGUAAUUACGAUUCAGCACAUGCAAAUUUUAUGCAAACACGUGCUUUUUCUGCCUUCUCAUUUGUCAGUGCAAAAAUGGUCACCUUAAUAGAACCUCUGAAUACCAGCCUCUUAUGUUCUGGCCAGUUUCACAGUCAUUGGUCUCCUGAAGAGUUCAGAUGGAGCUUGAUGGAUCAAAGUACAUUGGUACCUCAGGUUAAGAACUUAAUUCUUUCUGGAGGUCCGUUCUUAACCUGCAACUGUUCUUAACCUGAAGCACCACUUUAGCAAAUGUGGCCUCCCGAGCCACUGCUGCGCGAUUUCUGUCCUCAUCCUAAGGUAAAGUUCUUAACUCGAGGUACCAUUUCUGGGUUAGCGGAGUCUGUAACCUGAAGCGUCUGUAACCCGAGGUACCACUGUAAAGCAUAAUCUGGUUUCUCUGAAAGUUCUGUAAAACUGUAGUUUGAAACAUAAUUGACAUAGCACCUAGUACGUUCAACAAUUGUACUGCUAGGUAAAAUCUUAUGUUCUGUAUGCAGACUUUGUAAAAGGUGUUAUAGGACUUUUGACAGCACGGCUACAGAAUGCCCAGAAUGACUAGGCCUGUUUGUCAUCCUGGUGCCCUCCAGAUGUUCUGGACUACAACUCCAAAACAUCUGGAGGGUGCUAGAAUGGUAUUUGUAGCUAUAGAGAACUCAGUGAAAUAAUUCUAUGACUCUGGGAAUGUGAAUGCCAAUGCUAUAUUUAAUUCCUGAAAGGACUGUCGGCAGCAGAGUGAGCAGCCAUGCUUCCUUGAGUUUGCUGAAGGCCAGCUAGAAAUGAAAAUAGACAUUAAUGGGCUAUGAUCUAUGAUAUAUUGCCAGCAUUUGCACCUGAUGUAGUAGUUAUAGCACAAUGCAUUUCAUUUCAGGGAGUGACUUUCUUGCUCAUGGUUUGAGGCAAGGUUCAUGCAUCAGGAAUGCUAGAAGAAAACAGGCUUCCAUCAGGAAAACAAAGUCCUUUGCAGAGUAGGUUUGGCUGUCCUUGCACACUGGUUUAUUAGGCUACCUUGUCCCAAACUAAAUGGUUUCAAAAUGCCAGUGCAAUGGGCAAUGGUGGAGCUGCUGCAUCUCCCUUCUGAUUCUUCCACUUGCCCCUUUGUAUCUCCUGCUUGCUGUAGACAAACCGGAUCUCAGUUUCACCUCAUGAUGAGCAGGGUGGGAGGGUGUAUGAAAGGAUCAUAGAAUCAUAGAAUUGUAGAGUCGGAAGGGACCCUGAAGGUCAUCUAGUCCAACCCCCUGCAAUGCAGGAAUAUGCAGUUGUCCAUAAAGAUGAACAAAGUGAGAAACUUCAUCUGUCUCCACCCUGUAACGUUAUAAAUUGUAGGCAGAAUCUACAACAAGGUUGGGGAAUUUUUUUUCUCCUGAAGACUGGAUCCCUCAAGUGAAAGAGGUCUGUGGUCUGCUUUGCCAACUCACUGUAGAAUGGGAGAAGUGGAGAUGGGGAGGGGGAGUGGAUGUGCUUUAGGCAAAAUGCAUGGGCUUGGUUAACAGGUCUGGUGGGCUGUGAUAGGUCUGUUGGCCAGAGGUAUUCCACGUUGGAUCUACAGGUUGUGGUCUAGUAGCAACUCAACAGAGUCCAUUCAUUCAUUCAUUCAUUCAUUUUAUGACUGACACAUUUUAUUAGUGAAACCUUAAAAAGGACAACAGAACUAGUAAAUCAUACGACAAUAAUGCCAAACACACUGAAUAAAAAAACCAAAAUCCAAUAAAGCAGCCACUGGAAUGGCUUUGUGGAAAAUCAAUGUGUAAGGAGAUAGCAGAGAGGGAGGCAUAAGGAAGCCAGUGAAAAGGAGGGCUGUCAUCUUGUUAAGCGGCAUAGAUGCCAACUCCCUGGGGUGCCUGAGCACCCACAAAAUUUCCCAUGAAGGGGCCAGGCAUCCACAAAGCUCGGUGCCAGGGCCAGGCACGCUGCAUGGCACCCAUGGCCCCAGGCACCCAUGAUCACAGAGCCAAGUUGGCACUCCUGUUAAGUGGAGUCUGGUGAAGGGGGCAAUAUAUGGACCUAUCAGUCAAGCAAAGUUAUAUGCCAUAGGUAUUGCCAAAUACAGUCAUACUUCACUGGGAUAAAUGGCUUCAUAUGUUGUUUGCUCAUGUGCACCAUGAGAGCCCUCCAACAGGCAGCAAAGUCCAUUGGCUUAGUACUCCCCUUCAAAACCUUAAGAUGAUGAGUUAAUUUUUCUUAAGACAAUUCAAACUGAACUGUAGCCAACCAGUAGGGAUGGAUGGACCAGCCUAUUUCUAUUAUCUGUCAAUUUUGCAUGUUUUUAAUCAUAGGUCUAUUCCAUCUUGGUUUUGAAGGGAAAAAAAAUUCAGAUGGAAAUUGUAUGGGCUUUAGGCACAUUGUUCCCAUGCAUUUCCCCUUUGAUGGACAAACAAGGCAGGCAUGUAAAUAGGUCUGUAGGGCUCAACUUGAUCUGAUGUUAAUUUUGUGUGGAUGCACAUUUGUUUGGUUAUGCAAAUAGCAUAACCUGAACAGCCCCAGGUCCAUCAGAGGUGGGGCGUUCAACUUCUCAUCCUUUCAUGGACUUGUGCAGCUCCCCAAAGCUGUUGUUUGCAGCCUUCCCUUGAAAUGCAAAUGGAGAGGUGAUUUUUGUUGGGAUCAUGGCAGAGAGAGAGAGACAGAGAGAGAGAGACUGAAACUGCUCAUCCCCACAGUCCAGAGGCUUCCCCACACAUGCCAUUUACAUAACAAAAGCAUACAUCCUAAUUGCAUUGAUGCAAUUAUAGUCACAUGUGGCAUUGUCUAUAUAGGAAGCAGUGCUGGUGGUCUCUCCAAAAUAUCACAGAAUCUGACUUCUGUACGCCUUUGUUUCUAUAGUAUAUUAUUAGGGACACCUCUUUUCUAAAAGCCCAGCACAUUCACAAAACAUUCCCUUUUCUCUCUAGACACACUUCUAGAAUCCAGAAAUAUUAGCUAAAUUAGCUUCAGCAUGGUAUGGUGCGCCCCACCCCCUUUCUAACAGCUUGCGUCAUUCUGAAAAGGAUACAGUCGUGCCCCCUCAGGGGGGAUGCCCUCCCUGCUGUGCAGAUAUUAUAUUAUUUGUUAUGCUAGCAGCUGUCCCUGGAGGGUCUGAUUGAUUUGUACAAACAAGGACAGAGGCUCUAGGAAAGACAAAGCUUGAAAUAUUUCAAACCUCAAUAUUUUAGGGGGUUUCAGAGCCUUCUUAUGUGGGUUGAUUUAAAGUUCAGGUGACAGAGGAAAGGGCAGAUGUAGAGAAAUUCCAGAUGGGUUCUAAACAUAUGUAAUUCCCACUCAAAUUGUAAAUCCCUGUAAAGUGGAAAGCUGAGAAAUGCAAUCCAAGUAUGGCACAUAAUGGAUGAUGGGAGAGAGCUCAGCUGACAGUCAGAGAAAUUGGCCGUUGCCCUCUGGAGAGUAUUCAUUCAAAUGAGUUUUCAUGGCUGAAUUUCAAAAUGGUCUCAACACAAAGUGUUCGUAUCCAACUGAUUGCCAAUGCAGAACCUGAUGCUUUUUUGAAGUUUGCACGCAACAUGUUUGAGGUGUAAAAUAUGUAUUUUUAUUACAGGAGGUGAAAGUAAUCUGUGCAUGAGGCAAACAUACAUGCUUGCAGUUACAUGUGUCAUGAGGUGAGAUCGUCUGUAGCUCCCUGAUGUCUGCCUUUUGUUGGAGCUGCAUCAGCAGAGAUCAUUCCAUAUACAACUAAAGGGUUAAUUCUGUUAGUAUUCACAAGUGAAGAGGGGGCAGGUAGAGGUGUUGCUUAGCAACCAAGCAGAGUACCAUUAUGUUUGCUGCUGAGGUAGCAUGUGCUCUGAUUGAUGAAUGAGUUCUCGAUCUGUAUGUUUGGUUGAGUUUCUCCCUGCUAUGUAUGAGGCCUGAAGCAAGAAAGACAAGAGCCCUCUGUAUAUGUCUCCUCCAGUUUUAUAGUUUUUGUUCGGUUUUCCUCAGCAAAGUGUUAUCAGCGUUUCUCUCUUUUGACUCCGUCUCUGUUAUUUAAUUGACUUUACUAACACCUUUUCCUCCAGAGGGCUUCUUUCCCUCAUAGGCAGCCAUUUUGAGGGGCAAGUACCCAUGAUGGCUCUUAUUUUUCUAAGCCUACCCACAAACCACAGGCUUCUACAGUCACACAGAUCGCUCUAUCCAGGCAAGAAAGAGGUAUCACUACGGUUCUCGGACACACAAUAGGUGUGCAAAAGUGUGUGAGGAGGGCACAAAGCAGGGCUGAUGAGGGGUGUGGCCCAGGAAGAGUCCGGGGGGCCAUAUACAUACAGGAUUCUUUUUGACCAGAACUCACCGGAACCAAGAAUGCCAGUUCAAAUAAAAUGUUGGAGGGGGGCAGGUAAGCCCCAUCCCACAUAAUUGAUCACAAGGUGUGGCACACACACCAUUUGAAUGGCAAUACCUAUAAACUUUUGGGGCCUUCAAUUAUUUUACGGGGGGGGGGGCAAAGGGACUUUGUCCCCUAGGAGUUGGCUGAGUUGGAACAAAUUUCUGGCACCUCUCAGGUGGGUGCCACUGCCAUUCUAAAAGAAUGGGGUGGGGGGUGUUCAUGGUGAGUUCCAGUACCUAUUUUUCUAGAAAAAUAGCACCGGAUAUAUACAUACAUAAUUUUAUAGGUAUGCUGCCUUUCCAUGGUUAAAGCCAUGCUCAAUGCAGCUUACCACAUGAAAAAAUACAUAAUUAGAAAUAUAACAAAAGUAGUCAUAACCAAUGAGUAAAACAUCAAAAAGUAGACAACCAAAUUGAUUUCCCCCUCACAUAAAUCAUAAUAUCUAAAAUAAAGAUACAAAAAAAUAAUAUCAAUCACAGCAGCAAUCCCCACCCCCACCCAAACCUCAGCCCAAGCAUCUGUUUAGCAGCCCCAGCUUUUGUAGCUGGAGUCAGUCCAGGCCUUCCCUUCCCUGAUCAGGUGGGAAAAGUCCUGCAAGUCAGGGAGCAGGUUUUCUAGGAUUCACAACAAGAAUAAUCUUUGGCCUUUUCAGCAGCCUCAGUUUCUAUAAAGAGCCCUGGAGGAGCACAUUCAAAUGGUAAAUGGUAAAGUGAAAGCUGAGUCUUGGGUUCCCACCUCUGGAAUACAUCAUGGGAAAUAUGGGUUUGCUAUCAUGAAAUGUUAGUCUGCAAAUGUGGUCUCUCAGUCUUUUUUGAAAAACUCUUGAACUUUCAGCGCUUUUACAUAUGUAACAAAAUUUAUAGGCUACUUAAUAAAAUAAAAGUCUGCAAUUGGUUUACACGGCACUCACCAUGAAGUUGUUACAGUAAGCACCACACUUUUAAUAUGUGGGUGGGGGGAGGUUCAGUAUCCCCAGGAAGAAAAAGACUGGGUUUAUAUAAAAUAGUAAAAAAUGUUUACAGGAAAAUACCAAUAGGAUUUACAGACUAUCAAAACAAGCAGGUGAGCAAACAUAAUAAAACUCUCAGUAUACAGUGGAACCUUGGUCUCUGAAGCGUCUCUGAAGCUGAAUGAUUUGGAACCCGAAAUCAUGCCGAAAACCUGGAAGUGAAUGCUUCCGUUUUCGAAUGCAUCUCGGAUGUCAACCAGCUUCUGAAGCGUGUUUCUCCAUUUUCUCCAUUGAAAUUGUCGACAGCCCAUUGUGCCUCGGUUGUCGAAUGUUUCGGAAGUCAAAAGCUCUUCCGGAACAGAUUACGUUUGACAACCGAGGUUCUACUGCAUAUAUAAAACCAAGAGAGUUUAAGAAUGUCUGUCUUGCCUAAACAAAAGCAUUUUUAGCAAGCAUCAAAAACAACACAACAGAGACAUCUGGUUGUAGAGCACAGGUGCUAUCAGUGUUUAAAAGGGAAGUACCAGUACGCAACUAUGUCAUAACUAUGUCAUAAUCAGAGUGUGCUUUUCCCUUUCAAAAGCUAGAAAAUCCUAAGAAAAGAUGCAGACCCCAGGUCUGCUCUUUCUUCAUCUCCUCCAUCUCCCGUGGAGCAGAAUUAGGUUGAGAGUGGUCUGGAGGCAGUCUAUCACCAACCCAAUAGUAGUAAUGUUUUGAGUUCUGCCAGGCUCAAAUCAGAUUUCAUUAAGAUGAGCCAUUUCCCCAGCCAAGAUUUAAUAAGCUCUAAUUCCUCCCAGCCAUUAUCUUCUAACUCUCUGCUCUCUUUCCUUCCCAUCUAGCUGGUGCUUCUACUUUCAUUCAUUCAUUCAUUCAUUUGUAUACCAUCCUUCAACCAAACAGGCAGUUCACAACAUAAAAAUCAAGCGGGAGAGAAAAAGGAACAGAAUUCUCCUCUGACUUGAAUAGAAAUACAAGCUGGACAAUCAUUCCAGACUCAGAGCCAAUUCAGACCUAAUAGGCAACCAUGAUAUUGCAAAUGCACCUGUGAUAGAAUGGCUUGCAUGCUCCCUCCCGCUCCCCUCUUAAAAACCAUCAAAAGGAGAUCAGAAACUUUAACCUCCACUUUUAAGCAAACCAUAGUUUUCCAUUACCUCCAAACUCAGGAAUAAGUGAUUUGCUUAAACAGUGGUUUCAGAACAUACUACAGGUUGAUUGCAGGUUCUCCCAAGUUUGGAUGUAAUGUGGGGUGGUGGUUUGUUAAUAAUAAUAAUAAUAAUAAUAGCAGAAGUGAAUGUUGAGAAAUGUUCUCCUCGUCAUAGAUGUACAAAAAGACGUCAGGUAGGAUCAUUCAUGUAGUGGGGAACUGGUUUUCAGUUGAUAUCUAAGACAACCAAAUACAUUUGCCUUGUAUUGGAGGUAAGUGUCACAGUCCCCCAAGACUCAGAUUUCUGAGCAUGUGGAGGAUGGAGGAGUUUUGGUAAUAUCUCUUGGGAGCACCCUCCCUGUGGAACACCCUUCCAUCAGAUGUCAAGGAGAUUAAGAACUACACAAUUUUUGGAGACAUCUGAAGGCAGCCCUGUAUUUGGAAGUUUUUAACGUGGCUGGGGAAACCUAGCCAGAUGGACAGGGUAUAAAUAAUAACAUUAUUAUUAUUAUUAUUAUUAUUAUUAUUAUUAUUAACCAGACAAGCAGUCUGGUUGUCUGAGUGGUUAGCUACAUACAAGCUAGGAACAAAACAAAACAAAACAAAAAAAUAGGGAGCCCUGCUGGAUCAGCCAGUGGUCCAUAUACAGUGGUACCUCUGGUUACAAACUUAAUUCAUUCCGGAGGUCCGUUCUUAACCUGAAACCGUUCUUAACUUGAGGUACCACUUUAGCUAAUGGGACCUCCUGCUGCUGCCGCACCGCCAGCGUGCGAUUUCUGUUCUCAUCCUGAAGUAAAGUUCUUAACCCGAGGUACUACUUCUGGGUUAGCAGAGUCUGUAACCUGAAGUGUUUGUAACCUGAGGUGUUUGUAACCCGAGGUACCACUGUAGUCCAUCAUCCUGUUUUCACAAUGGCCAACCAGAUACCUACAUGAUAAGCCCACAAACAGAAUCUGAACACAGCAGCACUCUUCUCAACUGUGAUUCUCAGCAACUGGUACUCAGUAGCAUAAUGUUUAUGGCAUUGCAAUAAUAUCCAGGGUGUGUUUCUUGAAUCGUGGCGCAGCCACUUAGAGUUGUCAAAGCCAGACUUGCCUGUUACACUUCUGGUAUUGCACUGAGUAGUAAAAGAAUUUCAGCAUCUUGGUGUUGCAUAUGGUCCGUGGAUAGGAUUACGUCUCUGCUGUAAAUAUCAUUGGGUGGGUGGGGGAAAGUUGACACAUAUUUCCCACUCCCCUUCAAGGGUAUUUUUGUCACUCAUUCUCACCAAUCCACUUGAUUCCCAGUUCUCCUGAACUGACAAUUUGCAUACUAUUAGGGUAUUCUAGUACCAUGUGCUGAUUGAUUGAUUGCCUUGAUCCAUCGACUCCCUGUUCAAGAAAAUUUACAAGCAGAAGUGAUUUAAAAUAUAUGCAAUUUAGUUCCAUAAAAUUCCAUUUGUAAAAUCCAAACAGAAACAACAGUGACUCAAUGAAAGCAACAAUAAAAUGUUCAUUAUGGAAAGCCUCACAGCUUGGCAGAGAUGUUGAACAGAUUUUACCCCCUCCAAGGAGAAAGGGAGAAGGAAGGUUUGCUUGAUUGAAGAUGGAGAAAAACACACACACACGAACAUGACUAAAUAUAUAAAUGUAUUUCCUCCACACCAGCUCACCUAUGCUGUUGUAUGGGCAUUAGUGCUGUAGAAACAAUAGAAUAAGUAAGUGCUAUUCAUUCAUUUGCUUUAAGCUUAUUAGAGGCUUCCUUGUGCUAUAAACCUUGCCAUAUGCUGAGUGAAAUGAGCCUCUCCUACUCAGCAUCCUGAGCUUUCUGUAAACACCUAAGGACAUGCAAGGACACAGGCUCUUGGGGAGGGUGCUUUGAGGAAACAGUGAAGAAAGAAAAAAAUCAGCAUUAAUUAGUGACCCACAAUAAGAAGAAUUGUAGUCCAAAAUAUCAGGAGGGAACCAGGCUGAUGAAGACUUGUCUGGACCUAGUGCAGAGGUGAAUGCAUCCCUUAUCCAGUGACACCUGCUCAUCUUUUGCUGUAGAAGAUGGACUUCUUUUUCCUUCUGAAGAUCAUGAUGCGAAUCAGCAUUUGGGGUUCACAGAAGGGAUGUAAUUUAUUCUGACAUUCACCCAGGUUUUCAUCUGAUAUUUUCCUUUCUGCUGCAAUUGGUUUAUUUUACACAAGUUGUCUUCUGUUUCAUGAAAACAUACAUGUUCUUUUAAUGUAUUUCAUAGCACACAAUAGACCUGCAUGGUGCUAUUUUUCUAGAAAAAGAGGUGCUGGAACUCAUCAUGAACACCUCCCUUGUUCUUUUAGAAUGAUAAUGGUGCCUACCUGAGAGGGGCCAGAACUGAGUUCCAGCAAGUUCCAGCUGAAAAGAUGUCCUGGACCUGCAGAUCUCAGGCAUCAACAGAUAUUUAGAUAUCAGUUACAUUCCCUAGAUGUUCCCUUUCAAAGUUAAUGAGAUUCCAGAGGUCUGAAAUUCCCUGCUGGUCUGCUAUGGCAAAAAACCCUCCAAAGAGUCUUGUGACACCUGAAAUACAAAGUUAAUGAACUGGCUAAAGGUCCAUCACAAAUCCAUCUUUAGCUACAAUUCCAGCAGUAGCUCCAGGAGGUUAAUCUGGACAGCCCAGAAGCCUCCCUUCAACUCUUAAUAUUCUAUGAAAUAGAUUCUUCCCUUAAUCCACCAGUUGUGUAUGACAGGAAAAACUUGAGGUCCUGCCUAAGGUGGGUGGGGCUAGAGGGAAAAGUAGGCAGAGCAAUGUAGGUACUUACCUCUGUACAGCCAGGCAAAAGGCAGAGGUUCUGCACACUCACAUCUCUUCAUCCCAGCAAGCAGGAGGCAUUAAUUACAAAGGUUCAAUGACAGAUUCCAGCCAGGCAAAAGCUCUCACUUAAGUAGAGCACAGAGCAGAGAGGAUUGGGGGAGGUGGCAUGGGGAAGAGCCCUAAGGGAUGGAUAGAGGUCCACAUACACUCCCUGGGACUGAUCUUCCCUACUCUUCUCUAUGACAAUAAUACUUGAAUGUAGGUCACUUGCUCUGUGAUGAGGAGAGAGCCAGGGGCCAGGGAAGGGCAAGGUUCAUUCUAAAUGCAAUAUUCAAGGAGCACAGAGUUCUGACAUUGCUUCAGCAAAAAACAUCCCAAUUGUUUCCCCACUUGCACUAGAAGGUUCUCCUUUAAUUAAAGGGGCCUAGCCCUCUCCAGUAGUCUCCUAUUAAGGCAGAAAUGUGGGGGUCUCUGGUCCUGCUGGCUUGCCUCUAAUGGAAUAAUCCGAGUCUGAGGCCAUUAGUGCCACAUUCUUGGGCUGGAGGGACACUGACCCCAGAGGCUUAUCCUGUAGCAGCAUGCCUUUAUCCUUCUGGUUCAGACUGUAGCUCUAUGAUCUGGAGAAGACUCUGACUCCUGGUUACCAAUGGUAGGGGCAGAAAGAGUUUUGGUUGAAGUCCUCCUUCAACCAGGGUGUUUCUGUGCUUUGGUCUCUAUAUAUUCCUGCACUGUGUCCUUCAGAUUUAGGGUUGCAAUCCAGCAACAUCUGGAAGGCACCAGUGGAAGCCAUGCCUGGUUAUGCAUGUGAAAAAUCAUUUGGGAUUCUUUUGAGAACAAAAUUCAGCAGUGAUGCAAAACAUACUAGGCAUCCUAAUCUGGUGUUUGUUUACUCAGAAGUAAGGCCCAAAUAAAUUAAUGUGCAUAGGAUUGUUGCUAUAGUCAGUAAUAUGAUCACAGCUCUUAAAUUGGCAGGCUGAAAUUAAUUUUAAAUUAUUGAUUUUUAUUCUAGCUUGUCUGUUGAAUUUGGGCAUGGUCUAAUUUUUCCCAUGUGAUGAGUGAGCAUAAGGUGUUGGUUUGUUAGAUAUGUUGCAAUGUAGAGAAGUAAUUAUAUCACUGACAGCCGUAGUAUUAGUUGACAGGUUGUUUGAUUGCAGUUGCCUCAAGGUCAUAUCUCUUUCAGUAGAUUCAACAGUGCAGCAGAGACAUCUUUCUAUGGCUCCAGUUUUCCUUAGAAUGGCUGUUCCUGCAAGAAGCAAAUCAGAGAGACAGAUUCUCUCCCUUUAUAUAUAUAAGAAUUUCUUAUUGUACAUGAUAACAAGUGUCUCAUUUUUGAUCUGGGAUAGUAUCCUCUUGGCAACUAUUCUGUUGGUUGUAAUCCUUUGAGGAAUGUUUUGAAAGUAGUUUCUUACUAAAAUAUGGAUAACAGCUCCUUUUUUGUUGAAAUACUGUUCCUCUUUAUAGUUACAUUAAACACACUCAGCAAUUAGGAAAAUGAGUCUGGAACAGGCCCCCUCAAGAGGUGGUGGACUCUCCUUCCUUGGAGGCUUUUAAGCAGAGGUUGGCUGGCCAUCUGUCAUAUAUGAUCUAAUUGAGAUUCUUGCAUUGCAGGGAGAUGGAUUAUAGGACCCUCGGGAUCCUUCCAGCUCUAUAAUUCUAUGAUUCUGUAAAUAUGUGUGUUUAAAUAAAAGCCUUUUCCUUAGCACUUCAGAUGUUUAUGAAUGUUCUGUGACAUCACAACCACCUCAGACAAUCAAACAAUGUUCCUCCCCUGGUCUUGACUGCCCCAUUGUGUAUGAGACUGCAUGUCUCAUAUCAUCUUAACUCUAAUAGUAUUCUAAACUCGUUCUUUGGGGGAAGGUUUUUUUGGGCAUAAAUGGUUGCUCCCUUUUGGAACUGCUUUUAAUUGCUGUAGUUAACUUUUUUUUGUUUUUGGUUGCUGCAUUUAUAAAACCUUUCUCGCGCUGCUAUUUCAGUGUUUAAUGGCUGCUUAAUCAGUGUUAUAUUGUGCUUAAAAUGGUCAAGUGUGCAUUAAGUUUAAAUUGGUGUCAAUGAAAGUUGUUUGUUAAACCUAAUUAUAAUAUGGAAGCAAUUUUGGGUGAGCGUGGGGGUCAUAGCUGUCAACUUUUCCCUUUUUUUAAGGGAAAAUCUUAUUCGGAAUAAGGGAAUUUCCCUUAAAAAAAGGGAAACGUUGACAGCUAUGGUGGGGGUUGCAGUUGGGAAGGAAAGUGUUAAUCUUCUUAAUAUACUUACACACACACACACACAUAUACACACACACACACUGCAUCCACUGCACAACUAUUAGUUUUAUAUAUUUUUAUGUAUGUCCCAUUGGAAACUGUCUACUAAGUCCAAAUGGGGAGACUAGGGAGGGGACAAAGAGGGGUGAAGAGAGGGGAAAGGAAAUAAAGUGAAAAGGCAGGAUGAGGGGGAGGGAAUGGAUGGUGUAUCAGAGCCCUGCUCUUACCUGCUGCUCCAUACCUGGGCUGCAUUCACUUGGCAGUUUAUUCUAUUUCCCUGAUGCUUCUCUGUUCAUUUCCACAUUAUUUUUGAGCUUUCACAUCACCUAAGAGCCACUUCCGGAAAACUAAUGGAACACAGAGCAUACUCAAAGCUCAUUUCCAUGUUAUUUGAUUCCAAGGGGGUGGGUGGGUGGUGGGUGGGAUGUGUUUGCAGCCUUCUUUACCUGGAAAAUCACAGAAGUAAAGUAACCAAAUCUGGAGUGGUAUGCCAGAGUGCAAAUCUUUCCUGCAGUUUUCAUGGCGGAAUCAUGAGGGCACAGAAGCAGCCAUGUGCAGAAAGGGUUGUUGGGGAGCAGUGACAAUGACAUUCUUUGUUGUUGUACCUGGGGUUUGGCAAAGCUGGCCCCUGCCAAGGGCGCUGGUGGGGGGUGGGUUGCAAAAAUUGCCCCUCUUUCGGUGCCUCAACAGAGGAAUCUGAAUUCUGGUGUGGGCCAUCACAGCAGCAAUUGCAAGGGUGGGUGGGCGGGCUGGUCAGCCAUAUUUUGUCCAUGGGCCAAACAUUCCCCACCUCUGGAAUAGAAUGUGUGUCUGUGAGUGAGUGAGUGUGUGUGUGUGUGUGUGUGUGUGUGUUUGUGUGUGUGAGAGAGAGAGAGAGAGAGAGAGAGAGAGGAGAAAGAGGGAGGUAUUUCUGGUACUACUGAAGGGGAGGUGAAUUUUGCCCACCACUGCUCCUGCUACUACACCCUUUAAAAUUACAUAAAUGCUGGGCCCUCUCCUGGAAUAACUGUUGCUGUAUCAGGAAGGUUGAUAAAUUGAUAAUGCCCAGUGGGCACUUCCCACUGUUUUAGAAAUCCAUCUGUGUUUAAGAAAUGUGAUUGCAGGAGGAACUUCUCUUCCUCUGGCUCUACUUUUAUUUGAAAUACCCCAUUGCUAUAUUGUCACUGUUGUUUUCUAACCCCUUCCCUCUUUUCCGUUCUCAAAAGGGGAAAGUUACGUAUGUUCAUCUGACAACUUUUUUAAGAAAGUGGAGUAUACCAAGAAUGUCAACCCCAACUGGUCUGUCAACGUGAAAACCUCCGCCAACAUGAAAGCGCCUCAGUCCCUGGCCAGUAGCAACAGUGGUCAGGCCAGGGAGAACAAGGAUUUCGUGCGCCCCAAGCUGGUGACCAUCAUUCGGAGUGGGGUGAAACCCAGGAAGGCUGUCCGUGUGCUGCUGAAUAAGAAGACGGCACAUUCCUUUGAGCAAGUUCUCACUGAUAUCACAGAAGCCAUAAAGCUGGAAACAGGAGUCGUCAAAAAGCUGUACACGCUGGAUGGAAAGCAGGUAAGACCAUUUUGUUCAAAUGUCCCCAAGAUCUCCAAAGUUUCACAACAGUACAAAGAGUGGAAGGAAAUACACAAGUAGAAUUGUGUGGCGUUUGGUCCAAAUAUUUUUUACUCUAUAAGAUACACCAGACCACAAGACGCACCUAGUUUUUGGAGGAGGAAAACAAGAAAAAAAAUAUUCUGAAUCUCAGAAGCCAGAACAGCAAGUGGGAUUGCUACUCAGUGAAAGCAGCAAUCCCUCUUGCUGUUCUGGCUUCUGGGAUAGCUGCGUAGCCUGCAUUCGCUCCAUAAGAUGCACACACAUUUCCCCUUACUUUUUAGGAGGGAAAAAGUGAGUCUUAUAGACUAUAGAGCAAAAAAUACGGUACUUAAAAACACCAUCAAAUUCUUAACCAGCGAGCCUCAGAAUGGGAGACUUGUUACAACACUGGUGUCUUCUCCUCUCCCACAUGCUAUCUGGAGUCUUCAGUCUGUUUAGAAGCCAAGAUUGGAACUCCUUCCUAAAUUGAGACAGUGUCCUGUUUGGCGGGUCUCAUUUUCUAUCCCACAUCCACUCUUGCCACUUGAUCAUAAGCAAGCCCUACUCACAUGAUGGGUGAGCAGGUAAGCUGACUUGGUCAUAUGAUGCUUGUGUCUACACUGAAGCUGUGUAUACACUAAUAUCAGUCCAAAAUAAUUCAUGUUUUUCCUUAACAUGCUGCUUUCAAUCUAGAUUGAUUCUAGGUCCUGCCAUCUUCAAGGGUGGGUGUGGCUACUUGUCACUUGUUUGAAAACUCGCCCCUUGAUUAAGUUAUCCUUGCCUUUUGCACCCUGCACAUCUCCUAGGUGAAUGAAGAAGGAAGUGGGGUUUGUAGUAUUGGUGUACAACCACCGAGUGUCAUUGGAUAUACUCCUUGUGCACACACACACUUUGCCAGGACAGCCUACAUCUGUUUUCAAAUUACAGUGCAGCAUAAUGCAGAAUCAAUUUGCAAGAAGUUUUGUUUUUUUAAAUGAAACCAGUUUCUUGAACUGCUUUUCAGGUGCAAUUCAGCAAAUAAAUAAAUAAAACAAUGCAAUAGAUCUAGAUUGUGUGUAGACUACAUCGAAAAAGCAAGUACUGAGUCUCCAAUUUGUUCUAGAAUAAAAUGCCACGUGUACACAGUCUGGGUGGCGUAAGUUAGCUUCCUUCACAACUGCAUCACAAGUCGUUCUAGGGAAGGGUCCUAGCUCAAUGGUAGAGCACCUGCUUUGCAAAAGAACAUAAGGAGAGCUCUGCGGGAUCAAGCCAAAGGAUUAUCUAGUCCAGCAUCCUAUUCUCACAGUGGCCAAGCAGAUGCCCAUAGGAAACCUGCAAGCAGGACCUAAGUGUAAUAGCGUUCUUCCAACUUGUGAUUCCAAUCAGCUGGUUUUCAGAGGCAUACUGAUAGCCUUCUCCGCUCCGAAUUUAUCUAAUUCUCCUUAAAGUCAUCCACGUUGGUAGUCAUCAUUACAUCCUGUGCGAGCCAAUCGGGUCCCAGCUUCAAUUACCAGUUAGGUAUGGGAUCCAUCCUUGUCUGAAAUCACUGUUGUGAGCACUGGCGGAGGAACAGGGGGGCGGGGGGAGCGCACUGCCCCCCGCGACACGAUCCUGGUGGGGUGCCAUCAUGGCUGCCCCCCAUGCUGGGCGCCACACCCCCAGGCAGCGUGCCAUGCCCCCAGGACGCGUGCCACGCCCCUUUGGGAAGCGUGCCACACUCCCAGGAUGCGCGCUAUGCCCCUGCGGGCAGCACACCACACCCUGGGAUGCGUGCCACGCCCCUGCGAGCACCGUGCCAUGCCCCCUGGACGCGGGCCAGCCACACCUCCGCCUGCUCUCCGCCCCCCCCUCGCGCACCGGAGCUUGAAGCUCCGCCACUGGUUGUGAGACAGCAUAAUACUGACCUAAGUAAACAGUGGUCUGAAUCAGUAUAAAACUCCUUCCUUCCUUUCUACCACAUUCAUAUUAAGCCUUCCCCACCUUAUGCCUGACCAUUAGCCAUGCUGGCUGAUGCUGAAAGAAAACUGUUCUCCACCCAAAGGGUACCAUGUUGGAGAAAGCUGGCAGGAAAAUCACAUUAACCUCCUUUUGAAACCUCCUUAUUUGUCCCUGGGGGGGAAAUGAGUGAAUCUAGUAUGUAGAUAUACCCCUCAACCCAGUAUAUUCAAUAUAUGGGCAGCUAAGGGGGGUGGGGUAGGGGCAGCUGCCCCACCUAAAACAAGUAAAUCAAUAAAAAUAUUUAACUAACUGAGAUUCUGCACCCCCAACAUAAAGCCACCCCCAAUCACAAAGCCUGGCUAUGCCCAUGGUUCAACAUGCUAACUACAUUUAAAUAUAGUUAAUGAAAAACUGGGAAUCCUUAGCUGAACAUCCUUCAAAUAUUUGAAAGCUGCAGAGUGCAAUCCUAAGCAUAUUUCUUCAGAAGUAACUCUCGCUGUGUUUCAUCAGAAUUAUUCCCUAGUCAGCAGGCACAGGAUUGCAGCCUUAGCCCCUUCACACUCUACAAUUUUAUAAUCUGUUGCAAUAUCCUCUUCUCGUUUCCCUUACCCAUGUUUUUCCAUAUUCCUUCUCUGAUACUAAAGCCAUGCUGACUAAGUGAACAUCUACUGAAGCCUAAAAUUAACCUGCCAAAGUGGCCACCAUCUGUUCCUAUAGAAGCCAGAUUUUUCAUGCCAGUGGUUAUGUUACUAAAUUGUCACUGGUAUUAGUAUCACGCGGGAGAAUGCAGCCAACCAUUGGAGGAAAACAGAUGCACCAACACCACUGUCCUGAGCACCACUGAACUGUGAAUAUUCUCCAAAGGAUUCUCCCUCCGCUGCUGCUGCUGCUGCUGCCACCACCACACACUUUGAAAUAAACAAUGCAGGCAGAUUGUACCAGAGUAUUAUUUUGGCUUUAGGGCACAGUCUGAACAGUUCUCAAGCUUCACACUAGUCAGAACGUUUUAAAGCAAAAUGGGUUGCUGUCUGUCUAGAAACAAAGUGAGUUGGAGGAAUGGGUAGAGAUCAUUUGGGGUGAACAGAUUCCCCGGCAUAUUGCAUCCCAUUAUUAUUGUGGAGGAGUCUGCUGAAAAUGUCGUGCUCCUCUUUCCUUUGGGUUUAUUACUGAGAUUUUCCAAAAGUAUGUCUGGAAUUGGCACAUGGACAGUUUCCUGAAGGUUUAAAGUGUCCUGCUGUUCAUUGGUUAUCUCUCUCUCACACACACACUCCUCAGCCCCACCCUGCUGCUUCUAGUGUGUGCAGAUAAAUUAGGUUACAAAAAGGAAUGUGGAUGCAAUUCCUUUUGCACUGUACUUCAUUGGUAACUGAGGGCUAAUCCACACUUCCUCUGGUCCCACUGCUUUUCCCUGGGGAUAACUGCUCUUUAGUGUUCAAUCCGGUUUCACCCGGGUUGCCAUUUAUUCCAAUCUAUCACUAAAGAGCAGAUUUUUCCUUGGAAAGCAGAGGGCAACAAGCUGAUGUGUGGAUUAGCCCUUAGACUGAACACACACAAGGGACUGAGAACGCACAUGUCCAGCAGUCUGAAUGAAGUCCAGAAAUAAAAUUUUAAAACUGAGCAUAGGAAGCUGCCUUAUAUUGACUCAUACCAUUGGUCCAUCUAGAUCAGUAUUGUCUACGCUGACUGACAGCGGUACUCCAGUACUGCUGGAAUCUUUUUCAGCCCUACCUGGAGAUGCCAGGGUUUGAACCUGGAGUUUUCUGCUUUCAAAGUGGAAUCUCUAGUGCUGAACUGUGGCCCUUCUCCAUAAUGUGAAUGCCAAACUCUCUAUCUAGCUAUCUAUAUACAUCCAUUCAAAUAAACUGUGGCUUUCUUUAGGGUAGUUUUCAAAAUGAGGAAAAGGACUUCUAGGUGAGCUGAUCUAGGACCCUCUGGACUCCCUGCCCUUUGACUUCCCUACCUCCUAGGUCCUCUUCCCCGUCCACAUCUGUUCCACAAAACUUCUCCUUCUGACAAAACUUCCCCUGCCCACAAAACUUCUGCUCAGCCAAACUGACAUUGUUGCCUUCCCUCACAGACUUUGGAGUACAAAUAUUUUUACAGCUUUGUUCCGACUUGUGUGCAACGGAGGGCAAGGGGAGUCAACUAGGGACUAAAGUGACAUAAAGCUCACAGAGCCAAUGUCCUAAUUGCUCACAUUAGUGAGCAGGCCUGAAGUGGAAUUUUUUUAAAAGGGCAUCAAAAGAGUUUCACAUGACCAACUGGUUUACUGGCAUCAUUGGAGACCUGAAGGAGUGUCUCCAACCCCUUCGUUCAGCCUGGACACUGAGAUCCAGCUCCAAGGGCCUUCUGGUGGUUCCCUCACUGCAGGAAGUGAAGUAACAGGGAACCAGGCAGAGGGCCUUCUUGGUAGUGGUGCCCACCCUGUGGAAUGCCUUCCUGUCAGAUGUCAAGGAAAUAAACAACUAUCUGACUUUUAGAAGCCAUCUGAAGGCAGCCCUGCUUAGGGAAGUCUUUAAUGUUUGAUGUUUUAUGGUAUUUUUUAUAUUUUGUUGGAAGCCGCCCAGAGUGGCUGGGGAAACCGAGCCAGAUGGGCCGGGUAUAAAUAAAUAAAUAAAUUAUUAUUAUUAUUAUUAUUAUUAUUAUUAUUAUUAUUAUUGGCUUCCAGAAAUCUCCCUAAAGUUGCAUUCUUUUUCCUAACCUCUGACAGCCGGAACAUCUCAAGUUCUUGACUUGCUCAUCAAUUGAAUGGUUCCAUUGGGUUAUAAGUAACGGCUUGAGAAUGUACAACAUGCAGUCAGGAUCUGCAUGUUGUGCAGGGCCUGCUGGAGAUUAAGCAUAAUAACCAGAGAUUGAACAAAAUUCAGCCAAUAUAUACACAUUCCCCAAGGACACGGUCAGAGGCAGUAACACUUCUGAAUACCGGCUGUUUGACACCACAGGAGAGGAAGAUGCUCUUGUCCUUGAGUCCUACUUGAGGGUUUCCCAUAGACAUCUAGGUGGUCACUGUGAGAACAGAAUGCUGGACUAGAUAGGCCAUCAGCCUGGUUUAGCAGGCUCUUUUCAUCUGUGAAACAUGCAUAAUUUUCUCUUAAUGGACAGGUUAUUUGCUCAUUCUGCACAUAUAAGAUCCAUAUUUGGGGGAAGGUUAUCAUAUGCACCUACCAAAAACAAAUGGGGAGGAGGAACAUUGGCUUGUUAUUCCAUAGCUUUUAUUUUCCUAAGUCUUUAGCUAAGUGCUGCUGCUUCUUCUAAAUGUUACCUGUCUUUUCCAAUGAAGUUAUAUACAUAUUCAUGUGUCAGGACAUUUGUGGUUUUACACACCAGAGAAUUCCUAGCCCUGUUAGAAUGUUUCCCUCUAGCAGUCUUUGCCUCUACAAGGAUGUAAUGUGGCAGGUGAUAGGUGAACUCCAGAUACCUGCUGGAGAAGCAGAUGCAAAUGUGUACCAAGGCUAGGUCACUGCUAGAUUCUGCAGAGCUCUGUGAAUUUGCCACCUUUGCUUAGAUGACGCGUGAAGUGAGAUAGUUCAAGCAGUGGAAGAAGAAGAAAAGUUAGUGAACAGCCGUUUCCACAGAAGGUACAAAUACAAAUGAAACCAUUGUUUCCAGAGCUAUGGUGGUGCCAUUCUUCAAGAAACAACGCCUAACAUGAUUGCUUCAGACCCAUAACAUUGGCUACACAUUGACAUGUGGGUAUUCAGUAGUUCAGGGGCAGCUAACCUGGUCCCCUCAAUAUGUUGUUGGACGACAACUCCCAUAAGCCUCCACUAGCAUAACCAAUGGUCAGGGAUGAUGGCCAUUCCUGCUAGCUCAUACUGAUGAGGGGACCAAAUGUUGCAUCCUUGAAAGUAGGGAAGGUCCCCAAAUCCAGAGAGAAAUGUGGGCUUGGCCAGAGAAUCAUAAGGAUCCCUAGGAUGAAGGUUGGAUUGGCCGGGUUUGGUAUCUAAUUAGGAGUCUGUUGUUUUUCAGCUCAAGCCACUGAUAUCAGGGAUAAUAUCGAUUUUAAAAUGGUGUAGAGAGAUUUAAAAUGGCACCACCAGGGAGCAGAUCUUUUUCAAUGAAUCAUGACUUUUCUAUUAUAUCCUACUUUGCAAAAUGGAAGUUAAUUUAAAAUCAGUUUGAGGGGGGACAGUUUAUAUUACAUACACAGAGGAAUACACACACACACACACACACACACACACACACACACACACGGAGUGCAAAUAUACAGCAGCUGGAACAGUGCAGAAGGUCACAGCUUUUGCAGCUCUGCUCCAUGAAGAACAAUGGAAAUAAUAAGUGGUAUUGACUCCACAGGAAUAAUUAUGCAGCCAGUCUGCCUGCAGGGCAGCAGGGGAGAACAGGACGGUGAGGUCCUUCGUUUCUAUCCCCAUCCCUCGCCAUCUGUUCUCUGCCACUUAGCUGAUAUCUGGUCCACUGGCAGGGCCUGAAAAAGCUUGUUCUUCUCUUGGCAAUCUACAGACAUCAGUCCCUACCAUGUGCUGAUGGGCUUGAAGGCUCAAGAGCCUGGUAGAGGGACUUGACCUCAGAUACCAUGUCUGGUAGAAGGGCAAAUGGCACAGUCUUUCCAUCCCUCCUCCUUUUUGACUAACUUACGUAUAUAAAAGUAUUUGCUUGGACAGUGAAAUAUACAUCUUAAAAAAAAAAAAAAGCUGGCUGGAAUGCUUGGUGUAAUUCUAUGUUCCCUAUUUCUAAGCUAUGUGAAUAGAAAUAAAUGUAUUCGUACUCUCCUCCAACAUCUCAUGGCUCCACGAAGAGGAUUCUUAUGCACUUGGUGAAUUUCUGGGAUGCACAUUCUUUUACUUUUCUGCCAAACUUUUUUGCAUUAGGCUUUCUUGAUCUUGGUCUAAGAACUUAUGGAAGCUUCUACUGAUCUGAUCUUUUUAUAUUUUGAUUUACUGCAUGCUCUAGGUUGCUUUGUUGGCUGUUUGUCAAAAAAUCAAGACAUGCGCAAAAAAUGAAAAGCCAAUCAACCAAACAAAAAACCUGGUUGGAACAGUAAAUAAGGGUGGGGUCAAUUAUUUAUUUACUUCCAAUAUUUACAGACUGCUUUUCCCCAUAAAUGGUCUUGAAGCAACCAGUUUUUAAAACGUCCAUCAUCUUGGCUAGUAACUAUUAUCCUACUUACCUUCCAUUAAUUUCUCCAACCCUCUUUAAAGCCACCCAAAUGUGUAGCCAUCACUAACUCUUGUAGGAGCUAAUUCCAGGGUUUAACUAUGUGCUGCGUGAAGAAGUGCCUCCUUAUCUGUUCUGAUUCUUCCAGAAUUCAGUUUCAGUGGGUAACCCCAUCAGAUUCUAAUAUUAUGAGAGAUGGGGGCGGGGGACCUCUCUCUGUCCACUUUCUCCAAGCUUGAGGUUUCCAGGCCUGAGGGGACCCUGAGCAAAGUGUCCUCUGGUGGGUCUCUUUCUUCAUCAAUGGGCCCUGGAGGGCUUACCUAGAGAAAGAGAGCAACAGUCCGCUGUGUAUACGAGAUGGCUUAGCUGCCAUUUUAAUUUCACAUGGUGCCCUGAGACAAUGUCCCACUUUCCCAUUAUGGGAAAUUUAAAUUGCAGUAGACUUAAAAGGGGCCAUGUCAGGCAGCAGCCCUGGGCCAUACCAGGAUGCUGGGUGGCGGCAGCUGCCUUGGGACACCAGGUGCUGAUGCUGACCCAGAUUAAAAAUUACUUGAGUAUAUACUGAAAGAUUUGUGAACUUCUUAAACCUGAAAAGCUUUCCUGCAGAGUUCAUUUCUGGACAACUCAGCUGUAAUGGGACUGAAACACUCCCUCUCGCCUUCCUAAUGCAGCCAUAUCAGAAACCUUAUCAACUGCUGGCAGACUGCAGGAUUACAUGUAAAUGAAGUAUCAAAGGCUAGAAUUAGAAUAUUAGCUAUGAUGAAUAUGACUUUUGCAUGCUCAAGUGGGCUUCACAGUGGAUUAAAAGCAUCCUAGCCUACAUCUCAUAAUUCUUGCUGAAAGUUUAAGGCACUGUUUUCACUGAAUUUUAAUAUGGUGUUAUUACUUUCUGCGAUACUAUGGAUUUUCUAUUAUUUUAGACAACUGCAGUCACUGAGGUUUACAUCUGGACAAGCAUAUGUCAGGAUGAAAUGAAAGCAAUGAGACUUUUAUAGCCAAACAUGCCAGUCAACAAACUGCUUCAUUGCCUGUGUAGGGAAUUUUUAUUUUUAACUUUUUGGCAUCAUUUGUUGUUCAAAAUUUGAAAUGGAGUUUUGCUGAUGUUGCUAGCCUAGAUCUUUAAUCCUUGUUUUUCGGUGUGAUUAGGGACUUGCCAUCAAAUCACCCAUAAUCACCAAUGAUUGCAUGUUCUCUGCAUAUUUUUUUAAGCAGCAAAGGAAACGCUCAGCUGUGCAUAAUAGCAAGGAUUUGGACACCUCUUAAUUACUAAUGUUAAGUAUUCAAUUGGCAAAUCAUCCUCAUUGCAUGCUAAUUAGUGUCACAGUCCAAAGAAGAGAUGGGCACAAUAUAGACUAUAAGCGCCAUGAGGUCCAAGAUGCCCGUUUUAGAAACUGUAUUCGUGCAGUCAGUGCAGCCAGAUCUUUAUUGGAAUACAACUUUCAUCAUUCCUGAUCUGAUGGGUGUUGGCCAAGAGCUGACAGUGCCCACUUUGCUGCCACCACUGCCGUAAACAACUGCAAAUAUAUAUAUAAUCUAUAGGCAAACAUGAGUACCAAGACAGUACAACUGACUGGAGAAAAUAUUGCAUAGCUCUCAUGAAGAAUUCCAACCAUAAUGUCUUCCUCAGGGUCUUGGUCUCAGUGCUGCCUUUGUAGAACUCAGUAAGGAAAAGGAUGGUGACAAAACUCAACCUAUUGCCCAUUGGGAAUGAUAAGGGGGAAGGCAAGGAGCCCAAGAGUAGGUGGAGACAAAGCCCAUGACAGGCAAAGCCAGAGCAAAAUAACACCCAGCACCAACCAAUUUUAGUUUCUCUGCCCCUGUCCUGGACCAUCACUGGACUGCUUUCAAAUACAGUGGUAUCUCAGGUUACAUAAGCUUCAGGUUACAGACUCCGCUAACCCAGAAAUAGUACCUCGGGUUAAGAACUUUGCUUCAGGAUGAGAACAGAAAUUGGGCGGUGGUGGUGUGGCAGCAGUGGGAGGCCCCAUUAGCUAAAGUGGUGCUUCAGGUUAAGAACAGUUUCAGGUUAAGAACGGACCUCCAGAACGAUUUAAGUACUUAACCCGAGGUACCACUGUAAGAAGAUAAGCAGGUGGGAGCUUGCUAAGGGCAGGCUGUGUUUAGUGAGGCAGUGCUCCAUUUGCCUUUAUGGGUUAGCCUCCUUUGACAGCCACGUUUGUGCUUGAGCUAAUAAAUAAAUAAUAAUAAAAACCCAGAGUCUCAUCCUGCAAAGCCACAGGUGUUUUGAAGGCCCACUCUCAGCACGAGAGGCUAUCCAAGGGCAAUAUUUAGGCCAUAGGACAAAAACCGUCUUGAUUCAAUGUCUCCCACCUUCCCUUCUUCACGUGCUUCCUUCCCAUAACUCAUGGCUUUGACUGGUAUGUGUAUUCCCAUUCCCCCAACCUCCCAUUGUGUAGUCUGGCAGCUGCAAGGACCAGUUGCUAGGUGACAGCCUCUGCAGCACAAAGCGCUCUGGCUGGGCAGGUCAGUCCUGCCAUUUUCAGACAGCUGUGCAUAAUUUCUAUUUGCCUUUCUCUCACUGUCGCUAAAUCACAGGGCGCCGAAUCAGCAUAAAACAUCUAAUGGAGAUUAAAGGGCUGCACUUAUUCUCAUUGCUUUAUUCUUCUUUAAAAACAAGUCUUUGGUGAAAAGAGAUUGCACAUGGGUAGGCUUGUCUUUGACUAGAGCCAGACCAGUGGGGUUAAAAAUUAAUGUCAGGCCAGAGUAUUUUUUUGGCAUUUAGUGUGUGUGCACGUGUGUGUGCACGUGUGUGUGCACGUGUGUGUGUGUAAAUACACUCAAAAGAUUGGAUUACUCAUUGUGGACAGGCAAAAUCAAAUAACAGGUGGAGUAAGAUUACCUUUGAAGGAGAAAGAGCUGUAACCUGUAGCUCAUUGGCAGAGUACUUGGUUUGAUGCCCAGAAUCUCUAGUUUGGACUGGGAAUGUCACCUGCCUGAGAUCCUGGACAGCUUCUGCUGGUCAGUGAACAGUUAUUGUGCUGUGUGAGUCAGUGGUCUGACUCUAUAAAAGGCAACUUCCUAUAUUUCUGCAAGGGGGCUAUGAACUUAGCUUCCUUUUCUUUGUUAGUAGGGAAAAAAACUUUUCUGCCACUUCAGGGAGCCAGUUGGCUGACCUCAGUAAUCCAAGGGUGUUCCCUUUGUAAUUUAAGAACCUUUGGCCCUCCAGAUGUUGCUGAACUGGAACUUGCAUCACUCCCAUUGCCUGGGGCUGAUGGGAGUUGUAGUUCAGCAACAUCCGGAGGGCCGAAUGUUCCUUGCACCUGGUAUAGAAGGCCAUUCCCAGGCAGGUUCUUGGGAAGGUGGAGGAGAUGACUGCUCUAAUUGAAACAGAGUUCGCCAGCAUGCAAAGUUGAGAUCCAUUCCAGAGACACAUUCUGACUCUGUGCGCUGCUAGAAGAUCAGAUCCAGAUUCCUUAGAUGGCAUCAUUGUAAUCAAUUUUAGCCCUAUUCAAAGUAGACCCACUGAAUCAAUGGGAUUCAAUGGCUGUGUGUCUGUAAGUGUGAUGACUACAGAGAGUGAAAAGUCUUAUCUUCUAUGGGCAGGGAGCAGGGGAAGGUGGAACCCUGAUCAUCAAAUGCUGAUUUUCAGAGUUGAAUGAAAUUGUAAAUGGAGAUAGAUAAACAGAUGGUACCUGAACAUGAGCACAUGAGUGGGUGGGCCAUUUGGAACUAGGAUGAUCUUCAUUCUAAUCCUCUUUCACUCAGCUAACCCUGUUCCAGCUAUUAUUAUAAUGCUCACACACCUUGACUGAAUUUCUCGGAAAUGAGUUCAUUGGUUAGAUACAGACUACAGCUGGAUCUGCUGGGCUUUUGUCUCCUUAACAGUAGGGUUGCCAUAUUUCAAAAAGUAAAGAACAGGACACCCCGAAAGUUGCUGAGCUUUUUUAAAAGGAAACACCCAAAAUUGUUGAGCUGAAAAAAAGGUGACUUUUCAGUUGACUUUCCUAGGAUCCAGGACAAAGCACUGCCUUUUGGAAAUCCCUCCCCUCCAGACAUCAAUUUAGAACACAGGUUGACAUAUGUCUGUCUCUGGAGACAAUAGAAGAGUGUGCCUUUGGGGAUGAAGUCAAACGGUUGGAGAGUUACAGCACCUGCUGUGGCUGUAGAGACCAAUAUGUUUUAUUGCAAGUGGGGCAGAUGAAGUUGUGUUGCUCCGCUACUGGAGAGGAAGAAACAUCUCUUAAUUGUGGGUUUUGGCCUACUUGUCAAAUGCCACCCACAUCACAAAAACAGAGUAGUCACAGCGGUGUUGCAUUCUUGCCCGUCUGUGCAUUGGGAAGAAGGAUUUGUGUAUCUGGCUCUGCUAGAAGUAAGAAGAUUAAAUCCUUCAAUUAGCAUAGGAUUUGACACAGCAGAUAAGACCCCAGAGCCCACUGAGGUUUCUGCCUCUUUUUGAUUUCCUAUCAGGCAGUGCAACAGCUCAGAUGCACCAGUGCUAAUCAAGAUGCCGUAUGCUUGCUCAGACCUUAGCUUUUGCAGGGGCUUAAACUCAGAACCUGUUUUAAUGGAAGAGGCCAUAGCACAGUAAUAGAGCAUAUAUUUUGCUUGUAUAGCAUUCAUGAUCCAAGGGGAAGGUCACCAACAAGGAGGGGUGGUAGCCAAGAUGAGGCAAGGUAAAGGUCAGAGGGAGUUCAAGGUGGAGAGAGUUCAAGGUGUUGGUUCAGGAACAAGUGCAGUGUUCCUGCCACUGAGGCUGGACAUCCAAGUUGUCUCGCCUAAGUUCUGGAGCAUCUGAGUUUCAAAGCAGUACUAGAUGAUUAUUAGUCAGAGGGCAGUUGCCAGUUCCUUCGUUUGUAAACAAUGACUUCUUUGUGGCAGCUGUGGGGAUGUCUGCUUAGGGUUCCCUUGGGGCACUGAAGAGUCAGUAGACCAGCCGUCAGUCUGGCAGCUGAAGUGUCUCCUGAGGGCCCAGGGGACUAGAGCUCUGUUGCCAGAUCCAUCCAAGCUUCAGUUGCCAAAGAACUCUGUCUCCAAGGAAACUUUAUCUGGGGUCAUGGUACCAGAUCCCAAGUAUCUCCAGUUAAAAGGUGGAAAGGUUAGGAACAUCCCUUGCCUGAAGCCUUGGAGCACUGUCAGCAUAGAUAGCACUGAGAAAGAUGGGUCAUUAGUUUGAUGUAGUACAAGGCACUUAGGAGGGGGGCAGCAAGUAGUUUGUCUGCAUCUGGCUAGCUGAAGCUUUCCCACCCCUGUCUUGGAGCACAAACACAUGAAGUUUCAUUAUACUGAGAGGGCUCACUGUUCCAUCUAGCUGAGUACUGUCUGCAAUGACUGGCAGUGACCCCCUGGGUUUCAGGUAGGGAUCUUGCCCCAGCCAAGUCCAGUAGCUACCAGAGUAUUCAGACUCUAGGGUCUGAUGUGUCAAGUUCCAAAUACAGUCAUACCUCAUGUUACGUCCGCUUCAUGUUAUGUUCUUUCAGGUUACGUCCCACGGCGACCUGGAAGUACCGGAAAGGGUUACUUCCGGGUUUCGCCGUUCGCGCAUGCGCAGACGUGCAAAAUGAUGUCACGCGCAUGAGCAGAAGCGGCGAAUCACAAUUCACGUGUGCACAGAUGCGCCAUUGCGGGUUGCGCUCUUUUCAUGUUACGAAUGGGCCUCCGGAACGGAUCCCGUUCACAACCAGAAGUACCACUAUAGUAUUUAUAGACCACACGGGGUAUGGAUGCUGAUCAGAACAUGUACCCUCCAAAGCCUAAACUGGAGGCACAUUAUAUGUGGUUCCUUUUUGCAUGUGCUAAGCUGCAUCUACAAAGACAGGACUGAGGCUUUUCCUCUGAACUGGUACAUCACGUCAACGUAGCUUUACCAGUCUCUGUGGCUGGCUGGUCCUUUGGAAGGAAUGCUGGAUGCAUGUGGCUUAUUAAUUCCGCUGCCAAGUCUUUUCCCAAGCUGGCCUUUUGUUGUAGCUUAUUUCUCACCGCAGAGCUCUUUUGAUUCCCAGCCCCCUCCUCUCACUGGAGCUUCAGUUCCUCUUGGCUGCUUCUUGCUCACCCCAUUGUUACUCCAUUUUCAGCCUGGAACUGCAUCUCCCCAACAUGCACGUCCGGACUAUUAGCAAAGUUGGUCCUUUCUCUCUUUUUCUCCCAAGUUCAUGUGACCUGUGCCUUUCUUGGAUCCAAAUACUCCCGUGCAUUGACUCAACUCAUGUAAAAGAGACAAAAGAAUCAGUAAAACAUAAGCUGGGCUCACCAGAGCCAGCUGGCAGUUCUGUGUGUAUCUGUGUGUGUGUGUGCUCACAUGUGCGUGCGUGCAUACAGAGGGGGAAAGGUGGGUCACCAAACUGUUACAAAUGCUUGUUUUGACCUUUAAAAAAUGAACUAGAGUUCUCAGAAACAGUUGUGGUUUUCCUUAGGAAUUAUACUGCUAUGUCAUAAAGUCCUGCGGAGUGGGGGCUGGCACAUCCACAUUCUGAAAACUGUAAUUUAAAAACCAGCUGAGUAUGACUGAACAUGCCCUGAAUGAUACAUUCAGCAGAAUCAAAGGAUGCAUGUUUUUCCUAGAGUUACAUGCCUAAAUGCUUUGCAUAUACCCCUAUACACCCACCCACCCCUUUCUGUCUAUAGCGAACUAGCAUGGCAGAGAUGGAAGUUCAACCUAGCUUUCUCCCAUGCAUGAAACCAUGGCUGAACACUCCAUCCCACCCCUAUCAGACAAGGGUCUUGAAGACUCAGAAGACGCAGAGGAUUUGCAUGUGAACCAAAAAUCAGCUGCCCUCUUAGAGAAUUUUGAUAGUACUUUCCUUUCAGAAAUAGCAUUUAACAGUACCUUUUUAUAGGGACAUUACUGUCUUUUCUGAAGAUUAAUGUUUGUUUUGAUUCAGCAGUAAACAGUAGGUUUUCCUGGGGAAGGCGGUGAGACAAAUUAAAAAGAUCUCAGACCUGUGCCUAGUAAUCACACAACAAACAAAAGUGUGAAUGAGCCCUUACCCUUAUGUUCAGCGGUCAGGGAGCAGCUCAUUUGGUUAGAGCACGGUGCAGAUAACACCAAGGUUGCAGGUUCAGUCUCUGUAUGGGACAGUUGCAUAUUCCUGCAUUACAGGGGGUUGCAACUAGAUGAUCCUCAGGGCCCCUAUGAACUGUGCAGUUCUAUGGUUCUAUGAAACGCUUUUUAUCCGAGAAGAUCUGUUCAUGGUGCUGAAUGCAGGUUCCAUUAUCAAAACAACUCUGGGCAAUGGAAAGGGAAAUAAACUAGGAUGACCCUUGGUAUCACAUCCUCUUGCCAGACCUAGUUUAAUUAUUUGAUCAUCCUGAUAGUCAUACAAAUUAACAAACUGGCUAUAAAAUGUUUAUGUUUUGGCAUAUAGUCAUGUCACUUUCCUGAAGAAAGGAGAGGAAAGUUUAUCCUGAUGUUAAGUAAUAUUUACAUUAACAUUCAUUAUGCAUAGAACAAUCAGCCAGAAAAGGGAAGAAAGCAGGAAGGUUUGACACUGUAGGUUCUUUUUGUCUAUAUUUGCACUACAAUUUAAAUUUAAACUAAUAUUCAACUUCCUCCUCUAAGUGUUUUUUUAAAUAGAUGUUUCACACCGCACAGGAUGACAUGCAUGCACGCACGCACACCCCAAUUUUAUCCUCAUAGCAACUGAGAAGUAGGUAGGCUAGGCUGCGAGACAUACACGAACUUGGAAAAGCCAGCCAGAUGGGGUUUUUUUAAGGAUUUGAACCCAGGGCUCCUUGGUCCCAGUCCAAUGGUCUAGCCAGUAUACCACACUGGCUUUCAAUAUGUUAAGUAUUGAACUGUUUCCCCUUUUGGCUGAUGAGAUGUCAUUAUGUUUACACACGUAUGCUUACUUUCUAAAACCCCAUCACAAGGUUAUCUUAAUAUAUCCAAAGCAUACAGUUGCACUGUGGACAAGUUUCAUUUCAUCUUUUCAUUUUGAGUUUGGACCAUUAAAAACAUGUGAGAUCAACUGCUGGUGCAUGUUCAUAAGUGUACUUACUUACUGUAGAUUCCGGCAUAUAAGACGACUUUUUAACCCCAGAAAAGAGGUUAAAAAGUCGGGGGUCAUCUUAUACGCCGGGUAUGGCUGCAGUGGGCUGCGGGCUCCACUCCACACCGGGAGGAAGCUGCCCAGCGAUGCUAAGCCAGCUUCGCUGGGCAGCUUCCUCCCGGCACGGAGCCCGCUGCGCAGCGAAGCUGCCAAAGCGUAUAAGGUGACCCCCCCAAAUUGGCAGUCAUCUUAUACACCCAGUCGCCUAAUACGCCGGAAUCUACGGUACUUUAAAUUGUUAUAUAUCCACAAGAGUUCAUACAGUACAAACAUGGAAAGCUGUCUUAUACUGUGUCAGGUCAUAACCUUAUGUAGCAUAAUAUUGUCAACACCGACCGACAGUGGUUCUCCAAGGUUUCAGAAUACGGCCACUCCCAGACCCACUGGUGCUCUGUUACUGAGGAAUAGUCCUUCAGACAUAUUCUUAUGCCUCAGGGCAGUUCACAGGACAAAAUCAAAAUAUAAAGCCACAAAAAUAUAUAAUCAAAAUAACAACAACAACCCAAUACCCCCCCCAAGAGCCACAUUAUAAAAGGGCAUAGGAUGUCAAUCAAAUCAACCAAAGGCCUGGUUAAAAAGGAAUAUUUUUGCCUGGUGCCUAAAGGUGAAGGCACCAGGCAAACUUCCUUGGGGAGAGCAUUCCACAGACAGGGAGCCACUCCAGAGAAGGCCCAUUCUUGUGUUGCCGCCCUCCGGACCUCUCAAAUAGGAGGCACACAAAGAAGGGCCUCAUAUGAUGAUCGCAGGGUCCGGGGAGGCAGUGGCAGAGCAACAUGCUGCAGCCCCCGGAGCGGAGAACAGACAGGGGCAUGGUUGUCACGCGUCCCAGGGGCAUGACGCGUCGCCCGUGGGGGCAUGGUACACGUCCUGGGGGCGUGGCGCAUUGCCCACAUGGGUGUGGCACGCAUCCCAGGGUUGCAUGUGCUGGGGGUGCAGCUGUGAUGGCACCCUUUCCCCAAAUGGUACCCAGUGCGGCACACUCCCCUGCCCCCUUCAUACGCCAGUGGAAAGAGGCAGUCCUUGAGGUAUUGUGGUCCUGAGCCAUUUAAGGCUUUGUAGGUCAAAACCAGCACUUUGAAGCGGGCCAAACGGGCUCCACGACGUGGAAGAGGACACUUGGGCGAUUGUGUCAACACCCGAAUCUAUUUGGGUGUUCCAGAGGUCAGCUAGGGCUUCGACAGGGGCAUCAGCUGAAUCCCCCCCCCACAGCCAUUUGGAAUCCCACUGGAUCCAUCAGCCUCCACGAGCGGACCUUCCUAAUAGGUCCCCUGCCUCUGCGGAGGGGAAAAGGUCUGACAGCCUAAAUCUCAACAGGAAGUGAUCUGCCCAUGACAAGGGACUAAUGUUGAUGUCCACCAACUUCAAAUCACCCGUUUCCUGCCUACUUGAGAAACAAGAUCCAGAUUGUGGCCUGCCAUGUGCAUUGGGCUGGUGACAUGUUGGGACAGCCCCAUGGUUGCCUUGACUGAGCUACCCCAGAGCCCGCUGUCUUGGCAUGGAUGUUAAAGUCUCCCAGAACCAGCAGUCUGGGAGUCCUCAAUACCUCCUCUGAGACCAGCUCCGUCAGUUCAGGCAGGGAGACUGCUGGGCAGCGGGGUGGGCAGUAAACCAGCAAAAUCCCUAAUCUGCCCUGACUGCCCAAUGCCAGAAAACACUCUAAAUCCCCCCCCCCAACUGUACAGAGAACCUGAAGAUAAGAGAAAGAAUCUCUAUAAACCACAGCAACUCUCCCUCCCCGACCCUCAAUGCUGCACUGAUGCUGCACUGAGUACCCAGGUGGGCACAGCUGGGUAAGACCAGCUCCACCCUGUUCACCCACCCAGGCCAGGUUUCAGUGAUACAUGCCAGAUCAGUCUCCUCAUCCAAAACCAGAUCAUGGAUGAGGGAGAUUUUAUUCUGGACCGACCUGGCAUUCAACAGCAGCAGUCGCAGACCCGAGGGAUGGCUGAUAUGACAUCCACAAUGCCCCAGGUUGGAGUAGGAGCUGGCACACAGCACAGUCACUAACUGUCUGGGCCGUAUGCCCCUUACCCACCCUGCCCCUCCUCCCAUGCAAGACCUCCCCCUACCUAGAACCACUGUAAUUGUGCCUCCCCCUGCUUUCCCCCCACUCCUUUCCUCCAGGAACAUCCCACCAAAUGCCCUUACAUAUCUAAGUGACCAAGUGGAUAGAGGCAGGAUUACGCCCCCCAGGCUCUCAGCAGGGUGGUCCCCGCUGUGCAACAGCAGCAGGGACCACCUGGGCCAGGUGGAUAGAGGCACGAGGACGGCCCCCAGCAGGGUGGUCCCCAAUGUGCAACAGCAGCAGUCCUUAUGAAGCCUGUCAGGCCCUGUCCUGGGCCAGGUGGAUAGAGCACGGUCCUCAGGUUCUCUCUGGAAAUGAAGUGAUGAAGAGACAAUGAUGCCAGGAGCUGAGGGAAUCUCUGGGGCUGAAUCAUUGGCAUCAGAGGAUGUCAGCAGGGAAACAUUUUCAAAAAUGAAUGAUGUGGGAAGCACAAUCCAUUGAAGUUCUUCUCAGUAACCUCUGGCAGAGAUCUCUGCAGAACAUAGUUCUCUAGCAGCUGCUUCCUAUGAUCCAAAGAAAGAUUUUUUUUACCAGUAUUGGGCUCUGUGGUGGCUCAGGAUUCCUCCUCUAUGGCUGAAGCUCCCAAGGUGUCUGGCUCAGUCAUUCCAUAGCUGACCUUGGUGGUUUGCUAUGAGGUUAAGUAGUAGAACAAAUAAUGUGGGCAAAUGUGGGCAGACAUGAAGGGAAGUCAAUGACUGAGGCUCUGCCACUAUUCCUUCCUCUUUGUAUAGCUCUGUAGUGGAUUGGACUCUCUUCCCUAGUCCAAUCCAGGCAAGCUCCGCCCCUCCAACAAGCAUGCAGUGCUGGCUGAGGGAUGGGACAUUCAAGGAAGGUGACAUGGCCACCCACCUGUCACACCUUGUGUGGGACCAUAGCCAGCAAUACUGCCAAUCUCUUACCAUGCUUGCCACUCCUUCCCUCUUGGCACUGGGCACAAUGAGGCCCUGUGCUAUGGAAGCCAGGCCAAUCGGAAGUGACUAGGAUAUAAGCUGCAAAGAAUACAGAGUCAAAUCUAUACUAAGCAUCUGUUAGUUAUUAGCAUCUAGCAAUGCAAUCCUUCUGACUUAAUUCUCUUUAGCUUUAGCCUUUGCAGUUCUGCAGUAUGUUUGACCCAAAUAUCCCCAUUGUGGUUUUCAUAUUUUUACACUUCCGUUCACAUAAGUUGAAAGGGCUUCUCCUGAGUCUGUUGCAGGAGUUGGUUUAGAGAGCCAGUUCAUGGCUCCUUAUCAAAUUAUUGCCAGAGCCCCAAAGGCUCUCUGAAAACACCCUCAAAAACAUUCUCCAUAGACCCGCCCCAUUGCGUCUUCUGCUUAUCUCCACUGCUUAAGUACUUACACUUUCAAAUUCAUUUAGACACAGGGCUUCGGGGAAUUUUUAUUCUCAUACUGAUAAUAGAAGCAUUGUUUGAUUUGUUUCAGCCAUUAUCCUUUUCUUUUGGUAGGAUAAAAAAUAGAACGCAUUGUAUCCACUUAGGUACUCCAUUAUUUUCUGGUGAAAGUAUGUAGUGAUUCUGCUGCUGCCCAAUGAAAAUGCUGCCACCCAGUAUUGCUGAGGUUGGAAGAAAGGAUGAGAGGAGAGGAACCAUGAUCUAAAGCUGUAAAGAUUCUGCUGCACCAGCAUAGAUGUCUUUUAAAGGGACCAGGUAAAUGCAUGGAUGAGCCAGUGUGAUGUAGUGGUUAGAUUGUCAGAUUGGCACCUGGAAAAUCAGGGUUCAAAUCCCCACUCAGCCAUGAAGCUCCCUGGGUGACCUCUGGCAGUCUCUGUAUCUCAGCCUAACCUACUUCACAUGGUUGCCAUGAGGGGGAUGAACCAUGGGAUCCUAGCAGUUCAAAAGAACGUCAAGUGCAGAUAAAUAGGUACCGCUCUGGCGGGAAGGUAAACGGCGUUUUCGUGCGCUGCUCUGCUUUGCCAGAAGCGGCUUAGUCAUGCUGGCCGCAUGACCUAGAAGCUGUCUGCAGACAAACGCUGGCUCCCUCGGCCUAUAGAGCGAGAUGAGCGCGCAACCCCAGAGUUGUCCACAACUGGACCUAAUGGUCAGGGGUACCUUUACCUUUAACUGUAUAUUAAAUGCUCCUAUGUGCUGCUAUACACAUAUAUUCUGGCAUCUGGAGUUAGUAACUAUGAAGUUUAUCAGUGGCUACCAGGCAAAUUUAUUUGUUAGAAACCAUUGGCCAUCACAAUGCAAACAGUAUAGAAAUUUAUCUUAGAACAGGUGGUCCCCAGCACAUGGGAUCCUAUGUUGUGCAAUGAAAUUUUGGGCUGUUGGGCUGCUAAGGUGAACUGUAGGUGUAGCACAUUUAUUCCCAUCCAUCAGCAAGUAGCAGCUACCUACUCCUUGGAGAAUUAAUACAAGGAACAACGCAGUACAUAAUGAACAAUAUUUCCCACCUCUUCGUGGAACAGGUAUGCAAAUGACAUUUUGCAGGUAUCCUGGCAUAUCUCCCAUCCAAACAUGCUGUGGGCAUAGUUUCAAAUCUCAACGCUAUAAUUGCUUUCCUCAGCAUAUGAAUUGAUGAUUCAAAUGAAGCUGGGAGUUGGAAGAAUUAGGGCAGACAAAAGAAGAACAGUGCAUAGUUAAAACUGUGGAAUUUGCUCCCACAAGUGGUAGUAAUCGCCUCAGUUUUGGAUGACUUUAAAAAAAGAAUUAGACAAAUUCAUGGGCGAUUAACCUAUUCAUGGCUACUAGCUAUGAUGGCUUUGUGCUGCUUCCAUUGUUGGAAGCAGUAUGUCCUUGACUACCAGUUGCUGGAUAUCAUAAGUGGCAAGCGCACUGUUGCACUAAAGUCCUGCUUGUAGGCUUCCCAUUGUGGCAUCUGGCUGGCCACUGUGAGAACAGGAUGCAGGACUGGAUGGGCCUUUGGCUUGAUCCAGCAGGGCUCUUCCUAUGUUCUUAUGCUCCAUUUAAAGAGCAGCGUGAUGGUCCUGAACCAGUUUCCUUCCCAAAGCAGCUGUUUGAUGCCUGCAAGGAGACGUUCAGCAAUUGUGUUGGAAUGGUAAUCGAACAUCUUUUCCAGCUGUGAGCCUGAGCUGCUGCUGCUGCUGCCAUAACCAAGUUGCCCAUAAACUCUUUGUUUCGGCAACUGCUGCAGUGCAGGAAAAAAAGCAUGACAGGCUGGUCUGCAGCCAACCUUCUGGAUUUGUUAAUAGGGAAAGAUGUCCAAAGGGAAAACUUUUGUCAAUAUGGCCUUCCCUUCGCUUUGCUUAUUUGUUUUGUAAGGUGAGAAAGACCCCCAUCUUUUUAUUUAAAAAAUAAUUUAUUUCCUUGUUGUUUGGCCUCAAUCCGUGGUUUCAAACAUUCAUGGUACAAAUUUAAAUAAUAGCAGCAAUCCUGGGGAGCUACUGAUCAGCAGCAAAUCUACAUUGCUAGCAAUGCUUCUGCAAUUCUCCUCCCAUUAAUGUCUCACUGGAUUUCAAAGCUCUGAAUUACUUGGUCUUCUUUCCACAGUGGAGUGAACGUAUUAGGAAUUCUCCACCAUUCCAUGAUUUUUUUUCAAAUUAAUUUUUCUUCAAAGCAUGGUGCUGCAGCUUCCAGUCCUUGUAGUUUAUUUGCAUCUUGCCAUUCUACUCUCUGCAUUGCCAAAGCAACCCAAGUACUAUCCGCACAACCUACCAUGCCAAUUUAUUGCACUCUUAUCACAAUGACUUUACAUAUGAAGUUGCCUUUACAUAGAAAGUUGCCAUUGGCCCAUUUAGCUCAGCACUGUCCACCCUGACUAGCAGCAGUGAUUCAAAAUUCCAGACAGCCCCACCUGGUGAUGCCAGGAAUUGAAGCUGGGGCCUUCUGCAUGCAAAGCAGAUGCUCUAUCACUGAGCUUAAGCCCUUCUCCCCCUUAGUCAAGGAUUGCUCUACCUCCCACCUUUGGUGGCAGAUUUACUUCUGCCUCUUGGAUCACUCUGGCUCCUUAGGAUAGCCAUUGUCAAAUUCCACUGGGAUCUUCAUUCUUGUAUGAGUUAAACAGAUGGGAGAAUAUCACCAGCUCUGUAUUUCCUGUCAUAUUGAUGAAAUGAAGGAAGUAGCCACACUUGGCAUAUCCACCUCCUCCCCCCCAUUUUACAUCUCUUGAAGGUACAUUUGUGAGUCAUGGGCUAGCAAUAUCAGCAAGUCUCUGGUUUUGCAGGCCAGAAAUGUGAAUCUUGGGGGCUUAUAACACGUAUUGCAAAUAAAGGAAAUAUAACGGCAACCAAAUUCUUCCACGGCUUACAUUCAGACCAAAGUCAGAGAAUACUUCUUUUCCCACCCCCAUCCAUUCAGUCAGCUCCUAAAUACCCUCUCAUGCAUCCAUUCAUCCAACCAACCAACCAACCAAACAAACAAACAAACCCCAAGCUCCACCAACCCGCGAGUGAUUCUCCAGCCCACCUUCUAUCUCACCCCACAUAGCUGAGGGUAGGGAAUCAAUGGCAAUAGUAGGAAUUGAUUUGGAUUGAAUGAGAAAGGUUUCAGGGUUGGUUAAGGGUUGAGGAAGAGGCUGAACAAUGUUGCUCCCCUGACAAGUCCGUAUUGGUUUGGAAUAGCUCAGAAUAAACUGCGCCAAAAUUACCUAAUUUUUCUAAAGCUGGAGGUGGGGGCUAAACUCUCUCUAGCAUGGGCUGCUCUUUAACCCUCUCAACUACUUUACUCCAAUUGCUGAAUGACCACUGAGAAGUAAACACACAUUCACACCCACCCACCACCCCAAACUCAUAAGGAAAGAAGAGCUGCAUUGAAAUGGUAUGAGGAACAUGACAGAUGGUGGGUAAUGAUGACAGAUUGAUUCUAGAUUGACAUUGAUAGAAUUUCACCCUUUGGCUCUUGAGUACCUAAUGCAUUCCAUUUUUUGCCGUAGCAACUUCAAGAUACAAAUGGUUUUAUUUGCAUCUUUCUCGUUUGCCUGCCAAAUAAAAGUGAAGACUCUUCAAGUUCUACAUUUUGUCAAAACAUAGCUCUGUUGAUUUGCUUCUGCCUAUAUGCAGAGAAGGUGCAGGUCCCCAGAAAAUCUGAGGACUAUAUUUAUAUUGAGUUACCAAAUCCAGCCCUUAGCCUGACCUAGCCAAAUGAGAGCAGAAGGGGUCUAAAUCAUUUCCCUGAAGACUGCAAAGGGAUUUUCUAUGGACAUAGAAGGCAGCAGGGAGCUGAUGAGCCUUUGCAUAUGGUUCGGCCAUGUGGCAGAAGGAAUGUGACAUGUCCAAAUAGCUAGGGCCUUAAAGAGGUCUCAAAUACCAUAAUCACAGGUGCAAAAGUGGACGGAUUAUCUUUGAUGCAGAAAUCACUGUCAUAGGCCAUCUGAACAUUUUCUAUUACUGCCUGGCAAGGUGUGUAAGUAGAUAAAUGAAGCAAAAGCAGAGUGAAGGGAUGAGGUAAGCAAAAUCCUGGAUUGGCACAUUUGGAACUUAUGCAGUGGGGUGCAGAAAAGACCAGUAGUAUGAAGAAGAUACCUGAGUUUUAAUUUCUUUUUGAAAAUUAUUUUAAAAUAAAUUAUUAUUACUAUUAUUAACCAUUAUUCAUCACUUACUACAUAACAUGUCUCAAAGCAACUUACAGUUGUUUAAAAAAAGAAACAGCAACCCCAUAAUGAUGCAAAUAUAAAAGAACAUAGAGAGAAUGAUAUGCUUACUAAAACUGCAAUAUUAUCCUGCAAUAUGAUAAAAUGACAACCCAUUUCAGUGCAAAGCAAAUGCAAAGCAAUUGCGGAGAGGAUAAUCAAUUACCGGUAAGUAUCAUCUCCAGACUGAAAGUUACAGCAAAUACUGAUAAUAUUUGCUUGAUUGAUUUUUGUUCCGGACAUGGGCCAAAUAAGUGCUCAACCGCCAUUUCCCCUCCCAUUUCCACUUUCAGCAAAAAACCUAAUAUCCCUACUUCAUAGUGUCUAAUGCUUCCUCCAAAGUGUGCUUCACAAUGUAUCAUUUAAAGCACCAAUAUAUCCAGCUUGUGGGCCAGAUCCUUACCUCCCUCAACUCCCCACAGGUCAACUUUGACAGGUGGUUGGGGCCAUCCACCUGUCAGUCACUUUGCACAAUUAGGAGGCCAGGUGAUGACUUCAAAGGGGCUCCCUUUAGUACCACUUGGGUCAGAGGUAGACUGAGCUUUUUUGAAGGUGGGCAGCUAGCCAGUGCCAAUCAGGAAGAGCAACACUCCCAUGCAACAGGUGAUGAUAGUGAUGGUGGUGUAAAAGGUAAAUUGGGGUGACCUCAAGCCUAUCUUCCCCAACCCCAACGUUUGAAACUGUUGGGAUAUUCAGACCAGACAAAAGAAAGAACUUCACUCAGUGCGUAGUUAAAACUAUGGAACUCACUCCUACAGGAAGGAGUGAUAGCCACCAACCUGGUUGACUUUAAAAGAAGAUUAAACAAAUUAAUGGAUGAUAAGGCUAUCAAAGGCUACUAGCCGUGAUGGCUUAACUUUGCCUCCAGUCAGAGGUAGGAAUGCUUCUGAACAUCAAUUGCUGGAAACCACAGGAGAGGAGAAUGUUUUUGUGCUUAAGCUUGCUAGCUUUCCAUGGGCAUCUAGUUGGCCAUUGUGAGAAUAUGAUGCUGGACUAGAUGGGUGACCAGCCUGAUCCAGCAGGUUCUUCUUAUAUUCUUACGUUUUGGGUUACAUUCUUAUGAUGCCACUUGCAUGGUAGGGAUAUGUAUGGAAAUAUAGUGAUAAAGGUAGGUUAUGAAUGGGUGGAUGAAUAUUAGCUGCAAUUUCCCUUCUCUUCCUUUCCCUCUGCCUCUGCUUUCUGCUGCUUUUGAUGUAAGCUCCCAGGUGAUACCUCUUCCACCUGCACCAGCCAAGCGGUCCAGAAGGAGAAGCUGGAUGAGAGCUGGUGGAUAUUCUUAUAUAAAAUCUCUCUACUCAAAUAUCAUUUCCAGUAUCUCAUAGCUGGAGGCCUGGCCCCAAACUUGGUUAGCAAAAGUGUAGCCAAAGAAAAAUGCUGGUGGGUUAUAUCCAAAUCAGACACUGAAAUUCAUAGAUCUAAGUAAUGUUCAUUAUUUUCAAUAGGUCUACUAUGAAUAGGAAUAACAUUGGUUACAAGCUGAUGCUUCCUCAGUGCACUUUUUAAAAAAUCCAUUAUAAUGUAGUUAAAAGUGCAUCUGCUAUAGGAUAAGAUAGAUAUGUAAAGCUAAAAUAUAGAUAUCCAAGAUACGCAUUUUUUCGACAUGAUUCUUUUAUCUGGGAAAAUCUGAUUCCACAAAAUAAUGCAUCAUAGGAGGCAGGGGGGAAGGAUAAAUUUCAUCUGAUAAAUAAUUACAGGAGCAUAAAUAAAACAUAAUUUAUUCUUUUAAAAAUAUCCCUUGGGUUUGGCACUUCUCCAGAGCUCUUUAAAACAUAACAUGAGUCAUAGAAACCAAUGAUGAUUUCUCCAGACAACCACAAACUCAGCUAAUUUGAUAUUGAAAUGGCUGUGAUAGAUGAUUUAAGCAGUGAUCUUUCAAGAAUUGAAAUGCAAGCCAGCAUUUUGCAAUCUCAUUCAAGAUACUGUCUUAGAGCUCAAUAAAUCAUGUGCUGAAAAACUUGUUGGUUGCUUAUUUCCUGGGUAUGCCCUUCCAUUUUACCAUAGCUCAGUAACACAUCCUUUGCAUGUAAAAGGUCCCUGUUUUAGUCUCCUGUGACUUUACUUAAAGGGUGUUUGGUGUGAAGGCUGUAGAAAUAUUUGGAGAGCUGCUGUCAGUCAUAGUAGACAAGGGGUGGGGAACCCAUGACUCUCCAAAUGUCAUUGGACUGCAGCUCCCAUUGUUCCUGACUACUGGCCCAACUGAGGACUCAUCCACAUUUCCAUGUGUUCUGGGAUUUCUAGGGACGGUUCUGAGAGGUUUUUCUUUCCCUAGGAAAACCCACUAUUUACUGCUGAAUUGGAACAAACAUCAAUCCACAGAAAACCGAAUUGGAACUGGAACAAACAUCAGUCGGGUUUUCUGCAGAUUGACGUUUGUUCUGAUUCAGCAGUAAACAGCAGGUUUUCUCAGUGAAAGUGACGAGUCAAAAGAAAAACCUCUCAGACCCAUGCCUAGAAAUCAGAUGACAACCAGAAGUGUGGACAAGCCUGACUGGGGCUGAUGGGAACUGGAGUACAGCAACAUCUGAAGGGCCACAGAUGGUCAGGGAUGAUGGGAAUUGUAGUCCAAAAACAACUGGAGACCCAAGUUUGGGAAAUGCUGCCCUAGACCAAACGGUACCCUGGCAAAGAGCAUAUUAUUAUUAUAUAUUAAAUUUCUACACUGCUCUUCAACUGAGGCUCAUAGGGCGGUUUACAAUAUAAAGGCACAAAAAUACAUACCAUAGUAACAGACAAAAAAACAACCUAACACCCAAGCCAUUGAUUCAAUUUUUGUAUACCAUUUCAUUGUGUUUCUAUCAUUUCAGGACUUUGAUUCGGUGUUUAUGCAUGAUUUAUCCCUGCCAUGUAGGAUGAUAAAUUUGCAUGGAUCACAGUCUGUCAGUCACAAUAAUACACACACAAUUUGUUGAUUGAGAACUUGUGUACAUUUCCCCAUGUUUUACACCCCUCCUGCAAAAGUUAACACAGUGUUGGCCAUAUGAGGCUUUGUUGCCAUCCUUAUAGAUGAACUGCUUGCACAAUAUUUAUUUUAGCAGUUGAGUGGCUGGAUGGAGCAGCAGUUUGACAAUGAAUAAAACAGCUUCAUGUAGCAUUACUAAAUAAGAAAGCAAGGCUCAUGGCUAAUGUGGGGUGAGGAGGAAGUGGAAGAUCAUGAAGUGAAGGAUCUGUCAUGUGCUGCUUGCACACUAGUGAAUUAUCUAAUUCCUGCCCAAGCUAGGGAUGCUUGAGUAAUUUAUUUUGGGGGAUUCUGAUGCAAACUGAUCUGAUGUGAACCUCCUGGACCAAAGCGCAGAUCAGAAUAUAUUGGUUCUUUGGAUUUCACACUUCUCUGACUUUUUUGUUAGGGAAGUCAUUUAGAAAUGUGUAUUCAUUCAUUUAUUUUUUAAAAGGGGGGUUCAAAAGUCCAGAUUUAUAUAUGUAUCUAAAAUAUUGGUGGGUGGGUGGGUGUGUUUAUAGGGAUUAACCCAGAGGUGGAGCAGACAUGAAGCAGAAAUAGACUGAUCCAUCCACCCCAAGAAAACCUCCUUUCCAUGUGCUUUCCAAAUUCUGCCACUCAUUAUGCACCACUGGAGAGGGUAGUGAAAUGCAGAAGCGAUCAGCACAAAGUGUAAACAGAAUGAAAUAUGCAUCAGAAGAAUUAAAUAUGUAUUGGGUUGGAUUCUACAACUGUAAACCUGACCCUUGGUGGGAAAAGAGCUCACUGUCUCUGACUCCAUUCAUUUCUACAGAUGUUUCCCAACUGUGCUCCAGAGAGAACACUGGAGCUGUUCAGUGGUUCUUCAGUGGUAGUCUAGGCACUACUGAUAAAUUUAUCUACAAUGAUGAUACAUUUAUCUACAAUGCAUAGUGAUUUAAUAGUAGAUACAUCAGGGUGUUUUGAAAGACAAAUCACAGUGCAGAAAGCAUUCAUUGAGGAUGGGGAGCUUGAAAAAUACCAUCACUACUAGUGAUGAAGAUUCAGCUUCAAUUUGGGGGCACCAGAGAUGGGUAAAAAAACAACCAAGAGAGGGGUUCACUGAUAUCACUGGAAUCCCCAGUGGUUGCCAUCUUGUCCCCACCCCUGCAAAGACAUAGAGCCAUGCUAUCCAUGAAAUAUCAUUACUCUGAUCAUUGGCAUCUCUCAAUCACUGCAUUCAUUUUAUGUAAAUAGAAACAGGAAGGCAGAUAAUAAGCACAAUGGCUUGGAUAUACCUUUGCUGCAAUGGUUGGGGAUCUUUUUCCUGACUAGGGGCCGCAUUCCCUCCUGGGGAACUUGGGGGAGUAUGUCUUGGGUGAGUGGAGCUAGAGUUAAUAUGCCAUAGCCAAAAUUAAACCAUACAAUUGUCUAUAACCAUAUGAAACUCCAGGCAAAUUUCCCACUCCUGUUACUUCUUUCCCAGUAAGCAAAGGAGACACCAAAGUGAUUUCAUUAUAUUUAAUUUCUAUCCUUCCACAGCACUGCUACAUGUAUGUAAAUUUCGGAUUCCUCGUCGCUAUCCAGAGUUUAUUUUCCCAUUGCCUGAUUCUCAGAGUCUCCUUGCCCUACCCUACUUGAAGCCCUGCAAUUAAAAUCCUAGCAGCUGCCAAUAAAUUAUAAAUAAACUCAGUUUCAUAUUUGAAUUUAAAUGCUUUCAAAUGAACUAAUACUGCAGUUUCUGGGCCCAUUGGUAUAAUUUUGGCUGUCUUUUAAAAGGUGGUGUGCAUUUAUUAUUUAUUUCUCGAAAUAUUUUUAAACCAUCCUUCAGCAAUUGGAUAUUGGGGCAGAGUACAGAAUAAGACCAAAUAGGCCCUACAACUAUAAAAACCACAAUCGUUAAUAUAUUAACCAUAAAAUACAACUAAAAGAAUGUUAAAAGGUUUAGUUUAGUUUCCAGUACUGUUAUCCUGGAUUGCUAUCAUAUGCAUUUGCUGUCAGCCUUUGUCUGUUGAGUUAGUUAUGACAGCGAUCAUUUUGCGUAGGAGUUCUGUUCCUGGAUCCCAAGCAUGUCAGUGGCAUGCGCAUAAACCUGCUCUGCUCCACCCUGUCCCCUUUCUACCCUGUUCUGGGUCCAAAAGGACCUGGACAUCAGUUGGCCCGCACAAAAUGGCUGCCACCUGUAUUUAUUAUUUGUACCUAUAGCCCUCUCUUCACCCAUAUGCUCCCAGUUAACAGAGGUACAAAUUAUCAGUAAGAUCAUUGAUGUGUUUUAACUGUUUUUGUGGAAUGCUCAGUUCAAAAAUAAAACUGUCUCAGCAGUUUACCCCAAAAGAACUGCAAAAAUUGAGAUAAAAUAAGAUUAAAAAAGAACUAAACAGGAUAAAACCAUCAAAAAUACAGAUUCAACCAAAUGAAUCUAAAAGCAAGUAUACUGUAAUGUUACUGGAAUUCAGUUUGUGUUUUAUGCCGUCUGGUUCACCAGAGUCCUGAAAAAUUUCAGUCCAGGGUUGACACAAAACUCAGGGGAAGGGGCCUGUAGAGACUUGGCUGUACUGCACAGAGCUGAGAGGCAGUUCAAAACCUGAGGCCUUUAUUCCACAGCAGAACGUGGUUUCCUAAAAUCUUCCCCAUGGCCCCUGUUUCAGGCUGGCUGGAACCCUGAAAGCCAGAGCUCUCUGGCUAGGGACUGGGAAAGUGGUACAACAUUUUGUUGCUGGUUUCCCCUUGUUCCCUCUAAUGCCAAACAGAGUGGCUGUGUGCCAGCCGCUAAGGUAGUAAACUGCCCACCAACGCUCCAUGAGCUCCCUCUCCCUACUCUGUAAACUUUGAAUAGCACCGCAUGCUGGAGACUCACAGCUUAAAAGAGCCCUACUUGUAAAUAGAUGAUAUUUGCCAGAAUAAAAAAUAACUCAGGAUCUGAAGGAAAGAUUUGGUCUCCAAUCUGUCAAAAGGGUGAUGUAAGCAGCAUGAAACCCCUCUUUCCUGUGUCAGCACUUACAACCUCAGUGCUUAACCAAUAAUUGCCAUCAGCCUUGCCAUGACAAAGUACAAAUCUGAUUUGCACAGAGGUUAAGAGCAUCUGUACACUGUCUCUGCAGUAGCUAAGGGCAGCUUAAUUUGUAAUUAAAGUCUUUAAUUUCAGAUAAUCUUCAUUAAGAAUAUAUUAUUUCCUCAUAUCCAAAUUCUUUCAGGAUUGAUUGUCACAGAUGUAAAACAGCAAGUCUUUUUUGCAUCAAGUACUUCUUUGGAGGACAAGCUGAAUGCAAAACCACCAGUUAGAUUUCUUACAGCAAAGGAAGACUAAGAGUUCAAUAGGUAUUGUUGCACACCAGGGGUACCAGGCACUUAGCCAGGGUUCAGUUUCCUCAGAAGGAGGCACAGCAGAGACUGUGGUGUCUUUAGGAUAUACGGUUUGUUCAUACAUAUAUGCAACCUGAGCGUCUGAUGGAGAGGCUCAUAGCAUUCACACAAUCAGGUCUUACUUCUCCCAUAGCCACAGCCUUGGAUCCCAGCAGAAAUAUGUCAUGGCUUUGUCUCUGCAGUUGCUGCCUACUUCUAGCCCAGCCCUUUCACACAAUUCCGCACUGGCUUUUGACCUCAUAAGGACCAGACUAUUGAGGGCGGGACCCAUUUGUCCUCUGUUACCACUUCCUCUGUUACCUUAACAUCUCAUACUUUGGGGCCAUUAGCAAGAAGCUGGGCUGGUUAUUCCAGCAACUGAAUCCUUGCUGGAUCCAGGAAUGUGACGGGACUCAGACAUACAGCCUAACUCCUGCCCAACUCACAAAAGCAUAUUCACACAUUUGCAAUAUGAAUAAUGGGGCUUUUUGACUGGAUAAUUAAGUUGUGUUAAAUCCCUCUUUAUGGAAAGGUCAACAACUCUACUCCAUAUUUUUAGGGAAGAUCUGUAAACCUAACAAAUAGUUAUAUAUGGCGCAGACUUGACAAGCACAUGCAUAUUAGGAGAGAUUCACACUGAAAUGCUGCUACAUUUUCAUGUGAUUUUUAAAAAUUGAACUAAUGUGAGGAAUUGAAUUUAAGAUGGGGGAAAAUGAGAAACUGGAAUAACUGAAAUCGUUAUAUUUACCCAUUUCUAUCAGACUGCUUCAGUUCCCCACCCCUACCAUAGAAGGCAGGCAGGCGGAGCAGCCAUUUUUCAUUUAUAUUCACCACAAGUCUGUGAAGUCAGGCAUUAAUGUUCCAAUCCUGUGGAUAGUUUAAAAGAUAAUGACUUGCUGUUUUAAAAAAACAUAUCAGGGCAUAGACAGUGCUGCCAUGGUAUCCUUAACACAGGUAUUAUCUUUUCCUAAUCCUGUUUAAAGCUUGUGUAUGAAUGUUUUCCAUCUUUUACUCCCUCUAAUGCGGCGUGCUGCAUCCUGAUUUCGGACAGUGAUCCCUGCAAACAAAUGAAAUGCGUAUAUUGCAAGGCAUUCAUACAAAGUGUCGGCAAAGCAUGAAAUUUUUAGUACAAGAGUGCGUUAGGAGAGUGGUGAAAAUUUCACGCUCAACUAUGCACAAUGAUCUGAAUGGAUUACAUUGGGGAAAGUUUGCCAGCAAUGAUUUGCAGUGUGUUUUAUUCAACACUGAUAAUGUCUCCAUUUCCUCUGAGUCAAAUGUGUUAGCCAGAGUUAUUUCAUUAUUUACCACAUAUUUUAAAAUGUGAAAUGGCCAUCAACUUGGAUGGCUUUAAAAGAGGAGUGGACAAAUACAAAGGCUACUAGCUCCAUGCACAAAGCAUUGCAAGUUCAGAGCUAUGCCUUUGCCUACAGUUUGAUUUCAAACUGUAUGGGUAGAAAUGGGAUGUCAUGGGAUGGUCAGGGGGUGGGGGGGGGCUUAUUCCUAGGUAAGUAGGGUUAGGAUUGCAGUCUCAACCAAGUAAUUGUGAUGCAUUUUUAGGGCUGCCUUAUGUCUGGAAUUUUCUGGACAUAGCUGGGAUUCGUCCUUCAGAAAUGGCGCCUGGGCAGAAUUUUUGGAAACCGGUUAAAAUGUCUGGGAAAAUCCGGGCAUAUGGCAACCCAUGUUGGAAGUUUAAAGUUUUGGCAAAUUUCCAAAAAAAUACGAAAAAAUAGCUUUAAAACUUUGCCAAGAAAAGCUCAACAACCUUUGUGUCUGGAUUUUCACUUCUUGAAAUAUGACAUCCCUGUGCAGUUGUUAUUAUUAUCAUAGCGCUUGUGCUGAGUUUGUAUCCUGUUUCUUUCAGUUGUUUAAUCAAGAUGGCUGCUAGUCCAUUUAUGCACUGGAGAGUAACCUCCAUUGAACACAAUGGAAAAUAUUUCUGAGCAGGCCCCUGCAGGUGGGGGGCAAGCAGGUGCACUUGCCCCAGGCCUCAGAGGGCUAAGUUGGCCCAGGCCCCCACCAGGGACCAGCUGCCUUUUUGUUAGAAUUUAUAACUUUAUUCUAACAACACUCCCUCCCAGGGCCUCAAACAAACUCUGCAAAGGCCUGUCCUGAGUAAACAUGCAUAGGCUUCCUCCACUAAUCAGUUCAAAGUAAGCACAUUGAUUGACUUUAAUCAAAUUAUAUAACGUUAAUAAAUCAUCAUCACCGGAUAGGUGUAAUAUUUUCUUUGUGUGUGUAAUUAGUUAAGGUAGAUAAAAACAGCAACUUUUAAUUAGCUGACAAUUCUAGGAAAAGGUCUCUUUCGUCUUAGAACUGAUUUCAAUGAAAUAAACUAAUGGAGAACUUACUGGUAGGCAGCAACAAGAUAUGUGUAGCUGAAAUAAGUGGUGCGCCUUUGCAGUUAAUUCUGCAUGCCUGAGUCCAGGGUAAUGUAGCAAAUGGAAAACACUUGUUAAAUCAUUCUAGUGUGCUGAUAUUAUAGUGUAUUCCAUGUCCUAGGCAUAGGGCAUACUUGCAUGUAAUUGUGAGGACAUUAUUAUUAUUAUUAUUUUAUGAAUGUGAUCCAGUAGGGUUCUUCUUAGGUUCCCAUGCAAAACAAGCCUCAGAAUCCUCUGUAGCAAGCUGGAGUCAUUGGAUGCACUCAGGAGCCCCUCAACAGGUCAGUUGAUGUGGAAAGAAUACCUUUAAGGUACAGAUUGGACAAUCACUUUAGCUGCUUUCAGACCUUCAGUGAGCAUGGAGCAUGAAUGGGCAGCAAGUUUCUGUGUGCUGUGCUUGCCCCCAAUUUAUGCCAAUUCACUUGAACAUCUGCAUAGAGUUUACACGUGUGCAACAGAUAUCUGUGGAGGGUUGUCUCCUUAAAAACUGGGCCCUUGCCUUUUCCGAGAUGCCUGACUACAUGGAUAAAAGUGUCCACAUGCAGAGGGAAGGUUAGGAAUAAGACUGGGGUCUGCUGACUUUAUCCAUUUCCCCCACCCAGCUCAUGUUCUGAAUGUCAGAGAAGGGCUCUUGUGUCAUCAUGUUAUGUGAAAUAUUACAGCUUUUGCCAAAACAAUCUGGACUUCGCAACUUAAAAGUAAUUCCAGUAAAAACUGUGGCUUUACAAAGCCCAGAACAUUGUAAGAAAGAAAGGGGGGGGAAAGAACACAACUGUAAAUGUGAGGAAGGGCUGUGAGAUCCAUAUAAUCUUAGCCUAGCAACAGCUGAAACCUGCUAUAUUAUGUAAAAAAAAAUUAAAAUGCCUAGACCAUGAUAACUAUAUAGAGCUGAGUAUAGAACCAUAGAACUGUAGCAUUGGAAGGCACCCAAGGAUCAUCUAGUCCAACCCUCCGCAAUGCAGGAAUAUGCAGCUGUCCCAUAUGGGGAUCAAACCUUCAACCUUGGCACUAGCAGCACCACUCUCUAACCAACUGCGCUAUCCAAGCUGACAAAGUAAGAGCUGAGUAGAUGCUCAACUCACAUAAUACAGUUCUUAGGGAACUGAUAUUCAUGUGUAGGAUUUGGGUGUCAAGGAGGAGAUAAAGCCAAGACUUGGUAUGAAGUGUUUCGAUAAUAAAGAAAUGGCUACAGUUAUUGUGAUGAAAACAAAAGGAUUGGUGUGAGGCUAGUUCAUGUGACAAAUUUCCUUGUACUUUUCAUGAUGAUCACUUGGGCAUAGGCUGCACAUGCAAAUAAUUUUUUACUGGUCCUUCAUUUUUAAUUGGAAUGUACAUUAUCGUAAAGGCCAAUUGAAUUCUCAAAGGCCAGCAUCCCAUCCCAUCCUAUGUAUAACUUGACAUCUUCUCCCUUGAAGGACUGGCAUCUUAGAGCUAAACUCAUUAUUAGGUUUCAGCUCCAUAGCCUAGCCUUUGAUAGCAAUAGCCUAGCCUUUGAUAGCCUUGCAAAUACACUAUUUGCAAAGUAAAAUGAUUUCCCCCAACACAGUGCAUUUUUAUGUUCAUCAAUAUUUUGCAUAUUUAACCCCAAUAAAUGCAGUUUUGUACACAUUACUUGGCUAGAAAUCUGCAUCUUUUCUAAAAUUUAGAAAAUGUGGAUUUUGAAGGGUAGCUAUGUUUCACUUUGUGUAUUGUUUUGGAAAGUAGGUUCACCUUUAAGUGUGAACUGAAUCAACCCUAAUUACGACAGAUAAAGGUGCAUUGUUGUUGUUGUUGUUUUGAGUAUUAUAACCAGGAUUAUGUAUUUAUUUAUUUCUCUAUCAAAGAUUUCUUGGUUUACAAAAGUAUGUGCAAUGUCUCUUUUUUUAAAGUUCCAUUUUCUACAGAUCAGUUUCAUUUGUUGAGACAUUAGUGAUACACUAGGAAGAAAGGGGGGAAAGAGGUGAUGGGGGGAGUGGUGAGUCGGGUUCAAUUGGGUGGCAAUACUUCUAUUCUACUUAGUGUAUGUGUGGGGUUUUGUGUCAGCAUCACUUCUGUGGGCACUCUUUACUAUUCGCUUGUAUUCUUUUGCUGGUGAGAGAGGUAAGGUGCAUUGUUAACUGAGACCAGGGGUUGUCAACCUGAUUCCUACCACCCACUAGUGGGCGUUUCAGGAUUCUAGGUGGGCAGUAGGGGGUUCUACAGCACAAGCUGAAUCCUCCCUCCAUUGAGCACUGGUGGGUGGUAAGGAAAUUUUACCAUCAAGAAAGAUGCAUUAGUGGGCGGGCGGUAUAAAAAGGCUGACUACCCCUGACAGAGACUAAUGAUCUCUCCAUGUCACUGAAAUUUGGAAGGAGGCUUCAUCUUAGGAUCAGGCUAAAAGCUUUUGGUGGUGGUGGUAGUGUUACUAGUAAUACUUUACUUUCCAUAAUUAAUAAUAAAUUAAUAAUUAUUUAUCUUACAAUUUUGAAUCUCGGUUGAGAUGAAUAAAUAUAGUUUGAGUUUCUGGAACUGUUAGACAAUAGGUAGCCUUGAGAAAGUGCAAUUGUGUGCCUUUGGGGAGAUGGGGAAUUGCUGUUUAAGAUUUAACGCUGCCUAUCUGUGAAUUUGCUAUUUCUCCCGCUCCUUGCUCAAGUUGCACAUUUGUAAAUAAAAAAAAGUAUGAAGUCAGAAAGUGUACAUUAACUGCUUGAAAUUUGACUUGUGUCUUAGUAGCAAUACAAUUUUUUUUUCAUUUGCUAAAAAAACUAAAAAGCAUUGGAGUUUAUGAGAUCCUGGGGGGAAAAACAUGAAUUAUACUAAAUAUUGCAUCACAUUUCUCCUUGCCCUGUGCCUUCCUUGGGGUAAGAGAAGCAGUAGAUCCAUUCUUAAAACCAUCUGCCUCCACUGUUUCCCCCUGGGCUGUUAGUUGGAUGUUUGGAUCCUCUUCAAAUGAUUUUUUCCUGAUUCCCAGGAGCAAGUGAACAUGAUAGGAUUAUAAAUCAGGACUCUCUCUCACUGUAGAAAUAUUUGCACUCACUCCAAUUAUGCAGCCUCCUAUUUUAACACUCCAUCUAUUUCAGUCUUACUGCAUCACUUACUCAAUUCAUGUAGUAACCAGAGACUAGAUUGGAGCUUGUUUCUGGUCCAAUGGAGGUAUCAGGGUGUAUAUACAGUAUGUUAUAUAUGUAUUUAAAUUGGGCUGUAGGCCUCUACACACUUCACUUUCUAAGGGGUGCACCUAAAAAUGGAAUGUGAGCAUGGCUCACAUUUUCAAAAUGUGGUCAAACAUACAACUGGGGCCUGGAACUUGCGGUCCAAGAGCCACGAUUGCAAUCAGCCCUCAUCAUUCUUAAUCUCUCUGGAUGCUACAAGGCCCAUUUUUGCUCUCUGCAGACCACCCCUCUGAGAAUCACAGGGCUGUAUCUGAUGUAGCACUAAGUACCACAUUCCAGCAGCUCAAGGAUUUCUGCAUGGGCAGUGGAAUCCCUCCCACCACCAUGCACCCUUUAAAUUGGUUCUAGGGAUGGCAUGGUACAUGUACAUGUACAUAAUAGAAGAGAUGGGGCAGUGUCAAGAGCCCUGUGGUCAUGACUGGCUUGGGACUGGGGUGGCGGUUGUUGUUAGAUGAGAAAGAACAGGAACAGAGGCACAGAGGAUGCUGGGAGGCAGGGAGUCCUGCUGGCCCCCAUCCUGCUACAGCCAUGGAAAAGAGAGCUUGUCUAGAAAUGAGGGAGGGUUCAAAGAGGGGAGGCUGGACAGGUGAAGGAGGGGGAGCCAGAGGAGCUGUUCUCCAUGUCACUGAGAACUUGAUGCCAUCUAUGCUGUUGGGAACAGACUCAUUCCCCACCCCCAGGAAAGCACUUACCUCCAAGCACACCGGUCUCAUGGGGAGAAAGAGUAUUGAGAAUGAGCAUGCCACAUCACACCUUUAAAGCUGGCAGGAGGGGCAUGGCUGUUUGUUGAGAUAUCUUCUCAGCUUUAAUCUGGUUUGGACUCCUGAUGUUGCUCUGGAACUCUCUAGUCAUGCCUUUGGCGAUCUACACCUGUAGCCUGACCUGUACCGUUGAAAGCCUCAAAUAAAUCAGUAUUUCUUUCUUCAGAUGUAAGAGCUGCUGUUGUAGUUUUUGAGACAGGAGCCAAGAUCAGGACUUCCCCUGUGCAAAGAUAUUUGUGCUGGUAGAACACAUUGGUUGAUUGGGGCAGAUCUUGAAAACACAACUGCAAAACAGAGGAUUGAAUCUGGUUGAGGAGGAUUCCACAACUGUCCCUACUUGUGAUACCAUGAGAACAAGCAUUUCAGUUUAAAGUGCUUUUACUUGUUGUAUGUGUGGUUUAAGAGAAAUCAAGGGGAAACAAUGCAACACAACGCUGAAGUGCUGUGCCACUUUACAAAACAAGGUUUUCGUAUCUUUAAGGAAGCUACUUACAUUUGCUGAAACCUUAAAGCAUCACUGUAAGGCAAUAGCUGCCAUUCCUGUUUUUCAGUAUAGCCUCUGGUGCAAUUUAGUUGUUAAGCAAGUCUGUUUUUAGCCUGUUGCUAAUCUCUAAAACUGAUAGUCUAAUACAGACCUGUGUGAAAACUGAGAUUUAGCCAGUCAAAGAGUCUUCUCAGCUCCUUUCAGAAUAGCUUAGCAAGUGACUUUCUCCCUAAUACCUUGCAGCUAAGGAGGUUUGGGAGGAAGGCAGUGAAACCAGAAUGUCUUAAUUAGGGUGCUCUGCUGGCUGAAUCUUUAUCUCAUAUUUAAAGACUUGCUGACAGGAGGUGGUGAAUUCAAGGAUAUUUAUAGCCUAGGUUAAAAUUCAGGAAGAUUAAAAGUUUGGGAAUUAACUUGUUCGUUUCUUAUAAAACAGAGCCUAACACUUAGUUCUCUUUCAGCUUACAUAUGAAAAGCAACAGUCACCAUUAUCUACCUGUAAAUUCCACUGGAGCAACACUGGGGUUCUGAAUAGAGAGGGACAAAUAUGACAAUUUCAGUUUCUCUGUUCUUUAUAUUCCCAGUCUUAAUUUCAGCUCUCCACAUUUCCACAUUUGGGGCUCAGGUUCUAAUUCCAUCAAAGCCUUAGAAAUACAGUAGUGCAGAAUAAAUUUCUUUUAGUCCCUCCCUUCAGGAACCUCUGGAGCUCUCUUAUGUACAAAAUUGGGGUAGCCAACAAUCAAGGCAAGAGCUGACAGCGCCCAGAUGAACUGCAAGCCUGUCAGCCAAACGUUUUCCUGCUUUGUGUUAUUUGGAAUGGGGUAAUAACCAAGAAUGGAAGUUUAUAAGACAAAACCUUAUAGAUAGUUAUUACUUCUCAGAGUUGAAUUCUACAUUUAAAAUGAAUAAGAGACAACUUUGGGAUUGGCUCUUCUGGAAUGAUUCAAGAAGACAUUUGCAUUUAAUUAGGCAUUCCAAAGUUCCCAUUUGCUAAUGUGACCUUUAUAUAGGAAUCCAACAGACUGAUUUCCAAAACCUUUGCUAAUUCCUGGAAGCAGAAUUACUAUAGCAGAAACGGUUCCCUUUCCUUUGAGUGACACUAACAGAAUUGUUUCACAUAAAGUGGCACUUUAUGUUCUGGCUGCAAGAAAGAUAAGAAAGAGAUAGAGAAAGAGAAAGAGAUAAGAAAGUUGCACAAGAGAUUUGAAGUUCUAAUGGAAGUUAAGAUGGGUAUGAGUUAGCAGGUGAUACUUAUGAACUCUGCUGUCCUCUCUUUAAACCCUUGAUGCCUUUUAUUAUGUAAUCGUCUUAUGCAGUCAGGUAUGGUUUGCAUUUUGGCAAAUGGAAAUGAAAUUGUAAUGGUCUUCGUUUAAUUAAAAUAUUUGAUGAUGGUCACAGUAAAAUUAUUUGGUGAUGAUAUUACCACAUCAGUUUGUGAUUUCUUUUUAAGUCCUCAUGGAAAUUCAUUACCAUGUUGGUGUACCUUUCUUCUUAUAUACCAAUUGACUUCUGCUUCAAAUUAGCAGUAAACAGUGGGUUUUCCCAGAGGAGGCAGUGUGAGAAAAGAACCUGUCAGGCUUGUGCGUAGAAAUCAUGGGACAAGUGGCAAGGGCAGAGGCAAAAGGGGGGCAGAGCAAUGAAUGUAAACUUCAUCUUUGUACAGUAGACUAGUUUCUAAAUAGAUUCACAACCCCUCUCAGUCCUCCAUCCUGACAAAGAGGCAUUAUCAGGCCCAGUAUCCCUGAAGAAGCGUCUCCACCCCCAUUGUUCUGCCUGGACACUGAGGUCCAGCGCCGAGGGCCUUCUGGCGGCUCCCUCACUGCGAGAGGCCAAGUUACAGGGAACCAGGAAGAGGGCCUUCUCGGAAGUGGCGCCCGCCCUGUGGAACGCUCUCCCAUCAUCUGAUGGGAGAUGUCAAAGAGAUAAACGACUACCUGACAUUUAGAAGACAUCUGAAGGCAGCCCUGUUCAGGGAAGUUUUUAAUGUGUGACAUUUUAAUGUAUUUUUAAUCUUUGUUGGAAGCCGCCCAGAGUGGCGGGGGAAACCCAGUCAGAUGGGCGGGGUACAAAUAUAUUAUUAUUAUUAUUAUUUUAUUAUUAUACCAGAGUUCAAGGACAUUUUCAGGUCAGAGAAAAAUGCUUGGGUUUAAAGCAGGACCAAUGAGGAGACGUGAUCUGGGGAGAAUUCUAAGUUAGAGAGGCCUAGAGGGCUGCAUUUACCCUCUCCCAGCACGAGGUCACCCAACCCUGAAGUAUGAUUGAGUUUUGCAUUUAAAAUGCAAAAUAAAAAAGAGAUGGCUUACCUUACAAAUACUGCAAAAACUGCAAGAGGAUGGGUUUGUUUCUUUAUUAAGCUAGCCAAAUAUUUUACAGGAGAGCAUAGCUGUCAACGUUUCCCUUUUUUAAAGGGAAAUUCCCUUAUUCCAAAUAGGAUUCCUCGCAAGAAAAGGGAAAAGCUAUUGACAGCUAUGCAGGAGCGAUCCACACAUCACGGGUGACUAAAAUGAUAGUACUGUAUAGAGAUAAGAAAUAGCAAAAAGGACUGAAGGCUCAGUAAGAAGAUUUGUCUUUUAGGGAGAGCUAUAAGCAACUGACCUCUCCUAAUAUAUGAAGAUAAAUUGGAAAGGCCUUCUCCAGGGGAAGAAGACAUUCUCCAGCCGUUUCUUGGAAGGGAGGGGGCAAAACAUUAGCAAUGGUCAUAGCACAACUUCUUUGACUUUUCCUAAUGAGUUUUGUUGGGGUGGGGUCUGCUGCUGCUGCAAAUGACAGCAGCAGCAACUGUGUUUCAGCCUAGCCACCAUUUUGCAUCAUCCAUAGUGUCAUUCCAGGGAAAAUGGCAGCCCACACAGACACGCACACAGAGAAUAUUCAGAUAUGAUUCUGCAAAAUGGCCUUUUUUCAGGGGUUGAGAAAAAAGAAAAAUAUUUUUGUCUGUCACGUUCUGAAGCAUAUGCUUGUGCUAAGUUUAUGAUGUAGAAGAUAGAGAGGCAGUCCUUUUUGUAGAAGAAAUGAGCUGAUAGUGGGAUUUAUACAUUAGAUUAGUUAACAGGAUUGGACAGAGGAUUCUUGUCAUUGCUGUUUUUAUUGCACCUCCCUGCAAAUGCUGAGUAUAUGUUUUCAAUUACUGCACCUUUCUGUGGUACAUCAGCUCUCAGUGCUCAGGCAUUUCCUAAAUAGUCAGAGGGAAUUAAUGUUUAUAAAUGCAUAUUUCAAUGUUUUAAAGUGGAUGCUCGAAUGGACUAUUGAUUUUGCCUCCAUCUGUGCUACAUAUUUAAAGCAGUAUCAUGCCAUUUUAAGCAACCAUGAUGUAGGUAUGUCCUGUGUUGUCACAUUACUGGGCAGAAAUUGUUAACGGCAUUAAGAACAAAAGAACAUAAGAGCCUGCUGGAUCAGGCCAAUGGUCCAUCUAGCCCACUAUGCUGAUCUCACAGUGGUCAAACAGAUGACUGUAGGAAAUCUGCAAGCAGAAUUAGAACACAAAAGCACUCUUCCGUCCUGUGUUUCCAGCAACUGGAAGUCAGAAGGGAGGAAGAGCAAUGCCAUUGUAACUAGAAGCCAGUGAUAGCCCCGUUUUCCAUGAAUUUGUCCAGUCCCCUUUGAAAGCCAUCCAAUUAAAUUGGUGAUGGAUUGCAGCCUAGCCUUUGGUAUGUUGUGGAAGGUGGAGGUGAUUAAAACUUCCUUUGCAUUGUGAAGGAACCAAUGGUGCUGCUCCAAGAGGAGAAUUUUAGGCUGGUCCUCCCUGGUGGCAGAUCCUGCGCUCCUCUGUAAGGCCAGAGAUACCAGUAUAUUCAAGGAAUCCAACAUCUUUACAAUGGAUUGUAAAGUUCUUGAAGUUAGUACAAACGAUUCUGCAAGCAGUUCUGUAUAAUGCACAUUAGAGAAUAAAUUUUCCUCUAAUGGAGUGUGUUAUGUACUGAGGUUCUCACCCUGGGCCAGCAGGGGGAUAUCGUCGAUAGUUUUCACCCAGGUCCACAUAUGCAAAUAAGGGAUUGAAAGUGAUGUUCAGUGAUUGGAUAGUUACAGAAAGUGGUUACUGUUGCGUUCUAGUGGAGCUCUAUAUAAGCAGGCUGGCUGAACCCUUCAGUUCAGUUCUGUUCUGGCCUGUGAAUAAACAAGAGCUGUUUGAAGAAUCGCUGCGUCAUCUGAUAUGUUCACCCACAACUUAACAGAGUGUCUGCAGAUCUCUCUGGUAGGGUGCCCCCAACCGUGGCUUUCUUCAGGGCCUCCUCCAUGGCUCCUGUUUCAGGCUGGCUGGAACCCUGAAAGCCAGAGCUCUCUGGCUAGGGACUGGGAAAAUGGUACAACAUUUUGUUGCUGGUUCCCCCUUGUUCCCUCUAAUGCCAAACAGAGUGGCUGUGUGCCAGCCACUAAGGUAGUAAACUGCCCACCAACCCUCCAUGAGCUCCCUCUCCCUACUCUGUAAACUUUGAAUAGCACCGCAUGCUGGAGACUCACAGCUUAAAAGAGCCCUAUUUGUAAAUAGAUGAUAUUUGCCAGACUAAAAAAUAACUCGGGAUCUGAAGGAAAGAUUUGGUCUCCAAUCUGUCAAAAGGGUGAUGUAAGCAGCAUGAAACCCCUUUUUCCUGUGUCAGCACUUACAACCUCAGUGCUUAACCAAUAAUUGCCAUCAGCUUUGCCAUGACAAAGUACAAAUCUGAUUUGCACAGAGGUUAAGAGCAUCUGUACACUGUCUCUGCAGUAGCCAAGGGCAGCUUAAUUUGUAAUUAAAGUCUUUAAUUUCAGGUAAUCUUCAUUAAGAAUAUAAUAUUUCCUCAUAUCCAAAUUCUUUCAGGAUUGAUUGUCACAGAUGUAAAACAGCAAGUCUUUUUUUUCAUCAAGUACUUCUUUGGAGGACAAGCUGAAUGCAAAAUCACCAGUUAGAUUUCUUACAGCAAAGGAAGACUGAGAGUUCAAUAGGUAUUGUUGCACGCCACCCCAAUCUCUGGCCAGGAUUCCAGGGGUUCCAGGCACUUAGCCAGGGUUCAGUUUCCUCAGAAUGAGGCACAGCAGAGACUGUGGCAUCUUUAGGAUAUAUGGUUUGUUUACAUAUAUAUAUAACCUGAGCGUCUGAUGGAGAGGCUCAUAGCAUUCACACAAUCAGGUCUUACUUCUCCCAUAGCCACAGCCUUGGAUCCCAGCAGAAAUAUGUCAAGGCUCUGUCUCUGCAGUUGCUGCCUACUUCUAGCCCAGCCCUUUCACACAAUUCCGCACUGGCUUUUGACCUCAUAAGGACCAGACCAGGGGCCAGCAAACUUUUUCAGCAGGGGGGCAGUCCCCUGUCCUUCAGACCUUGUGGGGGGCAGGACUAUAUUUUGGAAAAGAAAGAAAAGAAUGAAUUCCGAUGCCCUACAAAUAACCCAGAGAUGCAUUUUAAAUAAAAGCACACAUUCUACUCAUGUAAAAACACCAGGCAGGCCCCACAAAUAUCCCAGAGAUGCAUUUUAAAUAAAAGGACACAUUCUACUCAUGUAAAAGCACACUGGAUUUCUGGACUGUCCGCGGGCCAGAUUUAGAAGGCAAUUGGGCCAGAUCCGGCCUCCGGGCCUUAGUUUGCCUACCCAUGGACCAGACUGUUGGGGGACGGGACCCAUUUGUCCUCUGUUAUCUCUUCCUCUGUUACCUUAACAUCUCAUACUUAGGGGCCAUUAGCAAGAAGCUGGCCUGGUUAUUCCAACAAUUGAAUUCAUCCAUGUGUUAGUGAACCUUUUUUCUAAUAUACCAAAUUAUGUUUGCUCAGCUGAAACAGGAAGCCUCUUUUACACCUUCCUCUCCAGGGGGGAUCCAAUGGACUGCUUGAGUGGGUGGAAUCAGUUCAGUGAUGGAAAGUUUGUCAGUGGGAGGGUUGUGAGAUACAGUUCAGCCAUUCACCACAUAUGGCAGCUGCAUUCAGGUCCAGAACUUCCUUACAAAGAGUGCCAAGCUCAGUGGUUAUACCUGUUGUUGAAGAGUUAGGGCUGCCCUUUGUCCUGGAUCUUAGACAAGUCAAUAGAAAAAUCAUAUAUAUAUAUAUAUAUAUAUAUAUAUAUGCGCUCAACAGCUUUCGAGGUGUCCUGGUUUUUACUUUUUGAAAUAUGGCAACCCUAGGAAGAGUGAAUAGGAGGAAAAGUGUGUGUGCAUAUGUUUAUAAUGGAGUAUCUUGGAACAGGGCAUGAUUAGCUUGUUGAAUCCCACUAGUAAUAAUAAUAAUGCCCUUAAUUUGCAUACCACACAGCCUAUAUACUUUGUGAUUACACAUGGUAAUAAGCAGAUUUCUGAACAUUAAUCAACCCAGUUUUCACAAUCAUGGGCUCUGGGUGGUGGAGCUAUGAACCACUCAUUAUAAAUGCAUAUCAGACCGAGAGCACUCGGUGUGAAGAUUUAGCUUAACACAUUGCUUGCACCUUUCAGUGUCUGCUCAGCAAAAAAAGAUCCCACUAAACAUGUAUUGGAUACAUUAAUACUGAGAAAAGAUAAUAAAUGCAAGCACAGGAAUUCAAAGGGUGGGGAAAACUGGUGAAGCUGACCUGCAGGAUAGAGUCAUUCAUCCACUGUGGGAGCAUAGCGCGGUUGGAAAAUUUAUCUAUAAAUUAUUUCUUAAGAUUCUUGCUGUAAGCACCAUAUUUGGAAACCCAGAUAGCUGUCAAAUUAUUGUAGUACGAGAGCUAGUUCUUCACACCAAAGUCAGUAACACCUCCACCCCAAAUUCACACUGCGGAUGGAAAGAUCUGUCAAUUUUAGUUCUGUCUUUCUCCUUUUCCCAAUGUUAUUUGUGUUUCAGGAGCAAUUUGGAAUUUCUCCUAAUAAACACCUUACUGUAUGCAGUUUUGACUGCAUUUUUGCAAGUAAUUUUAGCUAAUACACUUUCUCCUAAUAUGCAUCUUUUUGUAAGCACUGAUUGAUUGGAGAACUGCAUUGCAAAAUUCGGAUACGUGCAGAUUCUGAGGGAUGGUUUCAUUUCACUUCUUGUAUUGUUUCAGAAAGUGCAAACCUGGUAAAUUCACCUUUUAAUGCAAACUGAAUUCCAUUUCUCUCCCCCUCCCCCCCAUUCCCUAACAGACACACACAAACAUGAGCUCCGACAGAGGCAAGACCAGGCUGUAGACUUGAUACCAUAAUAACAACAAUAACACCAAGGCUGACAUUGAUUUCCUUCAGCAUUUAUUCCAGCAGGGAGCUAUUGAUAUCAGCAGGAAAGGCCUCUAUGUGCAACAGCUAUAGAAUUUAAUGAGAGGCGGGCAUGCUGAGUGAAAUGUUCCUACGGAGCUGUCAGAUACCAAAAACACAUUCAUGUUUCAUACAGUUUCCUCUUCCUGCUUUGGGGGUUUUCCCUGAGACACCAAAGACUUCUGUUAAAAGGUAGCCACCCCAUCAGUCAAUGAGUCCCAUUGCCCUUAAAUCACGUCUGUGAGAUGAUGCAGGGCUUCAAACUCUCUCUUCCUCCCCUCCCCCCUCCUUCCCAUCUGCUUCACACAUUAACGUUGAUGGGUGUGCCUGGGAUUUUGAAGAGAGAGAGAGAGGAAGAGAGAGAGAAGUGCACUCCAAAUCUGGCGUGUAUUGAAGAAUGUGUUCUGCACUGAUUGUUUCUAUGGUUACACACUAGAGAGUUGUGAAGAGGGGUGUGGAUUUGGGAGAGACCCUUUAAUUUGCACAGAAAUAGCCAAAUGAGAAUGCUGAAAAGCAGGACCAGAUAAAAGCCUGUGGUGCUCUUGAUGCUAAAUGUGGGAUGGGGAACUUGUGGACCUCCAGGUGCUUUUAGGCUCCGUCUUCUACUAGCUCUAGUUAGCAUGGCCAGUGGUCUGCAGUGACUGUGGGAGUUGUAGUUCAGCCACGUCUGGAGAGCAACAGUUUCACAUCCCUGAGAAAAACCAAGCUUUGUUUCUUGCCUCUUUGUGAUCCUCUCCCUCAACACGGGGUUGUUUCUGCAUUGUAGGAAGCAGAAAAUGUAUGGGAAGGCAUCAGUAGGGGAUGGUAGAGUCAGUGGGGAUGGGGUGAAAGAGUAAUGCUGGGAUCUUUGUUGCUAUGGAGUCAGCAGACCAGAUUUCAUGUUCUUGCCUCCCAUUGUGUGGCAAUGUCCUAGGAAGUGAACCCUGUGUUGUCUGUGUUAGCAUCGCCACCACAGUCGUAAACUCAUCUUCACGGACAAUCAUGAGUGUGCAAAUCAGUCUAUUUUUGUUUAGUGCCAUUUUUGCUCACAAACUUGUUCCAUUCUAUUUCCACAGUAGUCUGCCAUUUGUUUUUGUACAGGCAAUGCCCCAUUUGCACAGGGGUUGCAUUUUGAGGCACCACAUACAUCAUCAGGGUGAGCAUAAGCCUGCUCUGCCCCCCUUCGGUGUUGAAAAUGGCAUGUGCGCCAGCUGUCGCACACAUGCCAAAUGUGUGCAAAUGGGGAGCUGCCUGUAUUUUUAAAAACCCACAUGAAAAUUCACAUCUAAACAUAUAUUUAAAUGCCUAUCUUAAAAGAUCUUUUUCUCUCUCUAGAUGCUCAUUUCUAAUGGAGUCUUUGGGAACAUUUGUUAAGUGCAAAAGCCAAGGUAGAACAACUUUCUAAUCCACACAUUAGUCUGGAAAUGGUGGACCUGGUCUGUCAGUUCGUAUCAGAAUUCACUAAGAUUACAUUCCUUGAGCAUCCUUAGCCUAAGAAAAAUGCCUUGACAGGUGUACCGGUAGUAUCCAGUGAAGCCAAUGAAUGUUAUUAUAUGUAGCUUUGUACGUCCUUUUAUGAAGUGGGUUCCUGUGAACUUUUAAUACCUAUAAGGGUCACUGGAAUGACAAGGUUCUGUUUCUCCUGAUGGAGCAUGUACUGGUGGAAGAAGCAGAGCAUGCUGGGUAGGUAAGGUAGAUGAUGCUCUUAGGUGCCUCCAGACAAGGCAGAGUUCCAGUCAAUGAAGGGAAUGAAGUGGUGAUUACUUACUUUGCACCUAAUGUUUGAAGAAGCGGCUUGCCAUUGGAAUCUUCCUUCCAAGCUAACUGGGUCUCCACUUCUCUUGCUCCUUGUGUUUACAAUGUUCAUGGAGUGUGUGGGAGAGUUAACGGUAGGGGUGGUGGUGUAUACUUGCUAGAAACAAAUAAAUUAUUAUUAUUAUUAUUAUUAUUAUUAUUAUUAUUAUUAUUUAUACCCUGCCCAUCCAGCUGGGUUUCCCCCGCCACUCUGGGCAGCUCCCAACACAUUAAAAAAUUUCCUAAACAAACAAAGCUUUCCUUCCUAUUGUAUGUUGUUUCUGCAACUCCUUACAAGUGGUGGAAGGAGGGAAGUCUCAUUAGUGGACAGAGAAACCCAGGAGUUUUAAAUAUGUAUGUUGACUUUACCCAUACAAUGUGGAGGAAUAGGAGAAAUUAAUGCUUGUUUGCUAUUGACCAGAAUCGGAAUCUACAACUAUUUUAGUAUUAAUGCUUCAACAUGUUUGCAGCACUGACCCGUCGCCAGAAAUGUUGACUGUAGACCAAUGAAUCUCUUUUCCAACACAGGUCGAUAAUCCAACCUCUGACACCAUUGGCUGUAAAUACAAUGUUUAUAUGGGGGAAAAUAGCAUCUCAGCUUGGGACUAAUUGGAUUUCUCAUGUUUUGGAGGCACCAAAAGUUCACCAGACAUGUUCAAUUCCUUUUUAAUGUUUAUAUUGGGCAACUUGGCAAUUGGCCAAGUUACAUUCGGCUUUAUUUCAAAGUGGCACACAGUUGGGGGUGAGCAAGCUUGUUAUAUAGCCUUUAAAUAGAGCAGCACUUAUUUAUUCAUGUGAGAGGGCUGAAAUGAAUGCACCCCACAAGAAAAAAAAAUCUGCACAAAAAUGAUAGGUCCAAACUGUUUCCUGAAAGAUUUCCAAAAGCUUACCUUUAUCACAUCAUUUUGCUGAUGCUUGGAAUUCCAAUCAACUGCAUUUUUGGCACUGUUUAUUAUUUAAAUAUAACCAGUUAUGGCAUAAUCGGGCUGCCAGUCCAAUCUGAUUGUGUGCAAUGUCAUUUGUGAAGCUAGUUUGGAGUGAGGGCAAUGACCUCACUCUGAAUUCAUUUUGUUUACCCUCAGUGACAUCAUCACAUACUUGAAUGACUAUCUGACAUCGUCACUGUUAAGAGCAAGUGGAUUGUUUUGAAUUUGUUUAUUUAACUCAGUCUCAAAAAUAAACUUGGCAAGCUGUAGCAAAUCUAAAUGAGCUAGAUUCUGCUGCCUAAAAUGAAAUCCAUGAGAUUUUAGAAGGAAUUUGCUUCAUGAAAUAGUCUACAACUCGGCAUGGUCUUUUCCUCAACAUUCUCCAUCUGCUGACUUCCUUCUUCUACUCCAGCUCUUCAACAUUGCUAAAGAAACAACUGUUAUAUUUUGGCAGCACAGAUGGCAUAAUGCACAAUGUCAUGUGUUACAAAAAACAUUUGAAACUGCAAUACUAAUAGUGGCAGUGCCACAAGUCGCGUGUGCCGCAACACGCACCUACGCCUUCAGAACUUUCACUAGCCCUGGUGAAACGUCUUUGUCUUCCUUCCAAAUCCCUCACUUUUGUUUGAAGAGAAACCAAAAGUACUCUUAGAAUUGGGCAAAAUAUCUAUCGUGCCUGUAAACAUCAAAUGACAUUGUUGAGCAAGAUGGAGCCAAUGGCCUGACCCAAUUUAAGGAAGCUUCCUGUGCCUGUACUAACCAGGAACAACUAAAAGAAGCAAAGAGAAUAAAAGUUUAUGUUAAAUAAUCAAGUCGGAGAAUGACUAAAGAAUUCAAGCAGAGCAGGAAUGGGGAAUCUUUAUGAUACUGUGGCCCACAUUUCCUUCUGGACAACAUUCCGAGAGUCCUAUGUCAGCGGUGGCAAGGGCAGAGGCAAAAGGGGGGCAGAACAAUUAAUGUAAACUUCACCUUUGUACAGUAGACUAGUUUCUACAUAGACUCACAACCCCUCUCAGUCUUCCAUCCUGAUAAAGAGGCAUUAUCAGAGUUCAAGGACACCUUCAAGAAACCCAAGAAAAAUGUUUGGGUUUAAAGCAGGACCAAUGAGGACACGUGGUCUGAGGAGAAUUCUAAGGGCCAGUUAGAGAGGCCUAGAGGGCAGCAUUUACUCCCUCCCAGCACAAGGUCCCCCAACCCCGAAGUAGGGUUGGAUUUUGCAUUUAAAAUGCAAAAUAAAAAAGAGAUGGGUUACCUUAAAAAUAUGCAAAAACUGCAAGAGGCUGGGUUUGUUUUUUGAGCUAGCCAAAUGUUUUACAGGAGAGAUCCACACGUUAUACAGAUAAGAAAUAGCAAAAAGGACUGAAGGCUCCAUAAGAAGAUUUGUCUUUUAAAGGUAAAGGUACCCCUGCCCGUACGGGCCAGUCGUGUCCGACUCUAGGGUUGUGCGCCCAUCUCACUUAAGAGGCCGGGGGCCAGCGCUGUCCGCAGACACUUCCGGGUCACGUGGCCAGCAUGACAAGCUGCAUCUGGUGAGCCAGCGCAGCACACGGAAACGCCGUUUACCUUCCCGCUAGUAAGCGGUCCCUAUUUAUCUACUUGCACCCGGGGGUGCUUUUGAACUGCUAGGUUGGCAGGCGCUGGGACCGAGCAACGGGAGCGCACCCCGCCGCGGGGAUUCGAACCGCCGACCUGACGAUCGGCAAGUCCUAGGCGCUGAGGUUUUACCCACAGCGCCACCCGCGUCCCUAUUUGUCUUUUAGGGAGACCUAUAAGCAACUUACCUCUCCUAAUAUAUGAAGAUAAAUUGGAAAGGCCGCCUCCAGGGGAAGAAGACAUUCUCCAGCCGUUUCUUGGAAGGGAGGGGGCAAAACAUUAGCAAUGGUCAUAGCACAGCUUCUUUGACUUUUCCUAAUGAGUUUUGUUGGGGUGGGGUCUGCUGCUGCUGCUGCUGCAAAUGACAGCAGCAGCAACUGUGUUUCAGCCUAGCCACCAUUUUGCAUCAUCCAUAGUGUCAUUCCAGGGAAAAUGGCAGCCCACACAGACACGCACACAGAGAAUAUUCAGAUAUGAUUCUGCAAAAUCGUCCUUUUUUCAGGGGUUGAGAAACAAGAAAAAUCUUUUGUCUGUUACAUUCUGAGCCAUAGGCUUGUGUUAAAUUUAAUGUAUAUCAUUAAAUUAGGAUUGAUGGAUUAUUCUUACAUGUUUAUUGAUUAUUAGCUGACACUGCUCCUUUUCCUCAUUCUUUUUCCUUUUGUUCUAAUAAAGGGGGGGGGGCAGAGAAUCUCAAGUCCACCGCCCUCCAAAGGUCUUCUGAGAGCCAUUUCAGCUCAGCUGUGAUUUUAAGAUUAGAAUUGCAUCUUUAAAGCAGGCAAAAUAUACAUUUAGAAUAUUUCUGUCUCCUAUAUUCUGCAUAUGCCAGGAAGGAACUAGAUUGUCCAGGUUCCCAUGCUUUAUGUUAAUCAUACGAAUUCCACACAUUAAACCCAGGAAAUUGUGAUCUGUAAUGUGCCUUUAGGGAAACACUAAUGGUCUCCAAGAAUCUCUAGUUUAAAGUUAUAGUUAGGUGUAGAGAAAGACAACUCUAAAAGGGUGGGGGAGAAAGGAGAGUAGGAAGGAAUUGCAAUAUAUGCAAAGGAUGAUGAUUCAAAAUGUAGUAGCCAAAAGAUAAAUUGAAAUUUGUAUUUAGGAAAGCAUUUCUACAAAACACCACAUGCAGGUUUAAAUGGCAUUGCAGGGGGUUGAACUAGAUGCCCCUUGUCAUCCCUUCUAGCUUUACAGUUCUCUGAAAUGACACGAUCACUUGCCGUUUCUCUUUGUAUUCCACAAUGGUCUGAAAAUCCCCUAUAGAACAUGUGCACAUGAAUGCAUAUCCGCACAAGCUUCUCCCCAUCCACCUCAUAUAUCAUGUCCCAGUAUGCAGUGAGCAUGCUGGUAUAAUCUGCACCUAAUUUGGGAGAGUAUCCUGUUUACAGUGCCAAAUCCUGCUAUUGCUUUGGAGAGGUCACUACUCUUUUAAGAGAGGUUUGUUUUUGUUUUUUUGUUUUGCAAAAGUCAUUGUAAUAUUUGUGCAGAAUACUUUUGUUUCCUGAACUUUAUGGAAAAGUUGGAAUCCCACUUUGUAAUCCUGUCCUUCAGAGGAAGAAGAAAUGUGAUUUUGGGGGGUGCGGAGAGCGGAUCUUGAGAAAAGAAGGCAAAGAGGGUGAGAGAUUACUAGUCAUAUCCCUGUUGGUCUUAGGCUCCAGAUUUCAGUCUCCGAUUAAUUUUUUUUAAAAUAUCCCGUGAGAUAAUAGCACUGCACAUACAUAUGUGGGAGAAAUUUGAUUCAGUGACCCUACCUAAUCCAUGGUCUCUGAAACAAUACGCAAAGUUAAACAAAGCCAUCCCUAAAAAUUGCUGUGUAGUUCUCCAGCCAAAUAAUGUAUUCAAUGAUGCAUAUACUGAGGUAAAGUGUUUCAUUAAAAAAUACAUAAAUUAGCAAUCAUAACAUAGAAUAGCCACGCUGCCUGGGCCUGAUGGGAAUUGUAGUCCAAAACAUUUGGAGGAUACUAGGUAACAUAACACAACUACCUUGUACUGACUUUGACCAUUGGUCCAUCUAGCUCAGUACUAUCAACAUUGGCUGUCAGUGGUUUUCCAGGAUUUUGUGGGAUAACCAGCCUCAUAUAGCCAACAUACUUAAUUCUAAUUAUUGCAUGGAUGGGUUAAUGCCAUAGAGUAAGCUAUCCUGCUGGGCUUAGGUAGGUCACUCACCCUCACCUUGGAAGGAAGGUAAUCAAGCCUAGAGGCUAAUCUGGUUGCUUCUACUUGACUGCUUCGCUCUUAUAAGCCAUUCUUCAUUUUCUCUACCAGUAAUUUAGGAACUUUCACCACUGUACCUAAGCCACGUUUUACUGUUAUUCUGGAUGCUGUAUGGAAAAGCUCAGUCAAUUCCACUUUCAACUUCUCCCGAAUGCUAGCCUUUGACUCCAUUGCCUCACUGUCCCACUGACUUAUUUGCCCCACAAUUCCCUACCCCAGCCAGUCAACGUAUCUGUUCUUCCUUUUGUGCUACUGAAGGACAUGCCUAAUUUUGUCCAACUUCAGUCUUCUCCUUUCCCUCUGCUGCAUCAGUAUGACCUACAACCAUUCAACCAGUCCUUAGUGUCACUGGUGGAGAAAGGGGGGUGCGGUGGGUACAGUCCACCCCAGGUGUCAUCCUUGAGGGGGGUGACAUCACUGUGCCGCCCCCCUGGGAUGCUCGCCUCGCCCCUGCAGGCGGCUAGCCUCGUCCCUGGGUGCACAGCAUGUGUGCUGCUCCGGGUGCUGGAGCAGCUAGCUCCGCCUCUGCUCAGUGUUCCCAUUUCUCAAGAUGGACCAAUUGCAUAAAGGUACCAUAUUAAAUGUCCUGCUAUUACCCAUUUCAUUCAUUGCAGUUUCAUUGCUUACUCACUGUGUACAAAACAAAGGGAGCAGAGGUCUUCAAACAAUGAAAUCUUGCAGCUUUUCUUUGUUGCUGUUGGCUUGCAAGCUGUUGUGAUGACAUUAUUGCCAGUGCUGUGCUUAUUCUAGCUUCAACAGCUUGCUACCUUUGCAAACAAGCUGCUUUCAUAUUUCCUGUUCUUCGACUUAAUAAAUUCAUUGCUAGGAGCAUAAAGAAGCAUUUAGAACAAUUAAUGAUGUGCCGGAUAUCUGCUUGGAUAUAUUUGCAUUGACAUGCCCUUUCUCCUGGGAUGCCUCUGCUUCUCUGGCUAAUUAUUGAACUUAAUUAGAACAGCUGAUGGGGGGGGGGGACACAAGUAGCAACCAGUCUUUUAAAGUGUGUCAGGCUUACUUAGAGGUAAAGUAUUCAUUAGCCUCAGUUUAGAGUCAGCAGAGGACAUCACUAGUGUUAAGUUUCCCAUGUGGCUCCCAUCAGAUUUAAAUGCACACCAUGUGCACUAGACUUUGUUACAACACAUAUAUUAGUAUAGUACACCAGCUGUGCACAUGCCCAACCCAUAUAUAAAACAGAGAGAGCACAACCAUUACCAAUGCACCCAUCUUAAUUUAAACAUAAAAGUUGAUAUAAGCCAUCCAACUGUCCAGAUAAGUAUCUACACAAAAUUGCCAUUUAGAAGAAUCAUGUUCAAGUUUAGCUAGGGCAGUGAAGUCCUCAGACCAUUGCACGUUGGCAAGUGUUAAUUGUUGGCAGAUGUUUAUUCUUUCAGGUUUGGAAUAUAAGUCUCCUGGCAACCAUAAGGUAUGUCAUGUGUAAGCCACCUUCAACAUAAGAAGCAGCCCCUAGCCAAUGUUUUGAAUAAUAAACGCUGCAUGCAGAUGAACUGAGAAAAAUGAGAAUUGCACAUACUACAUAUAUGUGAAGAGGCAAUGCUUUACUUCUAAGAUGGAGGGGAAAUGGAUUUCUCCAGUUUCUCCAUAACCAUUGAUAAUCAAGAUGACUGUUAAAGCGGAUAACAUCAAGUUUGCUUCUCCCCCCCCCCCACUUUUAUCUGUCUGUGCCCACAUGUGAAUUGGAAAUGUGAGGGUGGGAGGAGACACAAAGAAGCCAAAGCAUAGGAAGCUGCCUUAAACAGAGUCAGAUCAUGGAUCCAUCUAGUGCAGUGUUAUCUACACUGAGCAGCAGUGUUUCAGGAAGGGUACAUUGCGUGGACAGGCGGAGUCCCCAGAUCCCGAGUGGUCCCCCCCAGUCAUGUGGAAUAACGACUCAAGACAACGUGCUAUGGGAUUAAAUUGGCCACAACUUUAUUAAAUUUCAAAUGUGGGUAGACCUUGGCUCAGGCAUUGGUCGUUCUCCCUCCCCAGUCCCCAGCCGGGGACCUAGGGAGCAUCAGGGUUAUCCAGUGUGUGUGUGGGGGGAUGGGCCGGCUCUGGAGAACAUAUGUUCAAGCAGAGAUAGCCGCCCCCGUUACGCCGCCGCCGCAGGGGAGAGCAAUGACGACCUUUCGGCGUACGGUCAAAGCCUCCCUUCAGAAACCCCUUUAACGGGGAACCCUGGUAUCGCUGCCGCAAAGAGGAAGAUGGACUAAAGGAUUCCACCCAAGGCCUGAUACUGCCAAAGUUGUGACGUUUUGCUAUGGGAAAGGCAAAACCUGCCAAUGCAGGGAAAUUCCUUUCCGGCCCUUUAAUAGCGACCUUAACGUAGCAGCGCCCGCAUACCUGUGAAGAAAAGUUAACCUGCAAAACCUAUGAAGAAAAGUUAACCUGCAAAGGAAGACAUUAACUGAGGGUGGGAGAAGCUCUGGAGCCAAGUGAGGAUUCCCAGGUAAGAUCCUCCCUCUAUUGUGUGGGCAGGUAAUCCUUCCCCUACCUGGCCUGGUCUCCUUGGCAACGCUUCCCCCAGGUGGGAUUGGACAACUGACUGAGGUAGGCAGAGACCUCCAGGUAUCCCACCUGAGGGAAGGCAAAGCCAAGCCUAUGCUGAUGGAGCCGCUCCAGAUCCAGGAGCUGUGCGCGUCCACGCAAAGGGCGCCCCCCAUUUUAAGCGGGGAGCAGUCAUUCCCAGCUCUACCUGGAGAUAUUGAGGAUUGAACCUAGGACCUUCUCCAUGCAUGCAGGAUUCUUUCUCCCACAAAGCCCCAGACCAUUUUGUAAUUGCAUAUGUCCACUACUCCUUGUGUUUAUGCCUUUGUUGUUGUUUAGUCAUUUAGUCGUGUCCAACUCUUUGUGACCCCAUGGACCAGAGCAUGCCAGGCACUUCUGUCUUCCACUGCCUCCCGCAGUAUGCCUACUGCUCUUUAAGUUUAUCAAAUCAUACAUGGCGUGGAGAAAGAACAGGGCUUCUCCUUUUCUCAUAACACUAGAACUCAUGGACACCCAGUGAAGCUGAAGGAUGGAAGAUUCAUGACCUACAGAAGGAAGUACUGCUUCACAUACCACUUGUUUCACUCACUCCCACAAGGAGGCAGUGAUGGCCAUCAACUUGGAUGGCUUUAAAAGAGGAUUGGACAAAUCCAUGGAGGAGAAGGCUAUCUAUGGCUACUAGCCAUGAUGGACAUGUUCUGUCUUUGCAGUUGGAGACAGUGUGCCUCUUAAUGCCAGUUGCUGGAAACCGCAGAGGGAGAGUGCUCCGGUCUUGCUUGUGGGUUUCCUAGAAGGCAACUGCGUGGCCACUUUGAGAGCAGGAUGCUGGACUAAGUGGCCCAUUGACUGAUCCAGCAUUUCCCCCCUGAAAUUCUGAAAUGUUAAAGAAUGGAGCUGUGGGGGAUUCCUGAUUUAUCAGUUCCUCUUGAAAGAGAACAUCAAGCCAUUUAGAACUCCAAUCUCCAGGGAAUCUUUCAAUGGGAAGAACUUCAGACAUUUUCUCCUUAGCAAAUUUGAAGGAGAGAGGCUGCAUGAAACACUUAUGUGGGUAAGGGCAUGAUGUGUGUUGCCCAUAUCAGCUAUAAACUGGGUCUCAUUGUUUUCACCAUGUAGGUGAAUCAGCGGGGGGGGGGGGGGGACUUCCCCAAAGUUCCUGGCUUGGAAAAUGAAAGAUGUGUGAAAACCAAAGGAUUGUAAUGGCAACUAUUCUGUAGUUUUAUCUGUCUGUCUGGUUUUAAUCUGCAAUACUAGUCACCCAUCUGAAAUGCUGAGACCCAUCGCGGUAAUGGAAAGCUUUGCUUCUGAUUUAUUAUAGCCUGAAAUUAAUUUAAUCACAGUCCAAUUCAGAUCAGUCUGUGGCAAUGAAGAUGAACUACUUCUGGCUCAGUAGGCAGUAAGCUGAUGUGCACAGUAUACCCACUAGGCAUGGCACUCUCUGCAAAUACGCAGGCAAACUGUGAAUGCUACAACAUAGCUUGUGUAGGGCAUGCCUGGUACUUAAUUUGUGCAAUGGAGGAGGGUUUGAAGUCCAAGUCCAUCUUGAGGGCAUGCCCUGAUCUUGAAAGAUGGGAAUGGAUUGUGAGUACCCAUUGUUUUAGGAGAGGCAUUCUAAACAAUCUGUACAUAGUGGUUGGCUAACCUAUGGCCCUCUAGAUGUUAUCCAGCUCCAGAUCCCAUCAGCCCCAGGCAUCAUGGCCAAUGGUCAGGUAUGGUGGGAGUUGUAGCUCCAGUGCUCAGGUUGUGCUUGGGGGUUUCCUAGAGAUAUCUGGUUUGCUGCUAUAGGAACAGGAUGCUGGACUGGAUGGGCCAUUGGCCUGAUUCAGCGCGUUCUUCCUAUGCUCUUAUGUUCGUUUUCAUGUAAUUUUACAGGACAAUUCUGGGCAUGUCUGCGCUGAAGUAAGUCCCAUUGAGUUCAAUGAGACUUACUUCCUGGUGUGUACAGAUCUGCAGCAUUACAACUAAAUUUUAUGCACGUCUGUCUAAUCUGUACAUGCCAAUAGGAUUGCAAUUCAUGUUUGGGGUUUGGUUUUUUUUGUUUCCACUAAAUCAAAGCUCAACUUAGACUAGCAACAAGACACUCUUUGACCCAAAAACAGAGUGGUUAUCACCAUGUCAGGAAUAUAGGUUAUCACCAUGUUAGAAAAUACACAUAACAAAUACAGAAUUCCAAAGCAUUUAUCACAAGUUACUAAUCAAAUGCAUAUUGAGCAAGAUGGGUUUUCUGAAACACUCUUUAAAGAAACUUUUUCUGCAGAGGCUAUUGUUUCCCAUCCUGAUGGUUCUGUUGUUCUGACUCACCUUAAAUCUGAGUUCUCCAAAGAUUAGGUGACACGAGUUACUGUGAAAUUAUUGCUGUUUCCAGUAGAUUAAUGAAGAACUUAGUUAUCUUCUUGUUACUGUGUAAUCGUAACUGAUAUUUCACAUGUAAGGUACAAUUAAGCUGUCAUGACUGAAGCUACUGAGGAGCACAUGGGAGCUUUUUCUGACACCUUGCUUAUUAUUUGUGUUGCCUCCAUUGUUCUUGGUGCCCUGUGACAUGGCAGGAUAGUCAAGCAUCCCCAUUGCUCUUAUGUAACCAUCAUCUAAAGAAGGAAAAAGCACUGGUGGGCACAUGGGAUCCUGUCUUGCUCCUCCAUUAGCAGGCAAACCAAACAAAUUUAUCCCCUAUCCCUAACUGAGAGGGGUGCAGGACUGGGAAACCUGCCUGGAUGCCUGUAGAUGUCGCAAAUAAAAUUUGGCUUGUGAAAUGUAGACUAGAGGCUAAGCCCACUCAAAUCAAUGUGUUCAUAUUUAUCAUUGAAAACAUUUUUGCCCUGCUUGUUUAACUGGAGAAAGGUGGAGGGACCCAGUGAGGCUUACAAAUAUCAGUGGAAGACACUGCUCUCUGGUUUACAAUCUAAAGGUCAUAAUUUAAACAUAAAGGGGAUCGGGAGCGAAGAGGUGCAAAGCUGUCCCAGUUUCUGAUUUGAUCCUGGAAUGUCCUGUUUUUCCUUAGGACGUCCAUAUUUUCAUUCGAUAAAUUUUGGAGGAUGUGGUAGUAUGUCCCUAUUUUCACUGGAGAAAUGUUAGAAGGUAUGGAGUUAUCCAACCCCCGAGCCAUCUGAAGGCAAUCCUGUAUAGGGAAGGUUUUUAAAAAUGUUUAAUGUCGUAUUAUAUUAUUAUAUAUGUUCGAAGUUGCCCAGAGAGGCUGGGGCAACCCAGUAAGAUGGGUGGGGGAUAAAUAGUAAAAUUAUCAUUAUGGAAUGGGAUGUCCCUAUUUUCAUCAGAGAAAUGCUGUAGGGUAUGAAGGUGCCUGGUUGUUGUCUUCUUCUUCUUUACAAAAAAACAAUAGUUUAUCCUUGUUUUUCUGAGAAUAUAUGACAUUUUGUAGCAGGCUUUUGGGAAAUGAAGAAAUAGCAAUGGAGAGAAGGGGUAAAAGUUGCUUUAUCCUUGCAUGAAGCCUGUUCUGUAAGUGUGUGGUAUGAAUUAAAACUACAAUGAAUGACUUUGUUCUCUCGAUAGGUGACCUGUCUCCACGAUUUCUUCGGUGACGAUGAUGUGUUUAUUGCCUGUGGUCCAGAGAAAUUCCGCUAUGCACAGGAUGACUUUUCUCUGGAUGAAAAUGGUAAUAUCAAUCACACUGUUGUUGUACUAUCUAUAAAUUUGUGUGUUGUAGGAGGCAGGGGUAAAAUCUUUUUAUACCUUUAUCAGCUUGAAGUUGGAUUGCCCUAGGGCUUUUUAUUUUAGAUAUGUGGGCGUGAAUGCAUGUACCAGUAAAUACUAAGGGUGUGUGUCACUUCUGUGACGAGGUAAACCAAGGUGAUUUGGGGAAGACUCAUAUUUCUGAGUUGGAUCGUGCAGUUAACAAGGCAUUUUGAGGUGUAGCAGGCACUCCCUAAGCUAAGAGUGACCCUGGCAGUUGAAAAAAGUGUACAACCAAAACCCACCUGGAAUGAAGGAUGGUAUUCAACCAGAUAAUUAUGGGAGUAGAACUUGUUUUGCUUGCACAGACGGACUCCCCCCCCCCCUCUUCUCCAUAGCACCCUACACAAAUCUGCCUCAGAGGGUUGAGGGAAACCGCAUAAUAGAUUUAGUGAGCGUGUGGCUGGAGGAGAAGGGGAGAAGAUUCUGUUGCACAAAGAUAAAUCCUUGCCCUGAUGGGAUCUUCCCCUUGGUGCUGCUUUGAAUACAACCCCAAGCUGACUAGGGAAAGUCCUAGAGCUCAAGAGGGCUAGGGGUGAAUGUGGUGGGAGCUUCAUUUUGAUGGACAGGUCUAACUUUUAAUCACAUUUGUUUUCCUGGAGCAUUCGAAUAACAGUGACAAUUUCAUUUUGAUUUUUAGUAGUGGGUAAAAACAAUGGUUGGCAGUCAAUGAAGUUUUACUCAGAUCAGAGCUACUGAAAUUACUUGGCCUAACUUAGUCAUGUUCAUUAAUUUAAGUGGGUUUACUCUGAGUAAAAACCACUGUAUGUUUAUUUUUCACAUGGAUCUAUGCCUCUCAUUCUGCAAAUCAAUGACAAAUUCUUCAUUAUAUCCCCAAAAAUCUAAGGUUUGGUGGACAGAAACCCACAUCCAGAAACCCUAUUGGAGUAAUAGGGUCAUUUUGGUGUGUGACAUUUUUCCUACCAUGGGGAAGGUGUUCAUUUCCACCCCACACCCUAUUAUUCCUAUUGUACUAAUACCCAAAAGGUAAAGUCUUCCUUUGCUGAAUGAGAACUGCAGCUACCAUUUAAAAAUUGGACAGGCUUCCUCUGCUCAGGAGGAGUGACAAUGCUUGCAAAUGGCAUCCUGUUCCAUGAGAAAAUGGAAAGUUAUAGCUUUUCUAAAAUAAUAAUAAUCAAAAUAUAAAGGUGCCCUAUAUGAAAACCACUGAAUACAUUUGCCUAUACUUUGGCAGUCUCAAUCCAUUCUCGAGGUUCUGCUGUGCCUACAAAUUUCAUCCACUUCUGAGAAAAUAAAAGGCUAUAGCCAUGUUUAGAUUCCCUGUUAUAGGGGGUGGGGGGCAGGGGACAGAGGACAGGCACAUCUUUGUUUUUAACAGACCUAAAAAUUUGGUCCUGAAUAACAAGUCAACUUGGAGGGAUGCUGAAUAGCUCUGAAACAGACUAGGCUGCUUCCCAAAGUUAGAAAUAUAUUCAAAUAUUGUGGUGGGUGCACACCUCUAGAAAAGGUGUGCUUGAAUUAUAUACGCAUAAGUGGUUGUUUUGCUGUCUGUGAGUUUUCAAUAUCCCCUCCCCACCAACACCAAAUCUGUCUGUCCAAUGUUAGUUAAAGCUUAUGAAUUGUCCACCUGGGUGUGGCCUGUCUCACUUUUAAACUUCACAGCAUAUCUCCCUUUGUCCACUUUGAAAUGCGUGAAGAACUGAAACAAGUGAUCUGCUCCAGAGAAAUUGUACAUGUCUUAUCCAAACUGCCUCUCCAAAUGUUGCUUUAGCCAAAAUCCAUUGACAGCCUAAGAAUCGGCAGCCUCACCUCUUCCUUGAGAAAUAUUGCUAAAGCUCCUCUGUCUCCUCUUAAAUAUCCUGUUUGGUUAAAGGUGAGGCCCAACAUUGGCUCUGAAUUGUACUUUUGGAAAGGUUGUGACGGUAGCAUUUGAGACAGGAAAUUCUGACAGCCCAAUUUUCUGUCUUAUUUGUGCCAUGGCUCACUGUGCUGGCCUCAAGCCACUGUUAGGAGGCAGACUUGAUGCCUGUAUUUCAAGUGAGAGGAUAAAAUAACCUCCUUUCUUUCAGAAUAUACUACUAACUGGGAUGUACUUGCCUAUGUAACUACGCACCAAAUUUCAAAUUCUCUUGUGGAUGUGCUGCUACCAUCGUUGAUGAAACCCUAGUGUCUUCAUAAAUGCGUAGAUAUCUGGAAAUGCAGUCCAUGAAUGUAGAUGUCUGGGUUUCCCACUGAUUGAGCAGUUUACGCAUGUUAGCAUCUAAUGGGCAAUGACAGAUUUGCCACAAGGCAGAAUAGGUGGUCUCAUUAAUGGUGCCAACAUUAUACACUUCACAGGAGCGGCAGGAUCUGCCAGGAAAUGUCAUCUCAUUAUAGCCAUAUGGAUGCAUUUUGUAUAAGAUACUUAAUCACUCCCAUUAAUUUUUUAAAAUGUUGAUUUGUCAAGUGCUUCAAAUGCAGGAUGCAGCACCCCAAGAACUCUCUCUCUCUCUCUCUCUCUCUCUCUCUCUCCCUCCCUCCCUCUUUCUUUUUUGUAAACCAACGCUCUGUUGAAUGAAAUCUCUUAAACUCAGUAGAAGGCCCUAUAUAGCUCCUUAUCCAUCUUCCAAAUUGAAAAGCAAAUAACACUAUGUAGAACAAGCAAAUCUAUGCAAGUUUAGCUUAAGUUGCAUAAUUAAUACUGCUUGCAGCAUUCAGCAAACUUGGCUGAGAGAUGAUUGGCAAAGGAUUGCAUCUGUCACCCCCCCCCCCUUUUCCUGACAUAGAUCUUCAAUCAUCCCUUCUUCCCUGGCAUGGAUGGGGGCACUAUUUUGUGGUUCACCUCAGGUACCGGCCCUGAUUGCAUUGAGCCCCUCAGUGGGCAGAUCCAAUGUUGCUGGCUUCUCAGCCCUCAGUUAAUUAUCAGCCAACUGGGAACCUGAGCAGGAAAUGAGCACCAAGACCAUAACAGGGUCCAAGGGUCUCAAGUCAUAAUGCAUGCUUAUUAUGCAAGCUCCAAAAUGCAUCCCAAGAAAACUGGCUCUCCCCUUCCUCACUGCCUCCCAAUCUAAAGUCUUUGCUAGUUUACCCAUCAUUUCCACUUGACUGAGAUGGUUUUUUGGUGGGUGGCAGCCCUUGGUUUUCCUCCCACCCCUAUACACACAAAAGUCUCAGUCAUCGUUUAUGGAAUCAGAAAGUCUUCGUGAAACUUACAUGUUGGCUUGGACCCAAGAGUCUUAUGUAUAUUUUAGCAGUUCUCACAGCUCCAGGGAAGCUCUCUCUCUGUCUCUCUCAAGACAAUUUGGAAAAGAAAUCCUGACAGGGCAACUUGACAGGAAGCCCAGCCUGAGGUGUCUGAACCCAAAGAAGACUGGGCAUUCUGCCAACCAGCAGAACAUUUUGCUUGCAGGUGCUCAGAGCUCCCACAUCUCUUUUCAGGUUCUUGGGAGAUGCAAAAACUAGAAGUUAUUUAUUGUGCAUUAUGUGUUGCUAGUGAGAGCCCCAUUAAAAUUCCAGUGUAUUAGCUUUUAUUAUUAAUUAAUUAGAUUUAUAUCUUUCCCUUCCUUACAAAAGAGCCCAGGGCAGCAAACAGAUAAGCCAUAAAACAAUUAAAACAUCUAAAAAACAAUUCCAAUUCCAGACUGGGAAAGAUAUCUGCUUAAAAGGCUUGCUGAAAGAGAAAGGUAUUCUGUGGGUACCCAAAAGAUGACAGAGGUGCUGCCAGUCUGAUACGCAAGGGAAGAGAAUUCUGAAUGGUAGAUGCUGUCACACUAAAGGCCUGAUUCCUAUAUUGUACUAUAUGGACCUCCUGAUAAGGUGGUAUCUACAAGAGGCCCUCAUCUGCAGACUUCAAUGACUGAUUGAGUAUAUAAGAUGUGAGAUUAUCUUACAGAUAUCCUGAUCCCACGCUAUAGAGGGCUUUAUACACCAGAAGCAGCACCUUGAUUGCAGCCUGGUAGGUAACUGGCAGCAGUGUACAUGAGAACAUGACUGUUAGAAACCACAACAUCUUUGGCACAUGCACGCCCUCACACACCACACCAUACCAGCUCUGCAGUCUGACUUGUGUGGACCAAAAGGGCUUCAGACUCCCAGGCAUCUUCUCUUCUAUCACCACAGCAGAGAUACCAAACAGUUGAAAGUCUCUGCAGUCACUGGUCUGGCUGUUCUAAGUCAUGCUGCCCCCUCCCAAGGCAAUGUGGACUGUAUUCAAGGCACCUGCAGCAACAAAAUGCAUCUCUCUCUAGCCCUGGCAUUAAAGAAGAAAAGAAAAGUCAGUAAUAACAGAUUCAACAACUAACAAUUUGCUUUCCUGACACCUAAAAAACUCUGUCUAAUGAUAGGGUCAGCCGUGGUAGCAAAAGGCUACCUUGCAGCUGCACCCAGAAUUACAGCAGUGAAGGAAUAACUUCCUUAAACCAAACCUUGCCAUCUUCAUGGGGAGACCUAUGGCACAGGGAGAGGUAGCUGCAGCCUCGAGGUGCUGCCGCUGAUGUGAGCUUCAGCCCAUGUGUUAUCAAUAGAAAAGAGAAGCACCAGGCACCAUCUACUCAUGUGUAAAAGCAUCGAGACUGUGUCCUCUUAGACCUUUGCCAGCUGCACACACAUUGUUCACAGUAGAUAAAAAGCUUAAAUAGAGAGAGUCAUGGAUAAGAAUGGAGGAGGAAUCUGUUUUAAAUGGGUUUAUACCCAGAAUUUGGUGGUUCUGACUGGUCAAGCUUUGCCCACAUGUUACGGCCUCUUGCAUCAAGCUUCUUGUGCAUGUUUAUGAAAAAGCCCAACUAAGUAUAUGCAAAGUUACACAAGCAAAAACUAUGCAUAUGAAAAGAGUCAAGCCCCACACAGUACUAUAUUUCUGCAGUAUAAUUUCAUAAGAAUGAAUACCUGAGUCUUUUUAUACAUUGUUGUCUGUAUCUGUUUAUGUGCUGGUUACUUUGGAAAUAUAUUAAUAUAAUAUGCAUAUAAUAAUGUGAGCAUUGUUUGUAUUCUUUUAGCAGAAAGAGUAAAAAUCAAGGAGCAGGAUGAGUAUUAGGGGGAGAAAAUCCACAUCUGUAUGGAUAGGCUCAACAUCAAGAUUUCAAGAAAAUUUCACCCCUUAUCUCAGUCCAAGCUUUCCUUUUCAGUUGCUUGUUUAGUUGUUUGUUUGGGGUUCCCCCUUUCAAAUAAAUUCCUAAGGCUGCUAAACCCCCACCAUAAAUACAAUUAAAAUAUACAAGACUCUGCAUGUUUUUAAUUAGUAAGGUUGGGCACUUGAACCCCUAGUGCCUAACAUUUAUUGUUAGUGUAUCAUAUAUAAUUAAUAUUCAUGCCAUUCCAUCUAAUUUUGGUAUAUAAAUGCAAAUCAGGCAUUUAGAAACAUAAAGACUUUAGAAACUAAAGGACAUCUUUUGAUCUUCCCAUUCUUCAAAACGAGUAAGGUCUUUGGGGUGAGGAGAAGAUACUCUGUGUUACAAAUUCAUAUUGGGCACAGAGAAAUGAUACUUCCAUUUUGGAUGGAUUGGGUGGAUAGACAGAUGAAUAGAUAGAUAAAUGCUGUUUUGAGAGGUUCAGUAGUGAUGGCUAACUGGUGUUGGUCCCCAGCAUUCUGAAGUACAUAUUGGAGUUCUGUGAGAAUUGGGUUGCCCCAGUGUUGCCCAGGUGUUUGAUAGGGCCCAUCUGCACUAUACAUUUAAGACAGUAUCAUUCCACAUUAAGCAGUCACUGCUUCCUUCCAAAGUAUCUGGGAUUGGGGCUGUGUGAGUGGGAUAAGGGUCUUCUAAUGACUUUCAGCAUAAUGAACAAACUACAGUUCACUGGACCCUUUGGGAAAACAAUGACUGUCUAAAGUGAUAGGGUUGUGCUUUUGAUGUAUAGUGCAGAUGGGGCUAUAAUAUGCAUCCAAGCUCCUAUACAGGCAUUAGAGUCUCUGAAUUGGACCAUGCCCUUGCCAUCCUCCUUUCUCAGGCUUUAUUUCACAGCUCAGCAGCUAGAGUUGAUAUGUCUGUGGUGCCUGAUGUCCUGCAGAUGCAUGUCUCUUACUGUGAUGGCUUUUGUCAUGAUGACAUGAGUAAUUCUGCUUGCCUGACUGGAGGAUAGCUGACAAUGUGAGGGACAUCGGCUGCUGCCUGAUGUGAUGUCCUGAUGCUUGACAAGGCAAAGUAUUCUCUAUCUCAUAUUUCUCUCCUGCAUUCACCUCCCUGCAUCUGUGCCUCUGAGCUCCUUUGAAAAAAGGUUAUUCCAUCUCUUUUAAAUCUAUUCAUCUUGGCAGUGUCUUAGGGCUCCCCAGCAAGCCUGACUCUUGGAGACUGUUAUAAUCUUGCUUUCUGCCUCUCCAACCCCCAUGCCUAGCUCUGAUGGUGUGGUUCUGCAUAUAUUGGCAUUUUCCAUGGUGACAUUACAUUAUAAUGCCAUCUCAGAAGACGCCAUAUCGUUGUCCCCCCCCCCCACUAAUUGUAAGGAAACUUGGGGAAUUUUAUUGCCAACCUCUGUUCUGACGUGUGUGUGUGUAUCUUCUCUAUUUUUCAGUUAAAAAAAAAUACAUGUAACAAACAAUCUCCAUAUAUCCUCACCACCCAAGGAACAUUCCAUACAUAUACAAAGCAAAUGAAGACUGUAUCAAGCAGAUUAUAAUUAACUAUAGUAGUUAAGUCUAGGGACGCAGGUGGCGUUGUGAGUUAAACCACAGAGCGUAGGACUUGCCGAUCAGAAGUUCAGCGGUUCGAAUCCCCGCGACGGAGUGAGCUCCCGUUGCUCGGUCCCUGCUCCUGCCAACCUAGCAGUUCAAAAGCACGUCAAAGUGCAAGUAAGAUAAAUAGGUAACGCUUUGGUGGGAAGGUAAACGGCGUUUCUGUGCGCUGCUCUGGUUCGCCAGAAGCAGCUUAGUCAUGCUGGCCACAUGACCCGGAAGCUAUACGCCGGCUCCCUUGGCCAAUAAAGCGAGAUGAGCGCCGCAACCCCAGAGUCAGUCACAACUGGACCUUAUGGUCAGGGGUCCCUUUACCUUUUUAUAGUAGUUAAGGGUCUUCUACUCUUCAUCUUAACACACUGCCCCAGAGUGAACCAUUGGUAGCUGGUGGAGGGGUGGGACAACAUUCUCCUUUCCAGUGUAGUGAAUAAGCAUGUACCAUAUAGUUUCAAAAUUGUCUUUGGUCUUUGUGUUCCACCAGAGCUAAGUUAGUUGCUGUUUUCCAGUACUGUUAGGACUGUCAUAUGUCUGGGUUUUCCCGGAGACAUCUGGGAAUUGAACUGACAAAAUGGCGUCCGGGCAGAUUUUUGCAGAAUCGGCAAAAUGUCCAGGAAAACGCUAACGUAUGGCAAGUAGGACAAUUUUUUUUUUUUUAAAUGAUUUUAAAAUCCCCCCCAAAAACGCCCCCAAACUGCCUCAACCAAUAUAAUGUUUAUCAAAACAACAGCAGCAUAUGAUCCAAACGACUGCAGCGGCUUUCUUUUCUGGAGGAAGCAUCAACAUCAGAAGCAUCCCUUCCUCCAACAGAUGCAGCUUUGGCCAGAGGAGUAGUGGAUGCUCUCCCUCGUCAUCUCUCCAGUGCCUACUAAGGAGAGGUUUCCAAGCGGACCUCGCAGCCAGCAGUGAAGGCUGGGAGGACCCUGCAGGAGAGCCAGGGCCACCUUUCCAGCAACUACUGCCUCCCCUCGCAGCUCUAGGGUGCAAAUCACCGGCACCCCACCACCAGCACCAACAUAGAACUCCUUGAUUAUUGCUAUAGAGAGGUGUGUGUUUUAGCGGGGAGCAGUAACCCCCUCACUAACUACCUCACUGGCCAAGCUUCCUCCUCCUCCUCUGCUGACAGGCUGUGGGUGUGAGUGUGAGUGUGCCAGGAGCUGGUGUGCAGGAGAAGCAUUGUAGGCUCGCACUGAACGUGCACAGACACUUGUGCCUCCCUGUCCGGAUUUUUACUUUUGGGUGUAAUUAUGUUUCCAGCUGCUUACAUGAAAAUGAUUAGUAAGUCCUUAAACAAUAAAUUAAUACGGUCAUCUGUAAACAGAUUUAAUAAAGCUAACCUCAGAACAGGUUGUACCACUUGUCUUAUAAGAAAGAAGGAAUUUCUUCAAAGACUAAUUUCCAAAAUAAUUGUACAGGUUUGCAUUCCCACCGCAUAUGGAUGUAUUAGCCUAUCUGCUGACAUCCUCUCCAACAUAAAGCUUAAUAAUAAUAAUAAUAAUAAUAAUAAUAAUAAUAAUUGUAUGCCAUCCAUCUGACUGGGUUGCUGCAGCCACUCUGGGUGGCUCCCAACAGAGUAUUAAAAACAUGGUAAAACAUCAAACAUUAAGAACUUCCCUAAACAGGGCUGCCUUCUAAAAGUCAAAUACAGUGGUACCUCGGGUUACAAACUAAAUUCGUUCCAGAAGUCUGUUCUUAACCCGAAACCAUUCUUAACCUGAGGCGGGCUUUCACUAAUGGGGCCUCCUGCUACCACCAGCGUGCAAUUUCCGUUCUCAUCCUGGGGCAAAGUUCGCAACCUGAGGUACUACUUGCAGGUUAGCAGAGUUUGUAACCCAAAGUGUUUGUAACCCGAGGUACCACUGUACAGUAGUCGUUUAUUUCCUUGACAUCUGAUGAGAGGGCGUUCCACAAGGCGGGUGCUACUAUUGAGAAUGCCCUCUGCCUGGUUCCCCACAACCUCACUUCUUGCAGUGAGGGAACUAGCAGAAGGCCCUUGGAGCUGGACCUCAAUGUCCCGGCUGAACAACAUUGGUGGAGACAGAUGUGUAGUGUCAUCUGUGAAUUGUUUUAAAACUAUUUUCUCUCAUUUUAGCUAAAUCUGACUUAAAAGCCCCCCCUGUUUUUGCCAUGCUGUGUUAUCAAUGUCACAAUAUAGAUCUGAUUCACAAAUAGAUUUUUAUGAAAUUAGAUCCCCUGUCAUUACAUCAUAGGUAAUCUUUUAGAUAUUGGAUAGGAACUUUUUUGAUUCUAAGUAUAAUUUAAAGUCAGUUGUUCAAUAGUAUUUAAGGGUCUGGUGGCUUGAGAUAAUACUGCUGGGUUAGCAAGGAAAUGUAUAAUUUGAUGUAUGGACAGUGAACUGAUUUCAAGGUCACCAAAUUGUAUCAUUUUCUGUACUCCAGUGAGAGGUUUCAUUCCCUUAUAGAGGUCUCUUUUUGUGUGUAGUCCCUUUUGGUUCCAGCCUUUGAAAUGUGUUUCUCUAGAACUGUUACAAAACGAAUAAUUGGAUACAUUACUGGGGCCAAAUUUUUGGAUCUUGAGAUUCAAACUUGUAAGUCUGCUAAAGAAAAGGGACUCAGUCUAUUGUUGAGGACAAUAGACUGGAAAGUUUAAUAGGGUAAGGUCUCAGCUCUAUUUUUAUUAAAACAGAUUAUUUUUUCAUUAUUACAUGUGCAGGAUCAUGACCAUAAUAAAUUUGGGGUCCCAAGUCCUCCCAUAUGUGUUGAUUUAUUUAAAUUGCAUUCUGCCAUCUUGGUUUUUUGCUUUGCUGUAUAAAGUUAAUUGAGUUAAAUUCUGUUUGUUUGUUUGUUUGUUUGUUUGUUUUAAUAAUAAUUAUGGAUUUGAUCAGCACAUCAAAAUUCUAUUUCUUGCAGAAAUAUUCUGUAGGGAUCUUCUUUUUUUAUAUAAAGUGCAUUGGAAGGGAGUUAGCAGAAAACACACCCUCAAGAGAAAGAAAGAAAAAAUCCCAACUACCUCAAACAGCAGCAACAAACAUCAUCAUUUCAUUUUGGCAUUAUUAUUCAUCAUUCCAUUUUGGCAAGCGUCCCAGGGGGGCAGGGGGGCCAUGACACCUGGGGUAGACCGCACCCACUGCACACCCCUUCCUCUGCCAAUGCCCACAGGCUUACAUUAUAAUAAACAAACAAAUAAAUAAAAAUACAUCACACAAGGGAAAGGGGGCAAGGAGGGAAGAGAAUAAAAGCAAAAAAAACCUCAAGCCCCCGUGUUUAGACGGCUGUUCCUAUCUCUCCCACUGAGGCAGCCUGACAAAAUGGCUGCCCUCAGAUGACAGUGGAGGUAGAGAAGGCCUAAUGGAGCUGGUCUGUUGUAGCUCUGCUUCUCAGCUCUCCCAGUGGCUGCCCUUGAUUGGCUGUCUCCUUUACCCAUAAAAUAAAUAAAUUGAGAGCCCACUCUCACAUAUACACACUGACUCACCCACCCACCCCUUUAGCCUUAAAUUAGUUAUGCAAUUUCUAUUAUCCCAAUCAAUCAAUGCUAUUAUCAACAUCUACUGGUGUUUCUUAAGGGAAGAAAUUACGGCCCUGUGCUUUAGAGCAAGAUCUACAGCCCCACUUGCAGUUUUAAUUAUUUCCUUCAUUGCUAUAGUGAGGCCUCUACUCUCAAAGCAGUAGCUACAUUCUGCCACUACUCGCUAAGUUCCUUUUAAAAAUUGCUGUAAAAGCUCAACUGUUGAAGCUAAUUCCUUCUCAGGCGUGGUUUGAUUUUCAUGCUAUUGCAGGCCACUCUCCAUUCACUGCUGGCCUGAAAUUUUUAGAUUAACUGAUCACAAUGGGAAAUAGGACUUUUUUCUCUUUCUCGCCUCCAAGGCUCUGAAGCAUUGUUUUCUUAUGCUAAAUCUGCAAUAGCACACUGAUUAAGGUUGAAAAGUAUUUUAAUUUGGUGGUGUGAGUGGGAUUAGAUAAUCUAAACCACCAUUUUAUGUGAUGAUAUCAUCACACAUCUCCCUUGGGUGUAUAAGAUUACUUUGUUCCCACCCCUGACCUUUCGAUCCGAAUUGUGGGUUUGCUGCAGAAUCUGUUGGAGCAAAGGGAAAACUGCUUGGGCCCUAGCAAGUAUGAGACAAGUGGGAAACCACUUGAGCCCGUGCUUUCUAAGACAAGUGGAAGUAUGGUCAAGCCAUUAGACAAGGCUUGCUAAGAGGUGGGGGAGGCAUGGCUCCACCAUCACCAGGAUGCAUAUACUUCCUUUCCUGCAAGGAAGUCUGGACGUGUCAGAGGGCUGGAAGUUCCUGUUAAACCUGUAGCUGCUGUCCAUAAACCAAGUAAGCACUGGUCAAGAAGAAUCAACUCCAGAACUCUCCAGAAGUCCAGGGAGAUGGAAGAGAGCAGAAACAAGAGAUUGGGGAAAGAAGAGGAGAAUUCAGGUUGAUUUAAUUGACAUUGGCUCUCUAAGGUUUCAGGCAGAAAUCUUUCCUACCUGAGGAUUCCAGGGACCUUUCAAAUGCAGAUCAUGUGCACUACUGCUGAGCUAUAUAGGCCUCCCUCGAUGUUUAAUUGUAAUGCCAUGCUUAAAAACAACAACAGCAUACUACCAUCUCUCUAGGUCAGGCUUGCUCAAACUCUGCCCUCCAGAUGUUUCUGGCCUACAACUCCCAUGAUCCCUAGCUAGCAGGACCAGUGGUCAGGGAUGAUGAGAAUUGUAGUCUCAAAACAUCUGGAGGGCCGAGUUUGAGGAAGCCUGUUCUAGGUGCUGCAGAUAUGUAAGACACUUAAAGGAUCAAUGCAAUCACUUACUUUGGUUUUGUGUGUUGUUUAUCAGAGUGCCGGGUAAUGAAAAGCAACCCUCCAACUACUCCAGGCAGCAAGUCCUCCCCAACACCUCAGAAGAGCUCUGCAAAGAGUCCAGCUCCUGUGCGCCGGAGCAAAUCCCCAGCUGAUUCAGGUAACCAUCAGGAUGGUGAGUGACACUUCUUUUCCCAGCAGAUAAAUGUUGGCUCCACCUGGAUCUGGGUGAUAAGUUAGCAUCAGGGUCAUUGAUUCAUACAUUUCUCACUCAUCUGUCACACAGGGCUGGCAACAGGAGCUUUGUGUCUUUAGGCAUCUGCCAAGGUCCAUAACCUGGCAGAGAUUCUCGAGAACUGGCCCUGCCUACCUGUUGUUGCUCCUCCUCCUCACCACAGUCACUUGGCUGUCUUUUGCCCAAUCCUGACUCUUCAUCGCCAACUCAGAGUAGGGAUGCAUGUUUCUCAUUUUUCCAAGGUUACUCAGGAACGCUUGUUGAAAGCUCAUUGAAAAUCUGAGCACACUUUAUCAACUGAAUCACCUUUUUCUGUUUACUUGUUGACAUUCUUCAAAGAACUCUAAUAGGUUUGUGAGACGGGACUUGCUCUUGCAGAAGCCAUGCUGGCUCUGCUUCAGUGAGGCUUGAUCUUCUAUAUGACACACACACACACACACACACACACACACACACACAACACACUAAUCUCUACCAGUUUUCCUGGGACAGUCAUUUAGCUAAUCAGCCUGUUAUUCCCAGGAUCCUGAUUCCCAGGAGGCUGAUCUAAGGGACAAGUUACAUAAUUUUGUUUGAAGACCAGCAACUGCACAUAUGAUGAUGAUGAUGAUGAUGAUUUUAGAACUCUUGGGUGGAUGCCAUCAGGACCCAGUGAUUUACCAGUUUUUAUUUUACCUAUUAGGCCUAGAACUUAAUCUCUCAUCACUGGUAUCUGUCUUAGUUCCCCAGCCUCGCCUCCUGUAAAGGUUCUUCAGGCAAGAAUAUACACAAAUUUUGCUCAGGACACCUAACAGAAAGAAAAUAAAAUAUAAUAAAAAUCCAGCAAAACAGUAACAUGCAAAAAUCAAAAGAUGCAGAAAUUUGAGAGUAAAGCCUAUUACUAAAAAUAUAUAAAUUCAAACUCAGUUCUAUGAAUGGCCCAUUUCUUGACUAACAAUGCUUACAAAUAAAAUCAAGUCUUCAUUAGCCAGAACAUCCAUAAUGACUUGCCCAACAUGUUUCAUCCUAUGGAUGUCUUUAGUGGCUCAUAUACACUAAAAAAAAUGGAUCUUUUUAAAAUAAAGAGUUCCACAAAUUCAUCAGGGCAGUUGAUUAGCCCUAAGAUCACUUCAGUGCCCUACAAUUUAACCUACACAUAAACACAGAAUCUAAGACCAUAAGAAGAUCCUGGCUGCUGAAUCAGGCCAAAGACCCAAUUAGUCCAGCAUCCUUUUCUCACAGUGGCCAACCAGUCGCCUCUGUAGGAAGACCACAGGCAGGAUCUGAGUGCAAAGAGUGCUCUCUCCCCACUUACAAUUCUCAGCAACUAGUUUUAGAGGCAUGCUGCUGCUUCUGACCAUGGAAGGAGAACAUAGCCAUUGUUGCUUGAAGGCAUUGACAGCCUUAUCCGCCAUGAAUCCGCCUAAUCCGUUUUUAAGCCAUCCACUACCUCUUGUGGUAGUGAAUGCCCUGUGGGAAAGACAACUUUUUUUCUAUCUUGAAUCUGCCCCCUCAAGGCACUGGCAUUCUGCUAGUUAGUAUGAAACAGCAAUGUUUGGUUUGGGGGGUUACUUUUUUUCUUUUCUUUUUUACGUGAAUGACAAAUAGGCUAAGUAAGUUUUGAUUUGUAACAAAUUGGAAGAGACACAUGAGAAGAGAAAAAAUGGUGCUGAAUAAGGACACCAUGAAUAAAACAUUAUCUGGCCUGAUUUUUGUGGGAUGCUUAUGUAUUUUAUUUGGUUGAAACAGCAUAUUCCUGAAACUUUUCAUCUGUGACAUGUCUUGACAACUUAUUCCUCACCCUUACAUGUUACAGUCAUUUGGUCUUUUGUUUGACCCAGACGUCUUUUCCAAAACCUAACGAAAAAAGAAUAUUAGGCUGGAAAUAAGCUCAGCUUGAUGAGUGUAAAACAUCUGAAUCUUUGAAUAUCUUUCCUGGUUUUUGCUUGUAUAAGGAACAGAGUGUCUAGGUGAAUUUAUUCAUUCAGUGUUUCUGCCACCCUAACCCUAAUCUAUACCAGCACUAUUGAUACUUGCUAUAGUCAUGCCAGUGACUGAAAUUUUAAGACUGGUGAUGACAUCAGACAUAUUGUUUAUAGAGAAGUCACAGCUGUUUCUUCACCUACAGGAGAAAAAAGCCCCUUAGCUUCUAUCCAGUUUUGCAGCUUGUAUGGUAGUUUUGCAUUGUACAUGGAUGCUGUCAAUUAUUAUUAUUAUUACUACCACCAUCAUCAACCUUUCAGCAUUUGCAUGCUGCCUUUUCAGGACUAGCCCCCCAAUAGCUGUUCAAAGCCUACUAAAACAAAAAUGCAUCACAAAACAGCUAGGGUAGUCAGUAAUGCAUUGCUAAAUUUAUAUUGUACAACACUUAGAUAUUAAGUGAUUUAUAAAUAUUUUUAUAUAAAACAAAGGGGAUGAAGGGGAAAAGGGAUUUGCAUUGAAUUUGCACAGGUUAAUUUAUACAAAGAUGCAAACGUAAAAUGUAAAGAUAUAAUUGAAUAUAAUAUGUACAGUUGUAAAGAUGCAAUCCAUUUCACCACAGUGGGGGCAGAGUGUGACCUGGUGGCUUGUGCGCCUGAUUAGUCUGCUGUCCAGUUGCUUACUGUGGAUGGGCAACUUCAAGGCCCCCCCCUUCUUUCCCUUCUUUCUUUUUAAUCCAGGCUUGGACCUGGCAGCCCUUCCAGUAGAGGACUGCCCUCUUUAAAGUAAGCCACUUGACCACAGUAUAUCAAUCCACAAUCUCUACUGUAACAAUAAAUCAUCAAAGACCCCAAUAGACUGAAACAAGUGUUACCUGCAACAUCAUGUUAUAGCAUGGAUUGCUGCAGAGCUACUACAUACAGUGGUGCCUCGCAAGACGAAAUUAAUCCGUUCCACGAGUAUCUUCGUCUAGCGGUUUUUUCGUCUUGCGAAGCAACCCUAUUAGCGGCUUAGUGGAUUAGCACUAUUAGCGGUUUAGCGGCUAUUAAAGGCUUAGCGGCUUAGCGGCUUAGCUGCUAAAAGGCUAUUAAAGGCUUAGCGGCUUAGAAAAAGGGGGGGGAGCGAAAAAAAAUCUCAAGACUCGCAAGACAUUUUCGUCUUGCGAAGCAAGCCCAUAGGGAAAUUCGUCCUGCGAAGUGCAUUGAAAAACAGAAAACCCUUUCGUCUAGCGGGUUUUCCGUCUUGCGAGGCAUUCGUCUUGCGGGGCACCACUGUAUCCCUUUCCUGGAUACUCCAUUCCAUUAAUCUGGCCCCUCCCCUCUUAUGCUUUUAGUGGGCUCCAACCCCUUUUAAAAGUACACACGGACCUAAUGUAAGAAGCAAUUACUUGACCCAAAGCAUUCACAAGUGAUCAGCUGCACUGUGGAUUAUGAGAAACAGCGAAAUGUUCUGUUUUUAAUAGAGAAGCUUGGAGUCUUUAAAAUGAGAUUUCAUAAGAUUGCUUUCAACCAGUGUUAUUUAUUCCCACUUCCAAGUUUUAUUUGAACCAUAAUGACCUAUUCAUUCUGCUAUUAUUUCAUGCAUCAGUCUGAAAUCAUACCCAGAUAUGACCAAAGCUUGCUUCUUAGCCAGCCCUGCAAAAAACAAACGUAGCAUCAUUCAGUUAGAUGUAUUUUUCAUCCCAAUAUAUAUCAGUACUAAAAGAUUUUACAGAGAAGUUUAAAUGUAUGAUUUAUUGGUGGCAGAGGGUUGCAUCCUACUAGGAUGUAAUCAGAUCAGACCCUUUAAAAUGAAUGGUCCUAUGUUGGUCAUGUCUAUUAAUUUCAAUGGGUCUAUCAAAAACAUUUUUUUUAAAAUGCCCGUGCAGAUUUUCAUUACAGCAAAUAACAAACCAAUCAAGAAUUGUAACUAUACCAUGACAAAAGGAGAUUUCUUUCAAGGCUCAACCUAGAUCAGGUGUUCUCAAAGGUGUUGUAAGAGGCACCCCCAAAUAAAAAAAGAGAGAGAGCAAAGACUCCCCAAGUGUAACCAAAACGACACCAUUAGGAAAAUUAAUCAUUUUCUAUAAUGAAGUUCAAUACAAAGGAAGGCCUCAAACGCCCUACUUUUAAUAAAGCUAAUGCAUCUAAUUAGACGUAGGGGAGGCAAAAAGACGCUAGAACUACUUUCAAAGACAGUAGAAUCAUUUUGCAACCAAGACGUAACCAAAAUAUUAACUGAAUUCUAUUCUCCUUUCAAUAAAAUAUGUAAAUUGUCCCAAAUACUACAAAUAAUACACUUUCUUAUUUGAUCCAUAUUCGAACACUUCUGUAAAAUAUUGCUACAUACAUACACUUUCAUCUCCAAGCGGUGAGAGAUUUUAUUGGUCUGCACACCACAGGUUUGGUUUCCUCAUUUUCUGGGAAAGCCCAUGUCAUUGUAUAAAAUCCUCAUUGGCUUUCCAGAAAGGACAGUCAGGGAGAUUGUGGAGUUCAAACUGGGAAUGAGGGCAAAUAUAAAGAAAACACACACACACACAUCAUCAAGCACCUCAUAGCAUGUCCAAAGCAGGAAUAAAUAAUUCCUCUUUCAUGGUGGGCAGAGAAUUUUACAAAAAUUAGGGGGUUUUUUUAGCUCAGCACUAGUUUGUACUAAUUGGUCUUUGCCAGUUGAUUUUCCAACCUCAGCUUCCUAGCUAUAUCAAACCUUCGUUGUGUGAUGUGGAGAGGAUUCCAUGUUGCUUUAAGGCCAAUUAACAUUCCCAUGCCCUUUGCAAGUACCAGGGGGAAGAUCCAUAGGACAUUGAUUUUAAAUUAAAACAUGACCUUCUCAUGCUAGUGUCUAGCAGGCUGAGCCUGAAUGGGGAAGGCACGAUCUUCUAGCCAAUGAGAAUCUGGAUGGGUGCUUCUCAUUCAUUGCUUCCCUAAAGGCCUGCAGAGAAAGGGAUGCAUUUUCACAAGACUGCAAGAUCUAGCAAAACACCCACAGAAUGCCAGCCUGGCUUGAUCUUUUGAAUGUUUACCAAGAAUCCUUAUUACAAGUGGAUCUAUUGCGGUCUGGAUAGUCUGCAAAGAAGACUUCUAGAUUAUUACUUAAUGCUCUGGUCUGUAUAUAAUGUAGCAAAUAUUGCAUUGUUUUCCUGCCCUCAGCCCAUAUUUGCCUUCCUGCCCCCCCAUUUUAUGUUCUCUACAACAACUCUAUGAGGCAGGUUAACGUGAGCGUUUUUAACCCAAGAUCAACAGGUGAGCUUCUUAUUGCAAAUAUAACAGGAAAGAAAGAAUGAAAGAUCCACUCACAUUAACAAUAAGAAUAAUCCACCAAUCCUAAUUUAAGCAUAUAUAUUAAUAUAGACUGUCCAUACAUAUACAUUGCUGUUAUAGCACAUGUGAUAGAAAGAAGAGAGUUUCUUUGUAGACUUAAUCCUACUUCUCUCAGAGCUGGUAAACCUGUAUUUAUAGUUUAGGAAACCAAGUUGAGAAGAUGUUGGGGAAUUUUCCUUGAACCAGUAAAUUCAGAGCACAUAGAACCUCACCCCAAAGAAAAAUAGGAACUAUUGUUUGUUUAGGAUGAUGGGAGCUUUAGCUCUUAUGAGUUCCCCGGAUUAUUUGGGUGAAGCCAUGUGCUUUGAAUGUAUGAUGUGGAUGUGACUCAAGUCAGACCUUUGGUCCACCCAGUUCAAUAUUGUAUUUACAUUGACUGGCAAGAGCAGUUUAGGGUUUCAGGUAACAGUUUUUCCCAACUCAAUGUAUAUAUCAAGGAUUGAAACUGGGGCCUUCUGUGUGUAAAGCAUGUGCUCUGCCACUGAACUACAACUUUAUCUAUAGACAGUACCUCACAUGAUUGAAUACUUCUCUGUACAAAUGCAUAUACUGUAUAAAUAAAUCCAUGCACAUAGAAAACUAGCUAGGGCAGAACCCUUUGCCUAACACCCAGCUUUCAGUAUGGAGGGAUUUUUAAAUAUAUAUUUAUUUUUUGGUACAGUUGUACCCUGGUUGUCGAACACCCUGGAACCCAGACGUUUUGGCUCCCGAACGCCACAAACCUGGAAGUGAUUGUUCUGGUUUGCGAAUGUUCUUUUGGAACCUGAACAUCUGAUGAGGCUUCUGUGGCUUCUGAUUGGCUGUAGGAGCUUCCUAUACCCAAUCAGAAGCCACAAUUUGGUUUUCGAAUGUUUUGGAAGUCAAACAGACUUCCAGAACAGAUUCCAUUCAGCUUCCAAGGUAUGACUGUACACAGGACUAUUGAUUUGUAUGUGCUGCUGAGUUGCCACCUAAAGAGGUACCACUAGGAUACAGGUUUACCAUCUUACUGAGGACAAGAUAUGUUGGCAAGAAUUGGGGACAAAGAGAAAGAUUUGCUGUUCAACUCCAGGUGGGACAAAAUACAUUGAUGUGUUCACAAAGUUAUAGAUAAGUAAAAAGGGGAGGGGAAACUGCUAAGGUUAUCUGCUAAUGACAUAUAAAGAUUUUCUAUGGAAGAUCUACUGGCCUGGAUUUUUUUCCCCUUUUGUGGAAUAAUACCUUUUUGUGACUUUGCAAAAGUGCAUUGUGCUGAUGAAGUGAAAGAAGUGUUAAAGUGCAAAUUUAAAGUGCACAAUUUUCAGCUCCAAUCUUACCUUUCUUUGGAAGGGGAGGAAGGAUUUAAAUUCAAUAAAUAAAAACAAUUCAAUCAAAACUAUUUCAAACUCAGCAUUUCCUAUCCUUCUUGCAGCACCUAAGUCAUGUUUUCAAAAACAUGACCUUUUACUUGCAAAGCAAAAGAUGUGUAGACAGACAGACAGAUACCUCAACUGUGAGGUUGGAAAAGAAACUUCAUCUGAACCAGCAAAUAAUGAUUUAAAAGUUCUAUUUUGGAAUUAUGCUUCAUAAACUGGAACGUUUCAAUGGGAAACUGAAUAGGCAUUAAAAUAUAUAUAUUGUCUUUGUUCAUUGCUGAUUUCUCCUUUGCUUUGUACAGCCAAUGGAACAUCAAGCAGCCAACUGUCCACACCCAAAUCAAAGCAGUCUCCUAUCUCCACACCCACCAGCCCAGGGAGCCUCCGUAAGCACAAGGUAUUACGUUUCUUAUACCUUACUAAACCUCCUACAUGAUUAUUACCUGCCUGCACCACUGCAAGAGUUUGUGAGGGUGGGAGGAGUACCUGGACUGCUCCACUUGAAAUAGCCAGAUGGUGGUAAGGCAGUCACUGGCUCAGCUGCAGUCUAAUAACUAUAAAGGAUCUCUAUGCUUGAUUCUGCAUGGGGCUGACAUUUUGGUUGGUGGUGCAAUCAACUGUUAGGGCUCACCCACUCUUCUGUGCUGGUUUCCCCCGGGGAAGCCUGAUCUUCAGCACUGAAUUGGAGCAAAUUGGGUUUUCUGCAGAUUGAUGUUUGCUCCAAUUUAGCUCUUAAGAGUGAGUUCUCUGGGGGAAAGCAGAAAGGAAAAGGCAAAACCACUUGAAGCCAUGACUAGAAAGCACAGGACAAGUGGGAAACAGCUCAGACUUGUGCUUUCUAGGCAUGAGGAAAGUGGAAGUGGAUGAGCCCUCAUACAGAAUUCCUAUUGCGCCAUGCUGUCCAGGCACAGACCCACUCUUUAAACCUCUGUGUCCAAGUGUGGGUUUUUUGUGGGUUUUUUGUCCAGACUCUGUGUUUUACCAUUGAAUUGGAGCAAAUGGCAAUGCAUAGAAAACCCAAUUGCCGUUUGCUUUGAUUUGGUGGCAAAACAUGGAUUCUCCCAGGGAAAGUGCUGGGACAAAAAACCAAAACAAAACUGUUUGGACAUGGAGCUUUAAAGCCUGGGGCUGUGCCUAGAAAUGCAACACAAAAGGAAGUCUGAAUGAGUCAUUAGUCUCAGCUGUCCAUCUACAUUUUAGCAAGAAUAGUGUAUUGACCUUCCAGGACUGUUGUAAAAUGUAAGGCUUACUGAAAUCCUUUGAAAACAAACAUACAGUGUGUGUGUGUGUGUGUGUACACAUACACAUACAUGUUUUUGUGCAUGAUAUCUAAUGUUUUCAAUUAUCUAUACAGACAGAGAUAAUUAUAAAAAUGAUUGUCAUUCUGGAAGGUACAUUCUUCAUUUAUAUGUACAGCAGAUAUAGUCAUCUGUUGUAUUUCUUGGGUGAGCAGGAAAUAAGGCAUAUUGUAUCAUGAAAGCUGAAAUGAAUGGAAAGUGUUGAUUGAUUAAGAAUAGAGACUUUGUAUGUUGUGAUCAUAGUCACUUUCUACUCCAGACAAUGGCCUAAGAAUACCCUCGUCAUAGUUGUGGCAUUCCGCCCCCCAAGCCCCCAAACCAUGGAAAUUGUUGCCAGUUAUACAUUACUGCAAAUGAUUUCCAUUGAUUUGGGAUGAGCAAACAUCCCACCUCAGGAAAUCUCCUUCAUAAAUUAUCCAGAUUAAUAAACUUGAUCAAUUUCCAAAACAUCCUCUCCAGACCUCUGGACCUAUUUAGAUUAUUCUAAAUAGCUAAUCUGGAUACGUUUUGUAUUUGACCAGAAGUGAAAUGGACCCAUGAGGGUAGACUCCCUAAAUACAGGCUUUAAUUACAGGUUUGUUGCAAUUUCCUGACUUCUCUUUCUCUGACUCGUUAACACUCUAUUUCUCCACAUGAAUGCUUGCAGGGACCAAAAAAGUAUUGUGCAAACCAGCCCUUAAUAAGGACAGUCAGUCAGCAGGAGCUUUCAGAGAUGGUAGUUUACAUCAAAAAAAAAUCCGAAUCCUAAUUGUGUGUGUUUCCUCUGCCCAGAUUUUUCCCACUGUAUAUUUUCUAUAGGAACUUGCUGCUGCCAUCAUAAUGAGAUACAGCCAAGUGAGACCCUGGUGAACCUCUACAAUGUCUUCUUAAGAUCAGUGAAAAGGACGACAGUUCAGGGGCAAUAAAAGUUCCUUUGAGCAAGUGAUGCUUAUACAUGAAUCUAAAGGAACUGAAAUGAAUGUGAUGGCUCUAUGUAUUAACUGCAUCCAUCACUAAUGAUGAUUUUGUUCAACAUUCCUGGGGCUUCAUUUGAAUGGUGGUUUUGAUUGAAACUGUAGCAGAAAUAUGUUCUGAAACACAGUACCACAAGCUCCCUCUGCUCACCAAUGAAACCAAAAGUAAAGGUUUUAGGUCCUAAACCUAUUCAUUCCCCACAUUUCAUCAGCAUUCCGUUCACAUAGCAUUUCAUUUUUUCACCUGUCUGUUUCACUUUCUGGAAGGUGUAGAUUUUCAAGGAAAGAUAAGCACCAGAAAGGCUAUGAAAAAGGGAGGUACUCCAACUAUGUCACCUGUAGGCUGUAGUGGACCAUGGUGGAGCAGGUGCUGUUACCAGCUUACAGAAGAUUUUAGGUAGCUGGGAUGAGGUUUGGGUUCUUUAAAUGCAUUCAUUGAAGAUUUAACAAUACAGUAUCAGGGGCAGACCUUAGUUAUAUGAAGCCCUGCAGGAGACCAAUUGAUGCCGUCCCCACAACCCUUAAAAUGCCAGUUUAAGUGCUUGGAAAGGAGGAAGGAGAACUCUAGGACCCUGUCAGAGCCCCUUCAUGCCUGAAUGAUCAGGAGGUUGUGGACUCUCUUUGCAUGGAGGUUUUAAAGCAGAUGUUGGAUGACCAUCUGUCAUGGAUGCUUUAGUUGAGAUUUCUGCAUUGCAGGGGUUUGGACUAGAUGGCCCUUGGGGUCCCUUCCAACUCUAAGAUUCUAUGCUUCUAUGACUAAGUUUACUUGUAUACUGCUUUUUGCUCAAUGAGCUGCGCCAAAAGCAGCUUUCAAAACCUCAAAGUACAGAGAAUUGAAAAUGCAAAUAUACAAAGUGCAGAGCAUGUCAGUAAAUUAAAAUAAAAAAUCCUGGCACUAAAACAAUUUUAAGGUUUGUGCCAGGUGGUCCUCCUUGAGGAGACUAUUCCAUAAACACGAGACUACUAGAGAGAAGGCUUAUUUUCUUUUCCCCAUACUCCAUUGGAGGUGGCAUGCAGUGAAGAGCCUCAGAUAAUGAUCUCAGAUUCUUGACAAGUUUAUAUGGGGAAAGGCGGUCCUUUAGGUAUAGUAGUCCUGAGUCAUAUAAAGCUUUAAAGGUCAAAAAUAGCAUUAUGACUGGAACCCAGAAACCAACUGGCAACCAGUGCUGUUAGGACAGAAUAGGUGUUAUAUGCUCAUGCCUUCUUUUCCUAGUUAACCAUCUAGCUGCCACAUCUUCAGUAGCUGUAGUUUCCACACAGUCUUCAAAGGCAGCCCCAUUUGCUAACUGUUAUCCCUGACUACUCUUUAUGCUGACUGGGACAGAUGGGCAUUGGAGUGACAAAUUUCCUAACGCUGCUAAAGAUGCCCUUGUAACAGCACUCAUGACCACUUGGUCCCUAGGAAGAUGAAGAGCAGAUCAGGAAGUGGGCUAGAGGUCAGGAAAGGCAUCCUAAACUGGUGUUAAUCCAGAACUGGUGCUAUAUGUUCACACCUUCUUGUUCCAAUUAUGUCCGAAUGUAAGAUUGACAGGAUUCUUUAGAAGGUCAUAACUCCAGCAGACCUCUUCCUUUGUGCUUAGUAUUUAAAGUGAAAUAUGGAGAAAAGCUUCAUCAAAAUUUGGGGAACUUCUGGAAGCAUGCUCAGCAGUAGAGCAUAUGCUUUGCAUGCAAAAGAUCCCAAAUUCAAUCCCUGGCACUAUAAAAAUUUUGUGUCUGAAACGCAGUAAAACCAUUAAAGUACUAGACAGAAAAGAACUUUUUAAGGCUGUGUUUGGAUCAAGCUAUACUUGCCACCCAAAUUCCUACUAUGAAGCCAGAAAAUCUGGACUUUGGCAACAUCACUACUUAUUGGAACUGGGCGGCGGGGGUGUGUGUGUGUGUGUGUCUCUGUCCACAAGGAAGUGGAAACUGGGCAUACCAAGCACCCCACUGUAUCUUUUUUGUUCAUCAAAAUGCUCAAAUACUGGCAAUUCUACUCCAUUAAGCAAUGAAAGACACGCAGAUAAUUACAAAGCUUUAGCAGGCAUAUUGCUAUUCCCUUAUAAGGACACUUUUUAAAAUGUUGAGACUAAUGCUUCAUUUUGCCAGCUGUAAAGUACUGUAUGAUUGUAUUUUGCUAGUGCUGUCACAGUAGCCUUCUGGGACAGGAUUGCCUGUAGCAGCUCUAGGGUCUUCUAAUUUUCCCUCCCAUGCUCCUACAUCAGAUCAUGGUAUUGCAUGCAAACUCAUCUACAAACAUAGGGUGAUGGCGUUGUUCUCAUUUGCAGUGACAGGUGGAUCAUGUGAAAAAACAGUUCACCAACAGAGGCAGAUAUCUUCCUAGAUACAUAAAAAUGUAAGGCUGUCAUCACGUAGCUCCCAUUUCAGGAUUUGUAGUGCCACAUCACAAUCCUGAUUUUGUAUGACAUGAGGGUGGGAGAAAGUGAGAAGGGAAAAGUGGUGGUUUAGAGCAACAGAAGAUGCUUGAAUACAGCAAGGAUAGAGAAAGCUGAGAGGAAAAUAAUGGUUUUAAACAACAGCAAAGGUUUGAGUAAAGUACCUUAAUACAAUGGAAUAUUUGAGGGCCCUGCAUCCUUUAGCUCUCUCACGUGAGGCAGUUGAGGAAUGGAACAGAGAAGGUUCAGUAUAGUGAGAAGGAUGGUACACUGAAAGGGGAAGAAGUGGCUGUUCUAAACAAUGACAGAAGUUUGAGUAGAGUGGAGAUGGAAAGACACAGAGGGAAAAUGGCAGUUUCAAACAAUGGCAGAGGUUUGAAUAAAGUAAGAAUGGAGCAAAAGUGAGAGAGAAAUGUAGCAUUUUUUAACCAUGGAAGAGGUUUGAGUACAGUGAUCAGGAGAUGGCAAUGAAGGGAGGGGAAGCAGCAGUUUAAAAAAAGAUUUGGGUUAAAAUAAGAAUUCCCUGGAAAGAGGAAUAGAUUUUUAAACCACUCUGAGAAUUGUAACUCUGUAAGGGGAACUAUUCUCAGUACCCUUAGCAAACUAUAGUUCCCAGGAUUAUUUGGGGGAAACCAUGUUUAGAGUGGUACGACACUGCUUUAAAUGUAUGCUGCAGAUUGGGCCUAGGUCUGCAAUGAUUAUUUGUGCACUGAGUCACUGAAGCAGUUCUUCAUUGAUGCAGAAGAGGCUAAUUGUGGGAGUUAACACAUUUUCCCUUUCUCCUUACAGGACUUGUACCUGCCUCUAUCCUUGGACGACUCUGAUUCCCUUGGAGACUCCAUGUAA
Podarcis lilfordi (Lilford's wall lizard) is the source of this 98255-nucleotide messenger RNA. The record is from the annotation of a GenBank genome assembly. NCBI's taxonomy places the organism in Eukaryota, Metazoa, Chordata, Lepidosauria, Squamata, Lacertidae.